Molecule: messenger RNA, 91820 nt
Organism: Podarcis lilfordi (Lilford's wall lizard)
Lineage: Eukaryota; Metazoa; Chordata; Lepidosauria; Squamata; Lacertidae
Source: the annotation of a GenBank genome assembly
CACAGAGACGCAGUGCAUGCGUGUGCGCGCGGCUCGCAAAGCGGAGAUCUGCGCGCCACCGGAGGAUCCCCGAGCGCUCCAAGACGGCGCUGCAACUGUAAGUAGGGCGACUUUGGAGAGGAAGGAGGCGCGCGGGGGCGCACGGGGCUUCCUUACUGAGGUUUGGGUUGGGUUGGGUUAGGGGUGGUUCGUUCGCAAGAAGCUGGGACGGGAAGGAAAUAAGGAAGCGCAUCGCACGGUCCCUUAAAAAUAACCUGAGAGGAAGGAAUACAAAAACGAAACACGAAUUCUGCGGUUCUGUCAGUUAUUUUUGCAAACAGCUGGUCAGAUUGCGAUUGGCACGGGCUAGAGGAGAUGUUUGGGUCGCCUGGGCAGUUGCAAACGGGAUAGGCUCUCAUGCCUUGGGUAUUAUGGAGCUUUGAUUUGUUGUGUUUCUUUGCGUGGAUCAAGGAUGGGGGGGCAUUGAAGUUGCAUGUUAUUUACCUCUCUAGGGACCAGAGAAAAGUAAGGAGCCUGUCAUUAUGGAGCUAAUUUGUAGAGUUGGGAGGGACCGCGAAGUCAUCUAUUGCAACCUCCCUUUACUGCAGGAAUCUUUUGCCCAACGUGGGGGUCGAACCCACGACCCUAAGUCUCAUGCGCUAACCACUGAGCUAUCCCAGGUGCAUCCCAGCACGUGAUGCUGUUCUCACGUGCUUUCGUGGGGAUGGCGAUCAAGCGCGCAAAGUAUCCACAGCCUUCCUUUCUACGCGAGUGCAAGCCUCUGUAGGGUGGCCUCAGCUUCUCCGCCUGCAAAAUGGGAAGAAGCGAUUCGAUUAAAAGCCGCCCUUAACUGAUGAGAGGCAAGCGCACGCAUGCCUUGGCUGAAGCAACUGCUGAGAAGGGAGACUUCAGGCCAGGAGGCAAAAGGUUUCGCAACGGCCACGGAGAUGUUUUAGCAAACGAGCUGGCAGUUUCUUCAUUCGCUCUGCGCAGCUUCCUAAUGCAAAAGGAGGAGGAAGCCAGGAUUUUUGAGCGUGAAAUUGAAAAUAUGCCCAGUGCCCAGAGAGCAUUUCUGUCACUGAGACUGCAACUCUGCACACACCAAGAGGAAGUUAACUCCGUGGAAUACAGCAAGCAGUUCUGAAUGAACUCACAAGGGGCUGAAGUAUGAAGGAAUUUUUUUUUGUGUGCGCACACAAACGUGCAAAUAUUGUUUGAUAUCUGCCUCUGCUUACUCUAGCAUCCACAUAAUUUGUAGACUGCUUGCGUGUUCUUUCCCUCAGUUUAUCUGGUGACCCUGAUGUUUCACAUUCCAAGCGUGAUUUCAUUCUCCUUUGAUAAAAAACAGCAUGCAAUCUAAUAUUAAUAUUUGCAUUUCUAGGUGCUGCAGGAAAGACUCAGGAAUAGUGUGCAAAAGUGUUUUGAUGCCUGAGAUCUCUGUGUGGAACGUAGAUUUUCAAAAGUGUUUUCGGUGCAGGGCCAAGAUGUGCAGCCUUAUAACCUAAGGAGCCCUAGUCUCUGUGGCAGGCCCAUCUGAAAUCAUUUUAAAUUUAUUUUAAUUUUGACUUUAAUCCACCUGUCCUCCCUGACCUACAUUGUUCCUUCCUCCGCCCACUUUUCCCCUCACAACAACCCUGUGAGGUAGGUUAGGCUGAGAGAAAAAGAGAUUGGGUCAAGGUCAUUCCGAGUGGGCUGUUCCACAGCUGAGUGGGGAUUUGAAACCAGGCCUAGUCAUGCUAGUCAGACAGUCUAACCCAGGGACUGGGAGCAGGUAGAUCUGCUAGUAGAUCUCUAGGCAUUUGGCAGUAGAUCAGCAAGAGUUUCCGACUCCCAUUAAUUUAAUACAGUGGUACCUCGGGUUACAGACGCUUCAGGUUACAGACGCUUCAGGUUACGGACUCUGCUAACCCAGAAAUAGUACCUUGGGUCAAGAACUUUGCUUCAGGAUGAGAACAGAAAUCGCGCAGUGGCAGCAGAAGGCCCCAUUAGCUAAAGUGAUACCUCAGGUUAAGAAAAGUUUGAGGUUAAGAACGGACCUCCAGAACGAAUUAAGUUCUUAACCCGAGGUAGCACUGUAACACCAAGCGAAAUGGCAAGUGAAAACAAAAACCUGUGGCUUAGCCUUGUGCUAAUUGCUUGUCAACCUUUCUGUACCUCUCCUUCCUGCAAUUUUAUGAAUGUAAGUUGGUCUGCCUUUGACCAGUUCUUUUUGCACUUCCACUGGCCUGUUGGGGAGUUUGGUUCUCAAAUCCCUGAUCUGUUGUAACUCUGUAGUCGAUUCGUACUAACACACACAGGUUAUUUGGCUGUAUGCCUUCAGGUAUGGGCAAACUUGGCCCUCCAGAUGUUUUGAGACUACAAUUCCCAUCACCCCUGACCACUGGUCCUGUUAGUUAGGGAUGAUGGGAGUUGUAGUCCUAAAACAUCUGGCGGGCCGAGUUUGCCUAUGCCUGCCUUCUGGGAUGCAGUAGAGGAGUGGCUCCUCCCCGUUUUUGGUUUUGCAGCUGGCUCUGAUUGGUAGAUAUUGGUAGUUUAAGCAGAAAUGCAAACUAGGUCACAUAACCCGAAAACCUGCCCACCAUGCUCUAACCACAGCACCACAUUGGCAGAGGUACCACCUCUAAGCUUAUGAUAGUUGCACAUUUAAAGGCACAGAUGCUGCCUAAUCAUAGAGUGAUGCUGGGAUAAUGAACAGAAUCAACAACUGCAUCCUUAACUCAGGGAUGGGAAAUCAGACAUCCUUGGACCACAGCUUCCAUCAUUCAAGACCAUUGGCUGUGUUGGCUGGGGCCAGCUAAGAACAUCUGGAGUGCCACAGGUUCGCUACUCCAGGGAUGCGGGUGGCGCUGUGGUCUAAACCACUGAGCCUCUUGGGCUUGUUGAUCGGAAGGUCGGCGGUUCGAAUCCCCGCGACGGAGUGAGCUCCUGUUGCUCGGUCCCAGCUCCUGCCAACCUAGCAGUUUGAAAGCACACCAGUGCAAGUAGAUAAAUAGGUAGCGCUGUGGUGGGGAAGGUAAAUGGCGUUUCUGUGCCCUCUGGUUUCCGUCACGGUGUUCCGUUGUACCAGAAGCUGUUUAGUCCUGCUGGCCACACGACCUGGAAAGCUGUCUGUGGACAAACGCUGGCUCCCUCGGCCUGAAAGCGAGAUGAGCACCGCAACCCCAUAGUCACCUUUGACUGGACUUAACUGUCCAGGGGUCCUUUACCCUUAUCUUUUUUUUAAAAAGCUCCAGCUUACUUUUUCUGUUUUACACAGUUUAUAAAACCUCUCUUUGGUGUGCUUGAGACUAACUUAUAAAUAAAAAGGAGAAGGCUAUGGUCUUCGGGAGUCUUGCUUCUUUACGUCUAACAGUUGUUGUUGGCAUAGUAUUAAUGACAUUCUGCAGAUGCCCUGGGGCAUUUUGUUCUCCUUUGAUGUCAUCGUCUGUCUCAAGAGACAAUGCAGUGCACCUCUGGGAGUGAAGUCAAACCAAAGUGACCUCUCCAGGGCACAAGCCUGGGCAGUAUGCGUGGAGGUCCUGGGCUGCGCCCUCACUGAUGUGGUUCAAAAUAAAGCAAAGCAAGACAUAUGAACAGCAGCUAAAUCAAUUAGAUCAGGCUUCCUCAACCUUGACCCUCCAGAUGUUUUGGGCCUACAACUCCCAUGAUCCCUAGCUAGCAGGACCAGUGGUCAGGGAUGCUGGGAAUUGUAGUCUGAAAAACAUCUGGAGGGCCGAGGUUGAGGAAGCCUGAAUUAGAAGGUGUGGAAGGAUAUGAAAGACCUUGAAGGACCUACACUGGCUCUCAGUACAUUUCCAUGCACAAUUCAAAGUGUUGGUGCUGACCUUUAAAGCCCUAAAUGGCCUCGGUCCAGUAUACCUGAAGGAGCGUCUCCACCCCCAUCAUUCAGCCUGGACGUUGAGGUCCAGCGCUGAGGGCCUUCUGGCGGUUCCCUCACUGCGAGAAGCCAAGUUACAGGGAACCAGGCAGAGGGCCUUCUCGGUAGUGGCACCCGCCCUGUGGAACGCCCUCCGACCAGAUGUCAAAGAGAAAAUUAACUACCAAACUUUUAGAAGACAUCUGAAGGCUGCCCUGUUUAGGUUUUAAGGCUUUUAAUGUUUAAUAGGUUAUUGUAUUUUAGUUGUUGGAAGCCGCCCAGAGUGGUUGGGAAAACCCAGCCAGAUGGGUGGGGUAUAAAUAAUAAUAAUAAUAAUAAUAAUAAUAAUUUAUUAUGUAGCACAACUAAGAGUAAAAAGGAACGCAUGGAGGUGUGGGGAAGUCAAACAAUGUAGAAGGAUAAUGAAGAAUAUUGUGACAUGGAUGUACUCACUUAUUGUAACCACAGAGCCUAGGACUUGCUGAUCAGAAGGUCAGCGGUUCAAAUCCCCGCGACGGGGUGAGCUCCCGUUGCUCGGUCCCUGCUCCUGCCAACCUAGCAGUUUGAAAGCACACCAGUGAAAGUAGAUAAAUAGGUACCGCUCCAGCGGGAAGGUAAAUGAGUUUCUGUGCGCUGCUCUGUUUCACCAGAAGCGGCUUAGUCAUGCUGGCCACAUGACCCAGAAGCUGUACGCCGGCUCCCUCGGCCAAUAAAGCAAGAUGAGCGCCGCAACCCCAGAGUCGGUCACGACUGGACCUAAUGGUCAGGGGUCCCUUUACCUUUACUUUACCUUGGUUGCAGGAGUUGCCAGAAGUAGGCAUACAAGUCGCUAUCCAACUGUCUUAGGGACUCCACUCCAGAUCUGCUAGCAUUUUCUUCUCCCAAAGAUAUCUCACAAAGCAGCGGAGAUUUAGGAUUAGAGUUUUCCUUCUCCCAGAUGGGCUACCUUCCAAGGUGGAUAAGCCCCAGCUGCCCCUCAUUUCCCGCUGCAACAUGUGCUGAAACCAUCUUCUUGACCAUUGGACCAACUCUUGGUCUUGUCCGCUCAGUCCGCUGUCUUUGCACACAGGGGAAGUUCGUAACUCACCAAGAGCUUGAGACCCAUCGGCUACCAUCACCUGGUUUAGCCGACCAAUCAAAGCCGUUCCAGGAAUGUGGCCGCUGUCACAUGGGGGCAGCUUCCAGGAGCCACAGGUGAGAUCCGAGUGCAUGGUGGUGACCAAAGGUGGUCAAAUUCCCCCAAUAGAGGGACUACCCCACCCUUUACACCCCAUUUUGUUCCCCAAGUACAGACAAAAACUGCUUUAUUUAAAGUAGUGCUGACAGCCGCUAGCUUAGAUUGUUAAAAACAAAAUACUGGGCAAGUUCAUAGACGAUUAGGUGUGUCAAGAGGUAUUGGUCAUGGAGGCUAAAGAGAAUCUGCGUUCAAAGCAGAUUUUGGGGGCAAGUAACAGUUGAAGGUUGUUACCUUGAUGCUUUGCUUGUGGCCAUCUUGGAGGCAAAACGGUGCUGGACUAGAUUGACUGGUUCUGAUUCAGCAGAGAUCCUGUAUGGCAGGUUGUCUAGGCUUGUCUUGAGCUUCUGAAACCUAACUGUUGUCCACUUCUGCCCUGAGAGUUGGUUUAGGGUCAGGGUGAAUAAAUGAUUUUAAAAAUGAUUAAUUUUUUUUUUAAAAAAAUCAGAUUUUAAAAAAUUUAAAUCAGAUUUUUUAAAAUUUAAAUUGGAUUUUUAAAAUAAAAUGCUUUUGGAGGAAAAAUCUGCCUAAAUAUCGUUUUCUAUUUAAAUUACAUUAUAGUCCAGAGGCUAUUCAUCAGGAAAUAAGUUUUUCAUGUGUGCUAAAACUCAGUCUACAUUUUUUUUUGUUUUUGUUUAACCACAUUAGUUAACAAACAUGGAUACGUAUGCUAUAAUGUUACUGUUUUAGUUAAAUAAAUUGUUUAAAUUGUUCUUCUGGAAAUGAUCAUUUUUCUCCUUCCAAUAAGGUGCAGCAGAAAAGUUGUUGCAGAAAAGUUGUCCAAAUAUAAACAGUUAACUUAUUAAACCCCACAAUAAUUUCAUAAUCAUCUCUCUAUGUAUUUCUAAGAGUAUAAUCAAAUCAGUAAUUUUUGAUAUAACUGUAAAAACUACCCUGAAAAUUUAUUAUUCCAGAAAUGACACCUUCAUCUGGUUGUAAAUAUUAAGAUUAUACCAGCAAGAAUGAGUCUUUCUGUAAAAAAAUAACGAUUUAAAUCAAGUCUUACUGACUAGCGUUUUAAAUCGUGUUUUAAAUCGAUUCGAUUUAAAUCAAAUCCACCCUGUUUAGGGCACAGAAUUCUUUUAAACAAGUGCAACCAAAACUGCAUACCUGAUAGACGAAGUGGCGGAUCAAGUGAAAUUGCUUUUGAGGCAGAAUCCUGCAUUGAAUAGGUGAGGCUCCACUUGAGGAGAUUAGAUCUCACUCUUAGAUGGAUUAGAGGCUUUUUGCUGGAAGAAUUCUUGGGACUGUGCAUGGCAAGCAUAUCCAGAACACUAAGUGGUUUAACAGCUAUUCCCUCUUCCCAUGGGAUUGUGGGAAUUGUAGUUCUGUGAAGGGGAGGUCCUGGGUACAAAAGCAGCAUCUCAUGUCUUCGUAGACAUCAGUGGGUGAGAGCCACAAAUUGCUUAAACCUCUUCUUUGCUCCCUCAAGGAAUCUUGUUUAAGUACUGUACAUCAUUGUGCUGGCAUAGGUUUAUUGCCUGGUACAAAAUGCAGCCUUAGGACUAUUAUUUAUAUUUAUUUAACGAGAUCCGGAGGGUGGCAACGUGAGAACGGGGCCUUCUCUGCAGUGGCUCCCCGUCUGUGGAAUGCUCUCCCCAGGGAAGUUUGCCUGGCGCCUCCAUUAUACACCUUUAGGCGGCAGGCGAAAACUUUCUUUUUUAACCAGGCCUUUGGUGGAUCUGAUUUACAUCCUACGCCCCUUUAAAAUGUGCUUUUUUAAGGGGGGCUAUUGGGUUGUUGUUUUUAUUUUUAUUAUGUAUUUUGUGGUUUUAUAUCUUGAUUUUAUUCUGUGAACCGGCCUGAGACAUCUGGGUAUAGGGCGGUAUAUAAAUUCAAUUAAUAAUAAUAAUAUUUAUUACAUUUAUAGAAUCAUAGAAUUGCAGAGUUGCAAGGGCUCACAAGGGUCAACUAGUUCAACUCCCUGCAAUGCAGGAAUCUUUUGAACCCACAACCUUGAUAUCACUUUUAUCUUCUUCUUCUAAUAAUAAUAAAUUUUAUUUAUACCCCACCCUCCUCAGCCAAGACCGGGCUCAGGGCGGCUAGCAACCGAUAUAAAAACAAAUUGAUUGAAAUUGUUGUUGUUGUUUAGUCAUUUAGUCGUGUCCGACUGUUCAUGACCCCAUGGACUAGAGCACGCCAGGCACUCCUGUCCUCCACUGCCUCCCGCAGUUUGGUCAAACUCAUGUUAGUAGCUUCGAGAACGCUGUCCAACCAUCUCGUCCUCUGUUGUCCCCUUCUCCUUGUGCCCUCCAUCUUUCCCAACAUCAGGGUCUUUUCCAGGGAGUCUUCUCUUCUCAUGAGGUGGCCAAAGUAUUGGAGCCUCAGCUUCAGGAUCUGUCCUUCCAGUGAGCACUCAGGGCUGAUUUCCUUCAGAAUGGAUAGGUUUGAUCUUUCAGUCCAUGGGACUCUCAAGAGUCUCCUCCAGCACCAUAAUUCAAAAGCAUCAAUUCUUAGACGAUCAGCCUUCUUUAUGGCCCAGCUCUCACUUCCAUACAUCACUACAGUGGUACCUCUGGUUACAUCAAAACAUUAAAAUGCAGCCUCAUUUCAAUGGAAACUCAAAUCAAAACCUUUUUUUGGGAUGAAAACAUCAGGUCUUCACCAAGGCUAAGGAUCUCACUAAGGAUCUCAAUGUGGUGUACAAGUUCAUCCUCAGAACAACCUUGCGAGGUAGGUUAAGCUAAGAGAUGCUGACUGGCUCAAGGUCACCCAGUUAGCUUCCUGGCUGGGUGGGGAUUCAAACCCUGCUCUCCCAGGGUUCUGCUCUCCCAGACUAAGUUGCAUGUGCUAUGUUAGAUGUGCAGUUUGCAGCCAUGCCUGGUUGUUUUUUGUUUUUUUCUUCUUUAAUUAAUUAGAGGAAGAGGAGGGGGGUUGUCAUUGGACCACCACCAGCAUGCAGGAGACAGAGGUGUAAGCCUCAAACCCGUUUGAGGGGGUGGAAUUUUGUCCUGGAUGUGUUGGAAUGGGAUAAACCACCUCUUCUGCCAGUCUCUAUGGUCCCAAUGAUAGUUGGCUCCAGUGCCUGUAAUUAAAUAAAGUAAAACACAGAUGUUUCUGCUUACUGCACAAAUUAAAGUUAGCACCUCGUUUGGCCUUUAGCAUCAGCUGUUCAGCAAUGUUCAAUUUAUGUGGGUCAGUAAUAAUCUUAUCCCCGCUCCUGCUCCAACCCCAUCUCAUCUCUUUUGAGGUCAGUACAGCAAUUCAGCAGCGGAGUGGACUAGACAACACAAAACAUUAUAAUAUUUAACAUGCAUUUCGCUUCAUUCAAUAAGAUGGUCUUCAUGAAAAUUGACAGACUCAAUGGGUUGGGGGUACUUUUUUUGAAAAAGUCAUCUACAUUGUGUUGAUCUGUAAAAAGGGAAUAUUGAUAACUACAUUUUUUUAAAAAGCUUCCUUUCAGUGGCCUGAUUCAGCUCUUUCACCACUGACUUGAAACAGUUUAUUGUGAAAUAUGAAGAGAAGCAGCAGGAUGAUUCUAUGAAGAAAGAGUCUUACAAAAUUUCCUGCUACGUAAAUUAUUUGUGAAGGAGAGAAAGAUCUCGACAGCAGCUGCUGAUGGCUUCUCAAAGAUACCUUUGUGGUUUAAAGUAAGCUCGCAAGUUAGGUGGGAAUUAUGUUCCUCAGAUCACCCCUAAACAUAGCUGUCAACGUUUUCCUUUUCUUAAGGGAAAUUCCCUUAUUCCGAAUAGGAUUCCUUGCAAGAAAAGGGGAAAGUUGGCAGCUACGCCCCCAAAGCCCAAAUGGUGUAUAGUAAAAACGCAUUGGAUGCAGUGGGGUGUGGGAUUACCGAAGUUUCUUUUCCUGGAAACCUGCCCCAUUCUAUUUAUUUUCUUCUUCUUCUCCUUCGCAUAUAAAGCUGAAUGUGCACAAGUUAAAAUCACAAAAGUUGCAAACUAAAGCAGUGCUUCUAAAAAAAAUUGAACUGCCUCCACCAGGUUGCACUGCCUUCUGGAAUUGCCUCCUAAGACUCUGAUGUCUAGUGGGAGAACACUACAGUCAAACCUCGGUUGUCAAACUUCAUUCGUCCCGGAAGCCCAUUUGGCUUCCGAAAUGUUUGACAACCGAGGCGCAGCUUCCGAUUGGCUGCAGGAGCUUCCUGCACUCAAGUGGAAGCCGCGUCGGGAGUUCGGCUUCCGAAAAAUGUUUGAAAACUGGAACAUUUACUUCUGGCUUUUCGGCCGAAAUGUACGGUAACGGAGGCGUUCGGGAGUCGGGGUAAGUGGCGGAGGAAGGGUAGUGUGGGUAGUGUGGGGGUGCGGUCAGCCCCGGGUGUCAUCACUGAGGGGGGUGACAAAAUGACAAAAAUAUGAAUUUUUUAAAAUUAUUUUUAAAAAAUUAAUUAAAUAAUUAUCUAGGGGAUAAGGGUUCAUCAAGAAAGACCUGGUUAUGUUUAGAAUGAUACUGCAUAGGGAAAUAUUCCCUGAUACCAAGAUGAGGGAUUCUUUGGAAUGCAGAUAGAGAGAAUUGAUAAGAAUAAUGAUCUGCUGUGACCUUGACGGAAGCGUACAAUAGAUGAGCCUUCUUGUGUUUUGGCUCAUCUUCCUCUUUUUUUCUCCCCCCCCCCCAUCCUCCUUCUUCUUUCCUUUUCUCUUUUUUCUUUCCCACAAUGGCUUAUGUUUUAAGCCAUGUACUUUGAUACUUUUUGUAGUUUUUUUAGCUUUUUUCAUUAUUAUUAUUAAGGAAUUUUCUUUUGUAAUUUUGGUUGUCUAUAUUUACAGGUACUGUAUUUUUCGCCGUAUAAGACGCUCCAGACCAUAAGACGCACCUAGUUUUUGGAGGAGUAAAACAAGAAAAGAAAAAAAAUUCUGAAUCUCAGAAGCCAGAACGACAAGAGGGAUCGCUGCGCAGUGAAAGCAGGAAUCCCUCUUGCUGUUCUGGCUUCUGGGAUAGCUGCGCAGCCUGCAUUCGCUCCAUAAGACACACACACAUUUCCCCUUACUUUUUAGGAGGGAAAAAGUGAGUCUUAUAGAGCAAAAAAAUACGAUAUUUGUUUAAAGCAAAAUAAAAGUAUUUAAUUAAUUUUUUAAAACACAAUUGGGUUCACAAAACUUUUUAGUUCAGGCAACGAUAUGCGGCUAGCACUGGGAGCCACACCGUGGGGGCUGGCAUUUACUGCGGGGCCUGCAAUGUGCUCGAGCCAUGCGUCUCUCCUGGAAGUGAUGUGAUGGCUUGGGCGCCUGUAGGUUCAGUGCUGCCUGAAAUGGUAGCGUGGGACUUGGUGCCUGACCUCUGCCUCUCCUUCAGCAUCCCUACAGCUGAGGAGGCGGCGGCGGAGACGCUCCAUACAGUGCUCCCUCCCCCAUGGGCGGCUCACCCCGCCCCCGGCUGCAGGACGCGUGGGCCGCACCUGGCACCUAAGCAGCUAGCAACGCCGCUGGUCGGGGUUUGACUGUACUAUACAGUGGUACCUCAGGUUACAGACUCCGCUAACCCAGAAAAAGUACCUCGGGUUAAGAACUUUGCUUCAGGAUGAGAAUAGAAAUUGUAUGGCGGUGUCACGGUGGCAGCCCCAUUAGCUAAAGUGAUAUCUCAGUUUAAGAACAGUUUAAGGUUAAGAAUGGACCUCCGGAACGAAUUAAGUUCUUAACCCGAGGUACCACUGUAUUACAGAAUCAAACUGGUUCAGCAGUCAUUCCUCCUCUAGGAAUUGCAGUUUUUGGUGUGUUUUGGGAUCGCUAAUACAGUGGUACCUCGGGAUAAGUACUUAAUUCGUUCCGGAGGUCCGUACUUAACCUGAAACUGUUCUUAACCUGAAGCACCGUUUUAGCUAAUGGGGCCUCCCGCUGCUGCUGCGCCGCCGGAGCACGAUUUCUGUUCUCAUCCUGAAGCAAAGUUCUUAACCCGAGGUACUAUUUCUGGGUUAGCGGAGUCUGUAACCUGAAGUGUAUGUAACCUGAAGCGUAUGUAACCCGAGGUACCACUGUAAAAGGAAAAACAGCCCACCUAUCAUUCAUCUCCUGUCAUACUGCUGCCAGGUGAUUGACAGGUGGACAGGACCACCUGCCUGUCAAAGAUGGCCAGUGUGGGUAGGAGUAAAACCCUGCCCAUCAGCCGAUGGGUGGGAGACCAGUCCUGCUUUCUCCAGAAACAGAGUUUUGUGUGGGGAGCAAGUGUGCACAGCAGAACCAAGCAGGACUGAACCCUCUGACCCUCAGGUGAUGUCACCUGAUUGAUAGGUGGUUAAAAAAAAUGGCUGCAAGGACCAAGCUGGAAACUUGGGCAGGCCAAGGUUAGCAUGUGGACUGAGGAUUCCUCACCAGUGUUCUAGCCUUUGAAAUGCAUUCCACUUCAUUCUGCAAAUUCCUCUACAUUUAAACGGCCAGACUAGAUCCUUUUGGAGUACAGAACUUUGUUUUAGCUUUGCCUAUGCUGUGUUAAAAUUUAUUUAAAAUGACUAGUAUCGGUCUAUGCCUGGCACAGAUACUGAGUGCUUAUUAUCUAAAAAAUAACACUUGAAAAAAUUGAGUCCUUUAUUUAUCUCAGUCGCUAUCAAAAGCAGAACAUACCUGUCAGCCAGGUAUGUGGUGCAAUCCUUUACACGUUUACUCAGAAAUAAGUCUUGCUGCGUACAGUGGUGCUUACGUAUUUCCAGGUAAGUGUGUAUAAAAUUCCAGCCUAAGAGUUUCUGGAAAUGCCCUUGUCAAUUGGCACUGUGCCACAAGGUACCCCUGGUAAGCAAAAUAAAUAAACUGUUGUGUUCAUGUGAUGCCAACCUCAGCUCUUACUAUGUAAGGAAAAGGAUAAGUACCAGUCUGUAUUAAGGAGUAGCAGCUGAUUUGAUCUUUAGUAAUAAACUGCGAAAUGAUCGCUUUGUAGUAGCCCUAGGUUACAACAACGUGUUUCAACAGAGCUGCCUCAUCUUCCUUCACAUAUCUUAUUAUUACUCUUCUUUUAUUAUUUUUACUGAUCAAUUGAUUCUAUUUUUAUCCAGAUGCGCUGUGCCAAUAAGGAAUGAAAAGCAUCUGUUUAAGAGGCAGGGGUCUGGUGUGCCAGUUCACUCGUGAAAGAUCCUAUUGAAAGCUUUAUUUAUUUUUAGACAAUCGUAGAGGUAAAAAUGUUCUAUAAAUACCAGGUACAAGAUAAUUCCCCAUCUCCAGACUAAGAUAUAAUUGGUUCCCCUCUCUGUCCCUCUCUAGCUAUUGUUGGACUCCAAUUCCCAUCAUCCCUAGCUAGCAAGACCAGUGGUCAGGGAUGAUGAGAAUUGUAGUUUGACAAUAGCAGUUGGAGACCCAAGUUUGAGAAACGUGACUCUACAGCCAUUUACAAACUCACAAAGUUACCGUGUAGUUGAGAGUCCUAGCUCCAUGCUGUUGCAUCACCAGUUCAGACCCAUUCCAACUCUUUGAAGGAGACUUAUAUGCAUAAUUCAUCAUGCGAAAGGCUGGGCUGGAUGAAUCCCUAGCCAGAAUUAAGAUAGACGGAAGAAAUAUCAGCAACCUCAGAUAUGCAGAUGAUACAACAUUGAUAGCAGAAAGUGAGGAAGAAUUAAAGAACCUUUUAAUGAGGGUGAAAGAGGAGAGCGCAAAAUAUGGUUUGAAGCUCAACAUCAAAAAAACAAAGAUCAUGGCCACUGGUUCCCAUCACCUCCUGGCAAACAGAAGGGGAAGAAAUGGAGGCAGUGAGAGAUUUUACUUUCUUGGGCUCCAUGAUCACUGCAGAUGGUGACAGCAGCCACGAAAUUAAAAGAUGCCUGCUUCUUGGUUGAAAAGCAAUGACAAACCUAGACAGCAUCUUAAAAAGCAGAGACAUCACCUUGCCAACAAAGGUCCGUACAGUUAAAGCUAUGGUUUUCCCAGUAGUGAUGUAUGGAAGUGAGAGCUGGACCAUAAAGAAGGCUGAUUGCCGAAGAAUUGAUGCUUUUGAAUUAUGGUGCUGGAGGAGACUCUUGAGAGUCCCAUGGACUUCAAGAAGAUCAAACCUCUCCAUUUUGAAGGAAAUCAGCCCUGAGUGCUCACUGGAAGGACAGAUCCUGAAGCUGAAGCUCCAGUACUUUGGCCACCUCAUGAGCAGAGAAGACUCCCUGGAAAAGACCCUGAUGUUGGGAAAGAUGGAGGGCACAAGGAGAAGGGGACGACAGAGGACAAGAUGGUUGGACAGUGUUCUCGAAGCUACCAGCAUGAGUUUGACCAAACUGCAGGAGGCAGUGGAAGACAGGAGUGCCUGGCGUGCUCUGGUCCAUGGGGUCACGAAAAGUCGGACACGACUAAACGACUAAACAACAACUACAACAUGGGAUGCGGGGAACUCUUAUUUAUCCGUGGAGGCUACCCACACAUUUUGGAAACUUGAUACUUAAAUUUUUAAAAGGUUCUAAAAUGUGCACGGAGUAGGCAUGCUUAGAAAAGGUGCCCCAAGUCACACAGUUGCCUUUUGUGAAUGGAAAGACAACUGCACUGGGCCUUGGUGGGGCGGCAGAGCUAACUGCAUCAUCGCUGUACCCCUUGCAUAAUAAUUUUGCCGGAGAGUGAAUGCCUGAGGCAGCCAUAUCUUGGGAGAGAAAUGUGAGGUGCAAGUAGUGUACAGAGUCCUCAUGUCUCACAGGAAGUUGCCUCAUACCAAGUUGGGUCAUUUGGUCACUAGCUCUGUAACAUGUGCAUUAUUUUAGCAGCAACUCUCCCAAGAUUUCGGAUGAAGCUUUUCCCAGCCCUAUUUGGCGAUCUCAGGGGUUGAACCUGGAGUCUUUGGCGUUCAAAUCGUGUGCUUUGCUCCUCUGCUGCAUCUCUUCUCAUCGGGCCAUGUUGACGCAGUUAAGAUAUUUUCAUAUCACCAUCAUGUGGUGGCUUCCAUGUUACGUUAUGGAGAGCCUGAAGAAAUUCAAGUUCUAGACGGGCUGAAACGUUUUGAUAUACAGUGGUACCUCGGGUUACAUACGCUUCAGGUUACAUACACUUCAGGUUACAGACUCCUCUAACCCAGAAAUAGUACCUCGGGUUAAGAACUUUGCUUCAGGAUGAGAACAGAAAUCGUGCAGCGGCGGUGCAGCGGCAGCAGCAGGAGGCCCCAUUAGCUAAAGUGGUGCUUCAGGUUAAGAACAGUUUCAGGUUAAGAACAGACCUCCGGAACGAAUUAAGUACUUAACCCGAGGUACCACUGUAGUUCCACUUUCCUAACUGGUUUGGUUACGAUGACUAGCUUUAUGUUGGAAACGUCUCUUUUUCUGAAGCAUUGAUUAGCUGCAGUUUAAAGUCAUCCGGAUACCGGAGUGUGAACAUGAGCCUCAGGCAUGCUGAAGGUUUUGUUUCAAUUGCUGUGUUCUGAGGCAGGGAUGAGGAAAUGCACAUGUGAACCAGAUCUGCGUCACAUUUUACGCUGGCUGCUUUGUUUCCCAAAACAACAUUUUUUUUUUCUAUGGAGGAGAUUCAUUUGCCUCUUCCCAGCAGGGGUAGCUAACCUUUUGCUCCUCAGAUAUUGCUAGACUACAACUCCUAUCAUCCUUGACCAUUGGGCAUAAUGGCUGGGGCUCAUGGGAGUUGAAGUCCAGCAGUAUAUAGAGGGCCACAGGUUAGUCACCCCUGUUUCAAGCAGAAAAAACUUAUUGUACUUGUUUUGAAAAAGUUGCACCCUUUGAUACAUUUUUUAAUUUUUUUAUAAUAAUUUUUAUUAAGUUUUCCAUUUAACAAUCCAAUCAUAUCACAUUGAUUAUUCCAAAUUAUACCAGUACAUAUCAUAAAGUCCAAAUAUUUUGCCAAAUUAUAAAUUUUUGUUGGGGGUUCCCAUGCUUCGAGUUCAGUAGGGUCCAAUCAUCUCAAAUUUCUGCUGCUUUUAGUGUUCACCAGUCCCAUCUUUCAAUCUUCUUGUUAUCCUUUUUCUUCUGAAUAGCCUCUGAGUUGUUUCCAUAGGCAAGUUAAAGUAAGCAAUAUUAUGCUUCUGUGUGAACUUUGUAAGGCUCUCCCCUUUUUUUUUUUAAAGCUGGUAAUUCUUUUGUUUGCAAUAAAUCCUCACACGCUGAUCCAAAAGUCCUCCUUGAGUGGCAGACGCCAUAUUUCUCAGUUCUGAUGAAAUAAAAUCUAGGCGUUUGCUCAUUAAUUUUCCCAGAAAAGCCUUUGAUACAUUUUAAGGUGCCAAUACUCUUUGGUCCUUCUUUGUGAAGUUGAUUGCGUGUACAAAAUAUAUUUAGGUGUUUUCAGAGAGAUGGAUCUUGCAAGAAAAGAGGAAACACAAUUCGACAUAUCCCUCGGUGUGCUAGUGAAUGGUAUAUUUUGCUUGGAUUUGUGUUCAGAUUUUAAUUAUGGGCUGAUGCACAGAUUUUAUGGAGAUAAACUUGGGUUUGCUACUUCAAGUGCUUGGAUUUCUAACGACUUUUUAUUGCUGCUGUUGAGUAAUUUCUCGCUGCCGUUUUAACAUUAGAUUGUGUGGGAUAUUUUACAGGGUUUCAUCUUCAUUGCUAGCUGCCUCGAGCUCUCUGAAAGCAAGACUGGGUUUAAGUGUUUUAAAUAAGUAUGUUGUUCUCUGACUUAGACCAGAUCCAUUGAAACCGGUGGUUUCAGUUGGUCAUGAUUAACUUUAAUCCAUUGGUUUAUUUUGCGUAUGACUUGGGUGGAUUCUGCCCAUAAUAUAAAAACAUCUGCUCAGAUGAAAGCUGUAGCUGCUGCAAGGAGACUAAUGUUACAUUGUGCUGUUUUUUCUUUUUGUUAGAAAUGUUAAGUUUAGCCCUUUGUUCUUUGUUUGCAAAUAUUUGCAUCCAUAUACAAAAGAAGUACCUGGGACACGGGUGGUGCUGUGGGUUAAACCACAGAGCCUAGGGCUUGCUGAUCAGAAGGUCGGCGGUUCGAAUCUUCGCGGCGGGGUGAGCUCCCGUGGCUCGGUUCCUGCUCCUGCCAACCUAGCAGUUCGAAAGCACGUCAAAGUGCAAGUAGAUAAAUAGGUACCGCUCCAGCGGGAAGGUAAGCGGCAUUUCCGUGCGCUGCUCUGAUUCGCCAGAAGCAGCUUAGGCAUGCUGGCCACAUGACCCGGAAGCUGUACGCCGGCUCCCUCGGCCAAUAAAGCGAGAUGAGCGCUGCAACCCCAGAGUCGGCCACGACUGGACCUAAUGGUCAGGGGUCCCUUUACCUUUACCUUACAAAAGAAGUAGCUCAAACGUGUCACUGUAGCUCCGUUUCCCAGAGCCAGAACUCUGGAGGUUUCGUCCAAGUUGUUGAUUCCUUAUGGAAUCGACAAAAUAAAUUACAGGUGGUGACCAUUUUAGGCGUGUCCAAUUGAUGUGUGAUCGCCAAUGCACGGGUCCUUUUGGACUUGGAAGAAGGCAGAUCAGGGACGGAAUGGGGUGGAGCAGAACAGAAUAACAGGGUGUGGUUGGUCACUGCCUGUAUUCAGACUAUAAAUAUGGACACAUUUAUAGGCUGGCAUGAAAAAUGUACAAUUUUUUUGGAUUUUUUAAAAAAAUUAUUUAUUUGGUUUUUCAGAUUAAAAUUUUACAGUCAUAUAUCAAACAUAGAUCAUAAAAACAAAAUUCCAAGGAAUCACCUGGACUUCCACCCUCCCCUUUGUUGGUCCUAUUUAUUACUCAUUUCCUCCUGCAUCUUUUAUGAUGAUCCAAAUCUUUUACAUCUCCAUUAUAUCCAAAUUUCACUAUUAAACUACAAGUGAUAUUCCAAUCCUACUAACGAGUCUAACUGUUUACAAUGGUCUUUAAGAUAAGUUAUAAAUUUUCCCCAUUCCUUAUUAAAAUUGUGGUCUUCCUGAUUUCUGAUUCUUCCGGUCACUUUAGCCAUUUCAGCAAGUCCAUCAACUUCAUCUGCCAUUCUUCUCUGUCGGGGACUUUAUCUUCUUUCCGUCUCUGGGCCAAUAACAUCCGUGUAGCCAUGGUCACGUACAUAAAUAGUCUUUUCUGCUCCCAUGGGAUUUCGGCACCUAAGGUUCCUAAAAGGAAGCCUUCAGGUUUUUUAAACAUUUCCCCCCCAACUCAUUGUACAGUGGUACCUCAAGGUUAAGAACUUAAUUCGUUCUGGAGAUCCGUUCUUAACCUGAAACUGUUCUUAACCUGAGGUACCACUUUAUCUAAUGGGGCCUCCCGCUGCCACUGCCUCACAAUUUCUGUUCUCAUCCUGAAGCAAAAUUCUUAACCCGAGGUACUAUUUCUGGGUUAGCGUAGUCUGUAACCUGAAGCGUCUGUAACCCGAGGUACCACUGUAUAUCAUUUCCUAAACUGGGGGGAAAAAAUACAUUUUGGGGAAAAUGUACAUUCUUGGUGUGACACUCUUUUGUGCUUGUAAGGCCUGCUUUUGUGGCAUGUACAAGAACAAAGUACAGUGGUACCUCUGGUUAAGAACUUAAUUCAUUCUGGAGGUCUGUUCUUAAGCUGAAACUGUUCUUAACCUGAAGCACCACUUUAGCUAAUGGGGCCUCCCACUGCCACUGCGCCGCUACUGCGCAGUUUCUGUUCUCAUCCUGAAGCAAAAUUCUUAACCCGAGGUACUAUUUCUGGGUUAGUGGAGUCUGUAACCUGAAGCGUAUGUAACCCGAAGUACCACUGUAGUAUCGUUCCUGGGGCAAUGUGCAGAAGGAAACAUGGCGGCCUCCACUGGCAAUCUCUACUACUUCUUCCCACAAUGCUUCAAGACCAUUGGUAAUGUUGUGUUAUUCCCAGUGGGCAUGAGGUGGCGAGGAAGUUGCAGAAGUCUAGUUAGCACCUACUCUGCUACCACUGCUUUUGUGGAAGGUCACUAAAAAGAAAUGAAACUGGUACAGCCAACACUGCAAUAUAUCUUGCAUUGAAGAGCACAUGAGGGGGUUGUGUAGCCCUGUUUUCAUUACCACAUGCGCACCAGAAAAGCCCCACUGGCCAGCAUAUUCAGGGGCCAUGUUCAGAGGCCCUAUGCAUAUCCAUUUUUGUGUGUGUGUAACUCCUUGACACAGUUACUGAAUGAGUGUGACCCCUUUGUUCCUGUGAUGACUGUGGGGGUUGUGUGUACCUGUGAAUAGCACUCAAGAGAGUUCUGGUUUGGCUUCCUCUCUGUGACAUGAGGGCAGCUGGGCCAGUCGCUAGCAUACAGUUUUAUCGUAAUCAGCACCACAGAACGGCACACUCCUUUCUCCAUUAUGGUAUAGAAUGAUUUUACAGUGGUGCCUUAGUUGUUGAACUGCUACAUAGAUCAAGCAUAACAUCUUGCAAUCAGAUGUAAGCUUUUUACCUACUUAGGUUUAUUGCAGUUCUCUCGCUUUCAUUUUUUCAAACAUUUGCACAAUAACCUCAAAAUAUUUAUCAAAUAUCAACCUCAGAAAUCAAAUACCUUGUUUCAUUAGUUGACUUCCCACCCUCAUUUCCACAGUGUUUUUAUCCAAACCUUUUCUACUGCAUUAAAUCUUUAUCUAUUACAAAAAAAUUAUCUAUUGCAAUUAUGUUGUCAUUCUCCUUCUGCUGCUUUUAUCUCAAAUCCUGCCUGUGAUUUCAUUUGGCUGUAAUAUUUUUUAAUUACUUCAUCAUUUUGCUCUCUUAAUUUUCACUUUCAAAAGCCACACUUCCUUUGUUGAAACCUGCUCACCUUUAUUUCUGUGUAUGUAAUAUUCUAGCUGAUAGGUUUAGUGCAGUUCUUUACUGCAUUUUAAGACAUUUAUCUACUUGCUUAAUUAUUCACAUUUCAACAUGGUGGUUGCCUAAUUGGUUUCUUAGCCAACAAGCUAGGCAGGUCUUAGCUGAACCCAAAUACCUUGAGCAGUACAAAAUUUCAAGCUGCUCUGCAUCUUAAAGCAUCUGAAGAAACCUUCUCAGACAUUCUUGUUUCCAGCACAUAUUUUUAGGUGGAUAAACGAGGUGUAUAAAUGCCAGCAAUCUCUAUUUUCCAAGAUUUUCAAAAAUUGGCAGGUAUUGUGUGUAUAAACAUGCCAGGGAUCUUAGUGUCUCUGUGUAAAAGGUGCAUAUUGAGUUGCAUUGUAAGAUUUUGCCUACGGUGCCAAAAUACUACCUGCUGCCCCAGGGAAUUUAAUAACAGGUCUGGAAUGCACUGCCCUGUGGCUCCUCAGUUCCUGUUGCUGCAGUCAGUAAUAAACACUGCAUAGUGCUUAUGGUAGAAGCAGCCAAGAGCAAGUUGAAGCCAGCCCUCCCGUAUUUCUUGGGAGAUUUUUGCAGCAGCAAUAAGCCCUUGUUAGCUUCCUCUGUGGGUUAAACCACAGAGCCUAGGACUUGCUGAUCAGAAGUUCGGCGGUUCGAAUCCCCAUGACGGGGUGAGCUCCCGUUGCUCAGUCUCUGAUCCUGCCAACCUAGCAGUUCGAAAGCACCUCAAAGUGCAAGUAGAUAAAUAGGUACCGCUCCAGCGGGAAGGUAAACGGCGUUUCCGUGCGCUGCUCUGGUUCGCCAGAAGCGGCUUAGUCAUGCUGGCCACAUGACCCGGAAGCUGUACGCCAGCUCCCUCGGCUAAUAGAGUGAGAUGAGCGCCGCAACCCCAGAGUCGGCCACGACUGGACCUAAUGGUCAGGGGUCCCUUUACCUUUACCUAGCUUCCUCUUCUAACUGAAGAAUGAAAAAGUGAAUGCUAGAUUGCUCAUCAUUUGCCAGAUUUAAAGGUGGCGGCCUUAUUCUAGCUGUCUGUUAAAACAACCCAGCCCCUUGUAAGCCACAAUAGCUGGGGCUCUUCUCAUCCCAGAGGUACGUGUCAUUCUUGGAUUACACAAUUAUGGACCAUUUCCCUACAAAGCGUAACCAUGAUUCAGCCUUGAGGUUAAAGCUUGUGUCUGUCGGGUAGGGUGGGGGAAGCCCCCCCGUCACCAUUUGUAGUAGAUUUCCCUGCAGAUGUGAUUCCUAGCACGAUGUGAUUUUGGGAGAGGAGUCAUUAAGUCAGCCUUUUACAGGUUUUAAAAACAAGGCAGCAGUUAAACUUCCUCAUGUUACUGAUUUCUUCCGGUUUUCUUUUUGCGGGGGAGGAAAGCGAGAGGAAUCUGGAUCAAGUUUUUACGUGUUUUGUGAAGUUUAUUGUUGCGGACUUUGAGGAAACAGAAUGCUGUCGUUUGUAGAGCAGAGAGGCAAAAGUGAAAUUAGCAUUAACAAAACGUUAAUGCUUUUUGCGUUUUUGAUCUGUCCUGUGUGAUAAGUAUUUUAAAGUCUUAGAUAUAUAAUAAAUGUUCAUAAACGUACCAACCAAGCACGUACAUAGAUCAGCACAGGAAGACCGACCUGAAACCAUUUUUGAUUCCCAAACUGACCAAAUAUUUUCUCUGCAAGGUCAAAGGAAAAUGGAAAAGCCUCCCCAUUGUCUUUUCCUUCACAAAUCCUGCCUUAAGGGUAUGUCUGUCUGUGUUUGAACAGGGUGUGAGCCUGUGACCUGGCUCAGGAACUAAGUAUUUAUCAUUACAAAAGACUGGCCAGGCUCCCCAGGGUAUCCAAUCAAGUGAGCAUUAACAGGUAACCUGUCAGACGAGAUAAACUCGUCAGAUUUCUGCUGUGGACUGCCUUUUCAUGGAUGUAUGUAUGAUGUAUGGAGGGAUGGUCUGGAGCUCCAGGGCAGGGAAUUUAAAAUGUCUAUAUAAGGCCUUGCGCACCGUUGUUCGAGGUCCUCCUCCUUUUCCUUCGUGUGAGGGGAGCUCCCUGUUGCAACAGAUCAAUAAAGAUCAGGCUUACUAGCUGCUUUGCUUCUCAAUAUUCUCUGGUUGGCCUCUGUUAUUUUCUCCUACCAAUAGGAAACCCACGUAAGGACUCUAUACGGGCUCUUGGAUACCCCAUAAGGGCAGAUUGAUUUUGUUUACAACACCUGUUCCGAGGGUAAGCAUGCAGAUGUGAUGAUAUGUGAACCUGGAAGAGAAAAAGUCCGGGAUGCAAAUCACCUUGCAAGUUAGCUUGAGUGCUUGGUGGCAGUUAGGCAUUGGUUUAUGGUUUGGUUGGUUGAGGGGAAGUGGUUGAGUGCCUGCCCUUGGUAGGUUGAGUGCCUGCCCCUCUAAUGCUGCUGCUGCAAGGGAUUCCGUUAAAGGAAUUGGCGGCUGACUAUUGCUUGUCCACUCUGUCAAGGGGGCUCGGGCCAUAGCAAUGAGCUCCUGGUUGCAUUUGGGGUGAGGGCAGGUUCCCUGCUCCGCGUAACCCCCAAGUGUAUUCCCCUAUUCUGACUUUCGCAUCGUGCGGAAUGUCAGUCUGUCCCCCAUGGUGGGGGCAGAUAGUCGCAACCAAUGCCUAAGCAACCACUCACAAAUUUGUAUUUCAAUUAAGUUGUGGCCAAAAUUAUGCCAAAAAUCUUAAACAAAAAAUUCUGUGUGAUGUGUGAGUUAUUGGGGUGGCCCUGGGGACCUCGACACGCAAGAGAAAAAAGUCCAGGAUGCAAAUCACCUUGCAAGUUGUGUCCAAGGAAAUUAGUGAAAUGUUUUGCUCCCUCCCAACUCCCUUGAACCGCCCAACUCCCGUGUUUGGAAAAGCCCUGAAACGAAAGCCCUGAUUUUGGAAAGCCCUGAAAUAGUUUCAAAGCAGUUUGCCCUGUGGCUGUGGGGAGCUGCUGUCUUAGAAUCAUAGGAUUUAAAGCCCUAAUCCACCCAGAGGAAGCAAUAAUAGCAGUUGAUUAGGUUAUAUGCAUCAUUUUGUUGUCCAGAUUUAGCAUAGGUACCCCUCUCAGGUAUCUUUGGGAAGACUUCCUUUCCUUUCCUUUCCUUUCCUUUCCUUUCCUUUCCUUUCCUUUCCUUUCCUUUCCUUUCCUUUCCUUUCCUUUCCUUUCCUUUCCUUUCCUUUCCUUUCCUUUCCUUUCCUUUCCUUUCCUUUCCUUUCCUUUCCUUUCCUUUCCUUUCCUUUCCUUUCCUUUCCUUUCCUUUCCUUUCCUUUCCUUUCCUUUCCUUUCCUUUCCUUUCCUUUCCUUUCCUUUCCUUUCCUUUCCUUUCCUUUCCUUUCCUUUCCUUCUUCCUUUCCUUUCCUUUCCUUUCCUUUCCUUUCCUUUCCUUUCCUUUCCUUUCCUUUCCUUUCCUUUCCUUUCCUUUCCUUUCCUUUCCUUUCCUUUCCUUUCCUUUCCUUUCCUUUCCUUUCCUUUCCUUUCCUUUCCUUUCCUUUCCUUUUCCUUUCCUUUCCUUUCCUUUCCUUUCCUUUCCUUUCCUUUCCUUUCCUUUCCUUUCCUUUCCUUUCCUUUCCUUUCCUUUCCUUUCCUUUCCUUUCCUUUCCUUUCCUUUCCUUUCCUUUCCUUUCCUUUCCUUUCCUUUCCUUUCCUUUCCUUUCCUUUCCUUUCCUUUCCUUUCCUUUCCUUUCCUUUCCUUUCCUUUCCUUUCCUUUCCUUUCCUUUCCUUUCCUUUCCUUUCCUUUCCUUUCCUUUCCUUUCCUUUCCUUUCCUUUCCUUUCCUUUCCUUUCCUUUCCUUUCCUUUCCUUUCCUUUCCUUUCCUUUCCUUUCCUUUCCUUUCCUUUCCUUUCCUUUCCUUUCCUUUCCUUUCCUUUCCUUUCCUUUCCUUUCCUUUCCUUUCCUUUCCUUUCCUUUCCGUUACUUUCCUUUCCUUUCCUUUCCUUUCCUUUCCUUUCCUUUCCUUUCCUUUCCUUUCCUUUCCUUUCCUUUCCUUUCCUUUCCUUUCCUUUCCUUUCCUUUCCUUUCCUUUCCUUUCCUUUCCUUUCCUUUCCUUUCCUUUCCUUUCCUUUCCUUUCCUUUCCGUUCCUUUCCUUUCCGUUCCUUUCCUUUCCUUUCCUUUCCUUUCCUUUCCUUUCCUUUCCUUUCCUUUCCUUUCCUUUCCUUUCCUUUCCUUUCCUUUCCUUUCCUUUCCUUUCCUUUCCUUUCCUUUCCUUUCCUUUCCUUUCCUUUCCUUUCCUUUCCUUUCCUUUCCUUUCCUUUCUUAGAAGUGCUGCUCCACUUUCCUGUAGGAAUUUUGGAUAUUCUGGGCUUACAGGCAUUUGUGAAGCAGCAGCAGGACUUAUAUUACUAUUGGGAAGCAGUUGUAGGUCUUUAGAAGAGCUUUGCAGGAUCACACCAAACUAAGGCCCGGGGGCCGGAUCCAGCCCAAUCGCCUUCUAAAUCCGGCCCGCAGACGGUUCGGGAAUCCGCGUGUUUUUACAUGAGUAGAAUGUGCCCUUUUACCAUAUAUACUCGAGUAUAAGCCGACCCGAAUAUAAGCUGAGGCACCUAAUUUUACCACAAAAAACUGGGAAAACUUAUUGACUCGAGUAUAAGCUGGUUCACCACACCACAAACCUCCUGGUGGGCUGGAGUGUGUGUGCCCAUGCACAUGUGCACGCAGCAGAGGGGGCUUCUCUCUCUCCCACCCCAGCUCCUCCCAUCCCCCUGCCUACCUAGGGUGCUGCUGAGAGGCCAAGGCUGGUGGCAGUGGCGGAGGAGGAAGACAGCGGCAAAGGUGGAUGAGGAGGAAGGAACAGCCCGAAAGGACCCUCACUCGAGUAUAAGCUGAGGGGUUUUUUUUUCAGCAUAAAAAAUGUGCUGAAAAAGUCGGCUUAUACUCGAGUACAUAUGGUAUUUAAAAUGCAUCUCUGGGUUAUUUGUGGAGCCUGCCUGGUGUUUUUACAUGAGUAGAAUGCCUGCUUUUAUUUAAAACGCUUCUCUGGGUUACUUGUGGGGCAUAGGAAUUCGUUCAUUCCCCCUCCCAAAAAAAGCCCGGCCCCCCACAAGGUCUGAGGGACAGUGAACUGGCCCACUGCUGAAAAAGUUUGCUGACCCCUGAAUCCAGUGUGCUGUUCUCACAGUGGCCAGCCAAAUGACUUGUCUUAGCUUAACAUGGCCCAUUGUGGAAGGGAUGGAAAGUAUGCUUCCUAGUUAAUUUAGAAUUGUAGAGUUGGAAGUUAUCCCAAGGGUCAUCUAGACCAACCCCCUGGAAUGCAGGAAUCUCUGCUCAAGCAUCCAUAACAGAUGGCCAAGAAACAUACGCCCAAAUAACUUCUUGGGUAUGGGGAACUAGGUGCACAGAUCUUGGUUUCCUAGCUGGAAUCACACACUGUUCCAUUGCUGUAGUCAAUAGGCUUGCUUAUGUGUCAUUUCUCUGUAGAAAAAUGGAAGAAAUAUUCUGAAAGCCAAUUUGGACUGAUCGCCACGCUACACUGGAAGGUGCAGAAACCUUUCCCAGCCUGGAGGUGGCAUUCACUUCUGGCCAGCCUGCCAGGGACAGAGGCAGAAUUAGUUGGAGCAAUUUACACAAAUCUUCCCUUUUAUACACAAGGCUAGUUUUUGUGCACGCUCGCAUGCCCUGCUCUAUUAUCGAUGAAGCGGUUUGUACAUUUUUUCAAUUUAUUUAAAAAAUGUAACUUUAAGACAACAUUCCUAAACGCUGGAUUGAAGUGUUCUGGAGCUGAAAUGAAGUGUUUGUGCAAAAUAGAUUAGAUGCUGGCCAAAAAAGCUAAAUCCUCAUUGUAAAGCAGUUUGUGAAUUGUGUGAGCUGCUAGCUCCAUCCAGUGGUCCAAACAAAAUGGCUGCCACGGGUUCUCUGCCUGUACCCGUGCAAUACUAGUAGGUUUUCUGUCCAAAUUGUGCAGAGAUGCUUGCCAUCCUUUCCUUCGCUCUUGGCACUGUUACUUUGCCCUUCCUUACAAAGGUGAUUCAAGGAUUUCUUCACUGAUCAAUUAGGUUAGUUUGUGCCCAGUGCUGACUCUAAAGCAUACAUUAUUUGGACAAAAAAACCCCCUACUAUUCUGAUUCAUUCAAUCUUAAAUCUGAUGUAUGGCACUGUGGAUUCUAAAAUACAAGGAAAUACAGUACAUCCUAUGCCCUUUUAAAAUGUGUUUUUUUGGGGGUGGCGUGGGUAGUGCUGUGGUCUUGUAGCACCCUGCUUGUGGUUAACGCUUAGCUGGAAUGAAAUAUUCAACUCAGCAAUAGAGAAAUUAAAAUAAUAAUUUAUUUGUCAGACAAAUAAAUGAGAGACACAGUGGUAUAUGGAUACCAAAGCUCUGCCUACUCCAGCCCUGAUGGCCAGCACUUAUAUUUCCUCAGCCCAGCCCCCUUGCUCCUCCUUUGGCUGCCUCUGUCCAAUCAGCCUGGUCGAAAUUCCUAUUGGCUGUUUGCUAGAACCAAUCAUAAAAGAUACAGCCAUUUCCUAUUACCUUUUAUGGGAGACAAAGAGCUAUAUUUCCUUCUAUCCAUAAAUGGCAGACAAGUAGCCAUAUAUCUUACAUUUGCCUCGACCAGGCACCUUAAUUACCAGAUAACCUUUUUGCCCUAUUGCCCUAUUACCCUAUUCACUCCAGAACAGAUGGCUAAUGGUUCUAAUUUUAUCUUAAACAGAGAUCUUGGGUUCACCUUCUCACACACCAUCAAUGAAAUAAGAAUCUAACAUAAGAAUCUAACAUUUCUUACUUUCUAAAUCCUUUGCAUAAUUACAUUUAAGCCAAUAUAUUUCAUUCAUUAACAUAGAUAGAUUUUUAGAAGAAAAGGAACAGUUUCAAAGUAAAAAGGACUCAGUAAAACAGCUUCGAAAGCAACCCCUUAGAUCUACACCCCCCUUUCAAGCCAGCUGCUGUUUCUAAAAGCAACUUCUUCAAUUUACAACUCCGUUUCAAGCCAGCUGCUGUUUCUAUUAGCUCUUGCCCUUUAACCUUAUGAAAAUAUGGCUCGAGUCUUCUGUUAAACAAUAAAUUUCACUAUUUACCAACUCUUAAUUGUGUCUUUGCAGCUUGAUUGUAUUCUGUAAUUUGUAUGGUCAGUGUGACCUUUUGCUCCCAGCCUGUAAUUUCCUUUUACAACUCUGAGGCACUGCUUAUAGAUCAGAGGGGCCCUGUUUAGGAAGAUAAACAUCUGCCAAAGCACCCAGCACUUUAUGCCUGGCAUAAAACAUACAAACAUUUGCAAAUAUAUUUUUUAAGCUCAUUUUAAAAUGUAGGCCUUGAUCUGAUGCCUCAGUCUAAACCACUGAGCCUAGGGCUUGCUGAUCAGAAGGUCAGCGGUUCGAAUCACCGCGACGGGGUGAGCUCCCGUUGCUCGGUCCCUGGUCUUGCCAACUCAGCAGUUCGAAAGCACGUCAAAGUGCAAGUAGAUAAAUAGGUACCGCUCCAGCAGGAAGGUAAACAGCGUUUCCGUGCGCUGCUCUGGUUUGCCAGAAGCGGCUUAGUCAUGCUGGCCACAUGACCCAGAAACUGUACGUCGGCUCCCUCGGCCAAUAAAGCGAGAUGGGCGCCGCAACCCCAGAGUCGUCUGCGACUGGACCUGUCAGGGGUCCCUUUACCUUUACCUUUAUUGGGUUGGAGUUUUUAUUUUUAUGAUGUAUUUUGUGGUUUUAUAUCUUGAUUUUAUUCUGUGAACCGCCCUGAGACCCCCUUGGGUAUAGGGCAUUAUAUAAAUUCAAUAAGUAAAUAAAAUAAAUAUUAUCCAACCAGGAAGUGAAGGCGUUCCAAGGACACGUUUCCAGCCAAGCAAAAAACACUUGGGGUGUGGAGCAGGGCUGGUGAGAGGAUGUAGCUAGGGAGAGGGUGUGGCUUGGGGACGGUUUCAGGGGCCAGGUUGAGGGGUCUGGAGGGCCACCCCUGAGGUUCCCAUCACUGCCAUAGAGUGGCCAUAUGCAAAGGGAGGCAGGGAUUACAUGCCUUCAGGAGCUUUGUAAAAAGAAAGAAUUCUGGCAAGUUCUGCUUGUGUUCAUGUGGAGGUUAGAAAAACUGCAGCAGCCAGAAAUUCCCUGUCCGUUACUUACUUACUUUCUUACUUACAUGCCUUUUUUCCACAGUUCAAACCAUGCUCAAGGCUGCUUGCAAGAUGAAAUGAAUGCAUAACUACAGCAUAACCAAAGUACCUUGGUUCUCAAACUCAAUCCGCUCUGGAAGUCCGUUCGACUUCCAAAUCGUUCAAAAACCAAGGCACAGCUUCCGAUUGGCUGAUUGGCCCCAGAAACAAUGCCGACAGCCGAAAUGGACGUUUGGCUUCCGAAAAACGUUUGCAAACUGGGACACUUCUGGGUUUGCGGCAUCUGUGAGCCGAUUUGUUCAUCAGCUAAGCCGUUUGGGAACCAAGGUACCACUGUAGUCAUAAACAAUAUGUAAUAAACGAAAAUCUGCCCUUAUUCUCUUAUGGGGGACACAAGAGCCCUUAUAGAGUCUUUUGCAGGCUCUCCAUCGGUCGGAGAAAGUAACAGAGAAUAUUGAGAAGCAAAGCAGCUAGUAAGCCUGAUCUUUAUUGAACUGUUGCAACAGGGUGCCCCCUUCACAUGCAGGAGAGAGGAGGAGGACCCCAAACCAAGGUGUGCCCACCCUUAUAUAGACAUUUUAAAUUGUCCGCUCUGGAGUCCAAGACCACCCCCAGAAACAUCAUACAUACAUCACAGAAGGGGUGUAGUUCAAGACCACCCCCUUAUCAUACCUACAUCACAGAAAGGGCGGUCUACAACAGAAAUCUGAGUGUGUUGUUUACCUCCUGUCUGGCAGGUCACCUGUUAAUGCUUACUUGAUUGGAUACCCUGGGGAGCCUGGCCCAUCUUUUGUAAUGAUAAAUACUUAGCUCCUGAGCCAGGUCACAGGCUCACCCUAUUCAUACACAGACAUACCCUUAAGAAAGGAUUUGUGAAUGAAAAGACAAUGGGGAGGCUUUCCAUUUCCCUUCAACCUUGCAGAGAAAACAUUUGGUCAGUUUGGGAGUAAAAAUAGUUUCAGGGCUGUUUUCUUGUGCUGCUUCAGACAUGUGGUUUAUAUAUUUAUGUACGUGCUUGCUUGGUACAUUUAUUAUAUAUAUAUAAGACCUUAAGUUUUUUAUUUCAAAUAAAUGAAACAUUAAACAAAAAUACAAAACCAAACUGAACAAUUUCCACAUAUAUCACGACAAAAUCUAAAAUAAAGAUACAACAAACCACCACCAGCAGCAGCUCUCACCCAUCAACCCCCCCCCCCCCAUUGUGUCACUUUGCUUCGUCAUUAGUGUCUCCCCGGAAGGCAUAGAUAGUUUGAGAAAGCAAGGAAGGACAUGGCUGGCAUAUCUAGUCAGGGGAUCUGUUUCAUAGAGUGACCAAGGUUGGAUAAAUUAGGGGAAAACACUUUAAAACCUUCAAGUACUUAAUUGUGCAAUACCCUAUGCAGCAGAAUGUGAGAAAGCUGGGUUUAUUAUCGAACCUCUUCAAGAGUUAUCAGUUAGUCAUUAGCUGUGGCUGCAUGAGCCAGUUGGACUGGUUUGAUUGCAUUCCCAAAGGAUGAUGAAGACAAGUAGCCUUUAAGGAUCAUUGGAGUUCAUUUUUAAAGAAGAUUUUCAACAGGACUGGGCAACUUCUGGCCCACCAAGCCAAGUGCAGCCCACCAGUUGUAUUUUGUGGCCUGUUAGGUGUUUGGUGCUCCCGUUUUGUUGGUCCAAGGUAAAGGAAUAGGUAUAACAUGAGAAUUCCUGGAUGCCAAGAUCCAGGGUUGAUGCAAGCACUCUUUGGUGAGAGAAUUUCAGCAGAGAUUUAAAAUCACAAGAGAUGCAGAAAAGUAAAGUGUGGAAAUAUAAGCUGUUAGACCUUUAAACUAUACCAUUCAAAGCUCCUUCCAAAAUUUCCCACUCCCCCAGCAUAGAAAAAGAUCACGUUUGGUGAGUUAAAAAUGGGUUACUUACAAGCUCUCCAAAGGUCAGUUUCAUGUGCGACAGAAAAAUUAGUUACAAAGUGGUGAAAGUUCCUAAAUUACUGGUAUAGGAACUCGAGUGGCUUGUGGUUGCCAUAUGGUCUGAGCUGGAGCAACCAGCUCAAAUCUCUUUAUAUGUUCAGCUUCUCAGGUAGACAGAGGGUGAACAAAGGCUUGAUUACUUAGUUCCUCCCAAGGUGAGGGAAAGUGGACAUUGCUAAGCCUGACAGGACAGUUUACUCUACUGUAUUAACCCCUUCAUGCAUUGGUUAGAGUUAAGCAUGUUGAUUAUAUGAAGCUGUUUAUCCAACACAUUUAACUGCUAAGUGUGGAAGGAGAUAUUCCGUAAGAUAGUCAGAACCCGGGGAGAUGAGAGCUUUAAGACUGAAAGCAGUACUUGGUCUGGAAACCUGGUAACCAGUGCAUAUUUUUCAGAAUACAGAAGAUACGGGUACAAUAUGCUGACUCUAACCUGCCAAUAGUCAAGCAUUUUGUGCUAGCAGGACUUUUCCAACAAUUUUCAAAGGCAUACUUAUUUUGAGCACAGAGCUGUGCUGCAACCUGGGAAAUUUAUUUGUUUGUUUUUGUUAUUACAUGUAUAGCUCACCUAUACUCCAAUUUGCUAGACUGAGGGGCAGUGACUGGCUCUCCGUCACCCAGGGAUCUUCACCGCUGAGUGGGGAUUGGAUCCUGGGUUUCCCAAGUCCUAGUCCAGUGCUCCUAACCACUAUACCACACUGGAUCUCACCACAGAAUGAACAAUGCUUUUUUAAAAAUGUAUUUUUAUUAAAGAUUUUCUUGAUUUACAAAGGUAUGUGCUAUGCCUCUCUCUCUCGUAUUCCCACCCCCAUGUAACAUUAUUUUUUUUUAACAAAUUGGUUUCAUUUGUUGAGACAUUAGGAAGAAUAGGGGGAAAGAGGUGGGGGAAGAUGAGUGGGGUUGGGGUUGGGUGGUGAUAUUUCUAUUUUACUUAAUAUAUGUGGGGCUUUGUGUCAGUGUUGCUUGUGCAGGUUCUCUGCUGUUCACUUGUGUUCCUUUGGUGGUGAGAGAGGUUGGGGUUGGCCUAGGGUGUGGCUGUUCAUUUGUGGUUGGCUGUGGUGGUCUUUGCUUUCAUGUCUGAGUGGGGUGGGCGGGUGUUUUGGAUCAGGUUAGCCAUACUGAUUUGUAUGCUGUUGGUGACUUUUUGUCAUUGUCUUGUUGGGGCUGUGUAUGUGAUAAAGGGGAGCCAUACCGGGGUGAAGGCAUCUUCUUCUAUUUGUCCCAGUGUCAGUUUCAGUUUACAGUGGUACCUCGGGUUAAGUACUUAAUUCGUUCCAGAGAUCUGUUCUUAACCUGAAAUUGUUCUUAACCUGAAGCAGCACUUUAGCUAAUGGGGCCUCCCGCUGCUGCCGCGCUGCCGGAGCACGAUUUCUGUUCUCAUCCUGAAGCAAAGUUCUUAACCUGAAGCACUAUUUCUGGGUUAGCGGAGUCUGUAACCUGAAGCGUAUGUAACUCGAGGUACCACUGUAUUGGUUACCGUAUUUUUUGCCCUAUAGGGCGCACCUCGGGUUUUUUUUGGGGGGGGGAAUAUCUAUAUAUUUAUGCCCCCCCCCCCCAGGCGCGGGGCUGGGGAGGGGGAAGCUCAAGCUUCCCCCGACCCCAGCCCCCAGAACAGGCUCCUAUCCGCAAGCCUUGCGAGCCCGGCGGCAACUCCCGCCGGGCUCACAAGGCUUGCGGACAUCUGCGCGAAGCAUGGGGCGCCCUCCAGAGUGCGCCCCGUGCUUCGGGCUGCAGGCUGCUAUCCGCAAACCUUGCGAGCCCAGCGGAAACUCCCGCCGGGCUCGCAAGGCUUGCGGAUAGCUUCCUGAAGCCUGGAGAGCGAGAGGGGUCGGUGCCUCUCGCUCUCCAGGCUUCAGCGAAAGCCUGCAUUCGCCCCAUAGGACGCACACACAUUUCCCCUUCAUUUUUGGAGGGGACAAAGUGCGUCCUAUAGAGCGAAAAAUACGGUAAUUUUUCUAGUAAGGCUGUUUCCCAUACUAUUUGGUACAGCAUGAACAAUGUUGGCCGAGUUUCUGUUUACCUGAAGCAGCUGUAGCUGGCACAGGUAGCCCAGGUUACAAUAGGAGCAGUGUGGAACCCAGCAGUUGAAGCCAUCAACCUGAAUCUUACAGGCGAGUGUAACCCCCACCCAUACCAGUAAUAUCGCCAGCCAACAGGUCUACUAAGUAAAGUUCAAUCCAGAUAAAUCAAAACUGAUAGCAAAGCACUCAUUAGACCAGUUGGCUGGGGAUAUGUCUAGUCUGGGUGGAGUCACACUCCCUUGUUAUGGUUCACCCAUAUCCAGUUCCAAGAUUUCAGCUUGUUCUUGAGAAGAUGCCAGCAAGUUGCAAUAAUACUUCAUAAUAAAUGACUACUAUAAAGGGCAUAGCCUUUGUUACUUUCCUUUUCCAUUUAUUUAAGGAACAGACACUUAGAGCCACCUAAUGGAAAUGACACAAGCUUAUUUUUUUUAAAUUGUGCACUCUGACCAAAGGUAUCACAUCAUACUUCAAUAAAAGCAAAUAUACAACUUCAAAGUAAUGCCAUUGUUGAGUCACAAUAAACGGAAGUUCUGAAUGGUGCCUGACGUCCAGAGCCCUUUUUUCCAUUGUUGAGUUUUACUGUUAUGAGAAAAGUAUUUAACCUUCUUGUGGCUAAUUAUCGCUGACUUAACACCUUUGAACUGCAGAGUUUUACAACUUUUGUUUUCAUUCUCAUGGCAACCCUGUGAGAUAAGUCACUGAGAGAGGUCAAUCCUAGGUGGAAAUUUGAACUGGGGCCUGCACCACAUACUAUACUGUACAGCCCAUUGGUUCUGCACAAUUGAAUAAAGUCAUCCGGUGUCUGUUAAUUGUCAUUUAGUUUGUUCUCCCAAGGUGACAAUGUAGAAGUGUGAAACAUAUGAUUAGCCAGUUCUUUAAGAAUUCAUUGUGAUUGUGUAGUUCUUUCGAAACACCCAUAUCGGGGGUGGCAUACAGGGGGUGAAUAGCUCAGUUGGUAGAGCAUGAGACUUUUAAUCUCAAGGUUGUGGGUUCAAGCCCCAUGUUGGGCAAAAGAGUCCUGCUGCAAUUGCAGGGGGUUGGACUAGAUAACCCUUAUAGGCCUUUCCAACUAAACAAUUCUAUGAUUCUAGGGAGGUCUAUAUACAGUGGUACCUCGGGUUAAGUACUUAAUUUGUUCCGGAGGUCCGUUCUUAACCUGAAACUGUUCUUAACCUGAGACACCACUUUAGCUAAUGGGGCCUCCCGCUGCCGCUGCCACGCCGCCGCCGACACACGAUUUCUGUUCUCAUCCUGAGGUAAAGUUCUUAACUCGAGGUACUAUUUCUGGGUUAGCAGAGUCUGUAACCUGAAGCGUCUGUAACCCGAGGUACCACUGUACUGUAUUGCAAGACACUUGAGAACAGUUGUCAUGGUCAAUCGGCCUCACCUGUGUGGCCGCACCUUGCCUCUUCAGAACAAACUUAGGAAGGCCCCAGUCCUGCAGAGUCCUAUUGGUCACAGGCCCUGGCUCCUGCACACACACCUGACAACAAUAUAGUACACUUGCAUAUUCUGCACAGGCUUUAUUGUGCACACAGCUUUUCCUUUGGGUUUGUGCAUGAAUGUAUACUUGGGCAAACUUCUGUUGACCCAUAUUUCUUGCGGCGGAGGGGGGAAGCAGGUUUUAUCCCUCCCCAGUAGUUGCCCUGAUUGCCCAGUGAGGUAACGCAAGCAAAAGAGAACAAACACCAUCUUCAUGGUCCCAUCUUUGGAUUCAUACAUUGGAGUAAUGUGCUACAGCAGGGCUGGGGAAACCUAAGGCUUGUAGGAUCUACUUUGUAUUGUACUGGGACCGUGAGAGCCAAGUGCUCUUGAGCCAAGUGCAAGAGACAUAGACUAAGUAAAGAAUCCUGAGCCCAGGAAUUUGUUCUGAGGCCCAGAACUGAAUGGAGCUCAUAGUCUUCCCACACACAAAUCUGUUCUUGGUUACCCCAAGAUUUCUUCAUUCCAGCUGUAUAAUUAAAGACAGAGCAGGGUUUCCUUUGGUAGAUAGCUUUGCUAAACAACUGAACCUCAGAAAUCCUUGCUGAUCAAGCAGGAAUCUAGCAGAAGAUUCAGAUCUACCUUCCACCCAACCAUGUGUUAUGAUAGCGAGUUGGUUUAAUAUAGCGAUAAGAGAUGGAACUAGAAAUCAAGUCAAUCCCUGGUUCAACUCCCUCUACUGCUAUGGCGUUAGUAAGUAGGUAGCCUUAAGCAAACAAACUCUUUAAGUCUCGUAUGUAAACAUGAUGGGAGUUGUUAGAAGUCUCCUUCCACCCUCUUUCAGAUCACCCCAAACACCACAGCUCUGGAUCUCUUUACCGCCAAGACCCAUAUAGUUUUAAAAUGGAAAGUGGCGAUAGCAAUACUGAGGAGCCAAUGACCUAAGGAGCACUUGCAGACUAUUUUACUUUGCAGGAGUGCACGAGUGCGCACACUCAUUCUGUACAACAUGCACCAUAUAUGUUGGCAUGGUGUAAAUCUGUGAACGGCACGAAAAGCAGGAGGCAUAUAUAAAAGGACGAACCGUGUGGACCAAAAAAAUGGAGUCUCAGUGUUUUGAAUUCUAGACUACAGAAUGUAAGGUUAUGUCUUCUGGGUCAGAUAAAUAUUAUUGCUAUUGGUAUGAGACUGAUGGAUGGGAAGACAGAUCUUAGGAGUUGCUUGAUAACAACAUGCAGAUUUGCCUGGAGGUAAUUUGUCCUGCAGUGUACCAGCUCUUUACCCUAGCUGGGAUCGUAUUUGUUGGUGUGUAGAGAGGUGAAUCUUCCAUAAGAUGAGGUUGGAUUCAGUGACCUUUAUGCUGUUCUCAACUAUGCGACUGUAUGAGAACAAAUUUUUAAAAGUGUAAAGAGAGUACUGAGAAUUUCAUGUAUAAAACACUCUUACAUCUGAAAAUUUUUUGCUAAAUUUGGUUAGAGUUUGGAAAGGGUCAGCACACCAUCUUGAUUUAAAAUUGUAUCCAAAUAUAAACCAGAACCACCUUGAUCUCAAGAACCACUACACUUAGUGGGGUGAUUAUAUCUUUAGGGGUGUCCAAAUCAGUGCGGUUUGGAAUGUUUUGGUCUUCCAUCUUGAUCCAAAAUGGCACCCAGUGGUUUCUAAACAUAGAACAAAACACACUCCUUGAUCUUGGAAACCAUUGUACCAAAUUUGGUGAUGGUCCUCUUCAGGAAUGUCCAGAUCAUUACAGUUUGGAACAUUUUGGUCUUCCAACUUGAUUCUAAAUGGUACCCAACAUUGUCCAAACAUAGACAAAAAUCUGCACCUCCAUCUUGGGAACUGUCAUGCCAAGUUUGGCAACAAUAACUCUAUAGGUGUUUGAACGGACGGGGAACAGACAGAUAAACCACUUUCCAAAACAUUGGUGUACCCCAAUCUCUGAGCAGUGCAAGAUUCCAAGGGUUCCAGGAGAUUACCCAGGGUUCAGUUUCCUUGGAAUGGGGGACAGCGGAGCCUGUGGUGUCUUUAGGAUGUAUAUAAGAUGGAGGGGUUCAGAGCUGGUGGCGCUGUGGUCUAAACCACUGAGCCUCUUGGGCUUGCUGAUCGGAAGGUCAGCGGUUCGAAUCCCUGUGACGCUCCUGUUGCUCUGUCCCAGCUUCUACCAACCUAGCAGUUUGGAAGCAUGCCAGUGCAAGUAGAUAAAUAGGUAUCACUGUGGCAGGAAGGUAAAUGGCAAUUCCAUGCACUCUGGUUUCUGUCACGGUGUUCCAUUGCACGAGAAGCGAUUUAGUCCUGCUGGCCACAUGACCCGGAAAGCUGUCUGUGGACAAACACCAGCUCCCUCAGCCUGAAAGUGAGAUGAGCGCCACAACCCCAUAGUCGCCUUUGACUGGACUUAACCGUCCAGGGGUCCUUUGCCUUUUACCUUUUGCCUCACAGCAUUAACACCCCAAGAGGGUCUUGCUUCUCCCACAGCCAAGACAGGAUAUAAAUGAAAUAAGUAAAUAGUAAAUAAAUGUUAAUAUUAAGUACAUGACUACCUAUAUUUUAGGGCCGCGGGUGGCACUGUGGGUUAAACCACAGAGCCUAGGACUUGCCGAUCAGAAGGUCGGCGGUUCGAAUCCCCACGACGGGGUGAGCUCCCAUUGCUCGGUCCCUGCUCCUGCCAACCUAGCAGUUCGAAAGCAUGUCAAACUGCAAGUAGAUAAAUAAGUACCACUCUGGCGGGAAGGUAAACAGCGUUUCCGUGUGCUGCUCUGGUUUGCCAGAAGCGGCUUAGUCAUGCUGGCCACAUGACCCGGAAGCUGUACGCCGGCUCCCUCAGCCAAUAAAGCGAGAUGAGCGCCGCAACCUCAGAGUUGGCCACAACUGGACCUAAUGGUCAGGGGUCCCUUUACCUUUACCUUUACCUUUACCUUUACCUAUAUUUUAUACAGCUUGCCCAAUGCUUUUCCUCAGCUUUAUGAGUGAAACUAUGGGAAACUUUUUUAGCAUGUUGUAACAGGACAAUCCUGUGCAUGUUUACUUGGAGCUAAGUCCUUCAGUGUUCAGUGGCACUUGUGUAUCAGCUGUAAUUAAAUAUUGGUAGUGCUAUCAGAAUCUAGGUAAAAUGACUGGGAUGUGAUAUGAUAUGUGGGGCACAGGUCAUUAUCUCCAGCACCUGGAAAUGUGUGUAGAAAUGGCAUAAUAUAAAUAUAAUGGUCUGUUUUGUAUAGCUCUUGAUAUUUCCUGAAAUAUAUGUUUGCACAAUUUUGCAUCUCGCCUUACUGCUUACACGGAAGAUGUCUCCUUGUUUCCCCUUAAUCUUUCCAUUAUUGUUUUGAGAGAUGACUCUUCGCAACACCUCUGAACAAAGCAUUUGCUGUUCAGACACCAGGAAGUAAAGCUGCAUACAUGGUGUACCACUACAAUUUGGUUUUGCUAUAACAAUAAAAGUUUCAGAAGUAUGGAAAUACCAAAGCUACAUCAACAAUUGGCAUGGGGUUGUCCUAAGAACACAAGAAGAUGCCCUCUGUGGGUUAGACUAGGGUUUUUGGAAAGGAAAAUUUAUAACUGCCCAGUGGUUAUAAUUCAUGUGCAAAGUGUGUGAUGAUACAACACCUACGGAUUUUCCUUGUGUGCAUAUACGGUGGUACCUUGGUUCCUGAACGGCUUAGUUGUCGAACAAAUCGGCUCCCGAAUGCCGCAGACCCAGAAGUAAGUGUUCUGGUUUGAGAAUGUUUUUCAGAAGCUGAACGUCCGACGCAGCUUUCGCUUGAGUGCAGGAAGCUCCUGCAUCCAAUCGGAAGCCGUGCCUUGGUUUUCGAACUGUUUCGGGAGUCAAACGGACUCCUGGAACAGAUUAAGUUUGAGAACCAAGGUACAUGCUAUCUUGCUUAGAGUUGCAUUCCAUGAUAAUUUAGAAGCCUACAAAGAUUGGGAGGAAAUCCUCAAAAAUGGGUCUGUGUGUCUCUGUGGACUCUAGGACAAGCCUGACUUUCGACGGGUAAGAAGUGCUUCCAGAUUCCAUAGAAAGAGGGAUCUUGGGAGAGUCGAGAACUCAUACUCCCUAAAUGUCUCUUUGAGGUCAAUACAUGGUGGACUUUUGUUGGAGUGAUAAAUCUAGAUCUCCAUUUUUCUUUUUGAAGCUCAAAUUCAAUAAUUUUAUGCUGUGGUGAUACUUUCAGACAUAAAUGUUUCAUGUAGCUUUGCCCCUGAAAGAUUCCUCUUAAAAAUGCCCUGUUGGAGAUUUCUGACAAUGCCGUCCUUAUCAUGACAUCUCAGGAAAAGGCGGUCCGUGUUCUACAGUACAAUUAUUUGCUUCAUAUUAUAAAUAUUGGUGAAUGCUCUGUGGAGAAUAGCAGUGGAGUCUGUGGGGAGUGGCUCUGGCAGGGAGAAGGAAAUAUGGAUUUGCUUGUUCAGGGUCUUCUUCCACAUUGUUCCCAACAGCUUUUUUGCAUCACUUAAUACAAUAUUUGCAUAGCUUGAAUUAUGGAACUGUCCAAGUGUUCUGUUUGAACGGCUCAUAAAUAUGGCCGGCACAUCACCAUAGUUGCUGAAAUCACCAUAUGAUUUCAGGCUCCCUCAGCCUGAAAGCGAGCUGAACACCACAACCCCAUAGUUGCCUUUGACUGGACUUAACCGUCCAGGGGUCCUUUACCUUUACCUUUUACACAUAGAUCUGUCACUGCUGUUGGACAUACAGUAGUUGGCUACAUGCCCCACUGGACAAUGAAAACCUUGCAAUAGUUAGCUCAGUUAAUUCUGAAAGACAAGUUAGAAAUAUUUUUAAAUAUAUAAGCGAAAUACUUGCAGGUAUAGUGACUACCUUUGAAAAACGGACAGCUGUAUUUUCUGCAUUUUAUUCAGAGUAAGCCCCAAUCAAAUACAGUGGUACCUCAGGUUAAGUACUUAAUUCAUUCUGGAGGUCUGUUCUUAACCUGUUCUUAACCUGAAGCACCACUUUAGCUAAUGGGGUCUCCUGCUGCUGCCGCACCGUCGGAGCACGAUUUCUGUUAUCAUCCUGAAGCAAAGUUCUUAACCCGAGGUACUAUUUCUGGGUUAGCGGAGUGUGUAACCGGAAGCGUAUGUAACCUGAAGCGUAUGUAACUCGAGGUACCACUGUACACUGGGGCUUCCUUCCUUCCCGCUAUGCCUGCUUAAUUUUACACGUGGAACUCCAUAAAUUUGAGGCACUGGAAAGAAAUGCUGGAAGGCUCUUUCCACCUUAGUUGAACUGAACUUUGCAAAGCCCCCUCUCAACGAAGAGAGAAAAAUGAGGUGCUGGAACACAAACCUACCACCGGGACUUUUAAACUAGCAGCCUGAAAGAUGGCAGGUUAAAGUUUCAGCCUGUUGGGCCAAACAAUUGUUUUUGCUUGUCUUUCCUUAAAGCCAGCAGGAAGUUGGUUUGGCACAAGAGAGGGUUUUUUGGGUGGGUGGUGCAUAAGGGGCACGGUAUUAUGUCUGGAGAUUGGCUGCAGAAAUAAAAAGAGUUAAAACUUUUUUCUGGCUUUUUAAAUUAUACAGCCCUUAGAAGACUGUGUGAGUCCAGUGUGAAAAGAACAUUACAUCAGCAGCGGAUAACAUCGUCCACCGCCUGUUUCAGGCAGUUACCGAAACCAAAAUGUCUUCUACAGAUCCUUAUCAGCAAAUUAUGGUGAGUUGAUUAGACUUUCUAUUCCCAGUGCUCAGGAUAAACUGCGGCUAAUAACAAUGACAUUAACUACCGCAAAUUAUUUUAACGAGGCUUGCAAUUUUAGGGAUUGUGUGUAUAAGCAUUAUGCACUGUAAGUUUGGGCGAGCCGGGAAAAAUGUGAAAAAAAACUUGACGUGAAAAUAUUUUAAGUGCACUGAGUAAGGAAAAAAAAUAUUCCAGCUGGCCUCAAUUCAUGUAUUUCUGAAGAUAAGGGGAUAUAAACUCUGUAAAAAAACAACCGUAAAUGCAAAAGCUGAUAUGUUUAGUAAGAUAAAUUCUGUACUAGGGUGUAACUAGGUAACUAAAACUUUAAUUACAGAUUAAACUGAUUAGUUGAGGGGCUGAAAAUAAGCAAAGACUUCAGGAUUCUGGUUUGCUGUCCGCUUUUCAAGAAGACAAUUCCCCCUCUGACAAAUUACGGAAACUAGAUGUGGAAGGCUUGUAUUGAAAACUUGCGAAUGACCUUCCUUCAAGCAAGAAGAACUAAAGGCAGAGGAAGUUGAAGGAGCUCAACCGCAAGAAAUAGUUGAUUUCAAGUUUUAGAGGUGUAAAAUUUGUUGAAUUGUUGAAGCUCAACCAUGGGCGUAGCCAGGAGAUUUGUUAGGGAGGGGGCAGGCCUUUUGCUAGCUAUGUUUUUUUAUUAAUUUAGGGUGGGGGCAAUUGCCCCUCCCUGUCCCCCCCCGGCUAUGCCCAUGGCCUCAACACGGGGGUGGGGGGGGGUAGGGAUGACAUUUUUGGGAAAAACCAAAAUAUCCGCUAAACUUACUUAUGAACCCCGCAGCAUAGCUGUCAACUUACAGAUUUGAAAAUAAGGGACCAGCAGCCUCGAAAAUAAGGGAUUAGCAGCCAAAAUAAAGGAUUUUGCUUAGCUUAUACAGAAAUCCGGCACUGAUGGAUCCAUGCUGCUUUUGCUGCCACUGACUGUGUUUUGCAGGGUGUUGGACUAGAUGAUCCUAAGGGUCUACAACUCCCACCAAAGAAGAGGGGCAGACAAAACUGAUGAACGAUGUUGAGAUGGCAAAGCUUAUAGGCAGAAUUAGAAACCAGGAAGAGGACCUCUUUAAUAAGGAAUGGGGAAAGUUUAUAUUUUAGUUGAAAAGCUAUUGUAAAGAGUAACAUACAUUGGUAGGAUUGACAGAAAACUUGUAGUAAAAAUUUGAACUAUGGAUGGACAAAUGAUUUAUAAAAAUAGAGUUAUAAAAGGGAUGCAGAGGGGGAAAUCACUACAUUAAGAUGCUGCACUGGUUGGAGGGUAUGCUAAGCAGCCCGUAGGGGCUGCCGUCGCCCUGGCGUGAGGAGUUCCAUCGGCCCUUCCCCGCCCGAGAGAGAGGGAGGGAGGGAGAGAGACUCUCGCCCACGCCGCCCGCGAGCCCAGCAUGAAGCGGUUGCGGCGCCGCCCUUCUGCGACCCUCCCCAUCCCCUCCUCUUCCUCCUCCCUCAGGCCGCCUCCUCAGCCGCCGCCUCUGCCGCCUCUGGCUUCCCUUGGCAGCGCGGCGGAUGUCUCGCAAGAGAGGGGCUGCCUGCCCGCCCGCCGCCACCCAUCGCCUCACGACGCGCCCCUGAGGGGGAAAAGGGAGAGACAGAGAUGUGGCAGCUCGUGCGCUCUCUCUCUCUCAUGGCUCAGGACACCAAGCCGCUGCUUCCCUCCCGAGCCAGGCGAGCAUGAAACCCGGGAAAUUUAAGGGACGUCAUCAGUAAGGGACAGCAGCGGGACACGACGCUGGGAUAAGGGAGUUCCCCGCCAAAUAAGGGACGGUUGACAGCUAUGCCCUGCACCCAUUUUACUGUUUUAACUACUUAAGUGGGUUAUUUUAUUACUUGUUUGGAAUAUAAAAUUGUACUACUUGGUAUACAGUGGUACCUCAGGUUAAGUACUUAAUUCGUUCUGGAGGUCCGUUCUUAAGCUGAAACUGUUCUUAACCUGAAGCACCACUUUGGCUAAUGGGGCCUCCUGCUGCCGCUGUGCCGCCGGAGCACGAUUUCUGUUCUUAUCCUGAAGCAAAGUUCUUAACCUGAAGCACUAUUUCUGGGUUAGAGGAGUCUGUAACAUGAAGCAUAUGUAACCCGAGGUACCACUGUACAGGCAAAAUCGCACAAAGCCAGAACACCCCCACAAUGACCACAUCCAGUUCUGAGUGGGAAUUGCUCCCCUCAUGCAAGGUGGGUAGCUUUUUAAGCCCCUUUUGCCUUGCUUAGCGGCUCUGGGAAGGUCAUGCGAGGCCUCUGGAGAACCUCUCACAAGAUCUUACAAGAUUGCAGAAAUCUUGUGAAAUCUUGCAGGAGGUUCUGCAAAGGCGUCACAUUAUAUUCCCAGAGCCCUGUAAGCUAGACAGGGGCUUUAAAAUGUUCUUUAUGCAGCAAGAAAACAUGUCACAGAAAGAGCUUUUUUCCUGGAAAAUGUCUCUUCCCCACCCCCUAAUUUUUCUGGGGCCUUUACAACUCUAUAUCGUUCAGACGUCAUUUUACAGACUUGAUCAGGAAACACCGCUUAAGAUUGUGAGGGAUGCCAGCUGAGUAAAUUGGUCAAAAACCAGUCGGCAUAAUUAGAAACUUAGCGGACAAUCCUUGAGUAUCUAAGACUCUCCCUCUGUCCUUUACUCAAUGGGCUGAACAAGAGUAGUGCAAAUCGACUAUCGCUUAUGGAUUAUUAUUUUUUAGUUAAGGCAAAAUGGUUCAGUUUGAGUUCUGUUUGCUUCAGUUCAAAUCAUUAUGGGCAAAUACAUUUUAAUUUUUUUACUGUGAAAAUUAGUAAUUACACCCUUAAAUGCAGGUGUACUUUUACUGAAAUUAACACGUGGGUUCUUAUUCUCCGGAGAACUGUAUGAAAAUAUUAGCUGUAGUAUAUCCAGAUUCUCUGGAAAUAGCUGGUAGCAGGAAAAGAAAGCAGCGUCUGUUCAGAGGUAGCUGCCAGAUUAUUCAUCAUAAUGCUAAACUACUGGGGUGCUAAAAAUACUUUUCUGGGCUUCCUUGAAGUGAUCCUUUAUCAUCUCUGUGGCUUUGGGUUUCCCUCCACAUACAGUCACAUCCUUUUCAGUAAGUCUGCUGCAAAGAGGCUGUAAAAGCGCGUAUUUCACCACUCUAUGGCUUCACCAAUGGGAGUCUAAUGUUCGCAUGUUUGUUUGUGAGGAAUGAAGGACGAACAUGAUCAUAUUAAGGGUUUAUCCAGUUGCAGGUUGUCACGUAGUAGUAAUCCUGCGCAAUGGCUUGCAUCUUUUCUGUAAGAGGAUGAGGUUAGCUACUCCUGCCACCUCCUGGAUGAAAAGUGUCACUUGGAAUAUUUGAAUAUCUGAAAGUUUUACAGUGUGCUCAAACACUUCUAACGACUUCCAGAUCCAUCACUGUCUACUGUGCUGCAGAAGCAGCUUAUUGUUUUAUUUUCUUUUUAAGUUUUCUUUCAAUCGAGUGGUAAAUAAAUGUUGUGAGAUGAAACAAAUAAGCAAACGACUGAUGCCAGGUAGCCAGAGUCAGGAUAAAAGGUAAAGUUAAAGGGACCCCUGACCAUUAGGUCCAGUCGCAGGUGACUCUGGGGUUGCGGCGCUCAUCUCGCUUUACUGGCCGAGGGAGCCGGCGUACAGCUUCCGGGUCAUGUGCCAAGCAUGACUAAGCCGCUUCUGACGGACCAGAGCAGCGCACGGAAACGCCGUUUACCUUCCCAUCGGAGUGGUACCUAUUUAUCUACUUGCACUUUGACGUGCUUUCAGACUGCUAGGUUGGCAGGAGCAGGGACCGAGCAACGGGAGCUCACCCCAUCGCGGGGAUUCAAACUGCCAACCUUCUAUUGGCAAGCCCUAGGCUCUGUGGUUUAGACCACAGCGCCGCCCGCGUCAGAAUACCAAACAUAUAAUACAAAACAGCUGAAGCUUUACAUGGUAACAACAACCAACUACUAUGAAGUACAGUCCUGGUCACCACCGUCAAAUAGCAUUAAAAGGCAGAAAUUUCAGUGAGUUCUGUUUUCGUUAUGGUCCCUCACAGCUACUUAGGCCUGCAUUUUGCUCCAAAUAAAGCAAACCUCUGCAAUUGUUUUAGAAAUUGUCACAUGUCCGAUUUAGAGCUGGGGCAUAAGAAGAAUAGGAAUCCUUUUUUUAAAAAACCAGCCAUCUUAUUAUCUGCAUGCAAAGGACUGAUUUUACUACUACAGUUCGUGUUUUGUUAGCCCCAAAAUGGAAAACGAGCGAAGUCCCAACUAAAGAAGAAUGGCAACUUAAACUGAUGGAAUAUGCACAGCUUGCGGACCUCACAUAUAGAAUAAGAGAACAAGAAGAACAUACGUUUAGAGAAGAUUGGAAAAGGUUUAUGGAAUAUAUGGAGGAAAAUUGUGUAUAUCUGAAAACGUGGGCAGCCUUAAGAUGAAUUCAACAGUGUAAAUAAGUUUUGAUGGAUGUUAUAAUGGAAUACUGAAUGGUUUAGUUUACCGUCUAUAAAAUAUGCAGGGAUUUAUGUUGUGCAAUAUGAACCAUGGAAAGAGAGGAAGGAAAGUCAUUGAUAUUUUAAGGAUGUUUAAGUGAAUAUUCUAAAACGUAAAACAGAAAUUUAAUAAACAUUUUAACAAAAAAGGACUGAUUUUACCAAUACCACCAAUCCCUCAGUUAAAUCAGCGCCUUUUGGCUCCUGCAACCCUCAGCUGUCACCUAUUAGCAACUGUUCCAAUUGGCUGGAGUGAAGGAGAGACAGAACUUUUGGGCCACUCAAUUGGCUUCCUUGACAAACCAGCUCUGAUUGGCUCCCCUUCUCCCUGCCUGUUUCCAUUCAAGGCUACUCAUUAUUAAAAACAAAUGUAAGAAUUGGUUUGCUUGUCAUCCUCUUCCUUCUCCAGAGCUUUUCCCUUUUGUGUUUUGUCUUUUAGGAUGUGAGCCUGCAGUCAGGGAUGUCUUAACUGCUAUUGUCUAAGGAACACUGGGAACCUUUUUGGUUCUAGAGCAAAGCUUUUAAAAGUUUUAAAAUACAUAAGUAAAUGUAACCACUCUUAUGCAAAUAUUUUUUUUUACAAUGGUAGGUUUCCCUCACUCUUUCUGUGCAUGCAGAUGGGUGAAGCAUAGUCUCCAAAUCCAUAUUCUGUAUUUUCCGCUCUAUAGGAUGCACCUUGUUUUAGAGGGGGAGAACAAGAAAAAAAAAAUUUCUCCCCCUCUCUGCUCAGUGCCCCUUCAGCGAAGUGGCAGGAGAAACGGAGCCCCUUCCAUUUCUCCUCCUGCUUCGCUGAAGGGCCGCUGCGCAGCUCUCCCUCUCUGCUGAAGCCAGGAGAGUCUUGCUCUCCUGGCUUCAGCAAAAGGAACCUGAACUCUCCGGAGCGCAGUGGGAGCUCCCGCUGCGCUCCGGAGGCUUCAGGCGGCUAUCCCUGAAGCCGACCCCUCUCGCUCUCCAGGCUUCAGCGAAAGGAGCGCUCCCUCUGCGCUUCGGAGGCUUUGCGUUGCUAUCGCUGAAGCCAAGGAGCCUGCAUUCUCUCCAUAGGACGCACACACAUUUCCCUUUAAUUUUUGGAGGGGAAAAAGUGUGUCCUAUAGAGCGAAAAAUACGGUAGGUUAGUGUGAGUAGAGAACCAGGAUGGUGUAUGGAUAAAUGAAUGCAGGCUGGAAGAAAACGAUGUUGUUUAUGCACACUCAAACACUCCCCUUUCCUUUUGUGCAACAACUGCUAUCUGGAAAGACUGGGGAGAAGCUAUUUUCAGUUCCAGAGUAAUGUUGAGGUCUGUGAGUUUAUCCUCUCUGAGUUUAAUUAUGCAGUAUAGCUGGAAGAAAAUUGACAGUUACCAUUCAGCAGAACCUGUAUUUAUCUAAAUCUUAUUUGCAACAGAAGCAUAAGCCUGCAGGACACAUGACACCUUUUAUACUCACUGUAGGGGUAAAGGGUUGCAUUUUCCUCUGCCUAACCCUGGCAUAAAUGUGUGUGUGUUGGGUGUUUGUGUGUGAUAGGACUGUGCUCUAACUCUGUCUUUUUUAAAAAAAGUUUUUGAGUUUCUAAGACAAUAAACGGGAGCAACAGAAGUAAAUAUUUAUAGUAGACCAAAAGAAUAAGCUUAAGAUAAACAGGCUGAGAAAAAGGAAGCCUGUGCAGGAGGAAAAGUGAUAUGAUUAAAAUGAGAAGUAGAAUGUUCAUGGAAGGUUUGGAUGACAUAUAAACAUAGAAAGCUUAUUCGGAGUGAGAUGAUUGAUCCAUGUUGUGUUCUUCUGCUGAGCUAUAGCCCUUCCUCUCAUGAGUACACACCAGCCAGGAAGCUAGGCAAGAACUUUGAAUCUUGAAGCCUUUCUGAAGUCUAGAUUGAGUGAUGAUCUUCCAUUGUUGUCAGUCAAGUGAAGUCUUGAGUACAAAAGACUUCAUAGAUGAACUUGACUUCUGCAUUUGAUGAGUGAAUGUUUUCAGAAGCAGGGAGAAGUAGUCAUCAGCAUCUCUUACACAUUCCCAUGUUCGGCCUCAACAGAAUACAUUCUGGAUGAUUUGUAUUACCUUUGUACGGUACCUGAAGUAUGCAAUGUCUUUUCUUCAUCAAAUUUAAUAUAUAAACUGUCUCCUCUGGUAGUUCACACUGAAUUCUGCCCAUUAUAGAAAUGUUUAUAGCCUCUGUUAGCUUGGUAAUCUGACGUAGCAACACUUUCCAGACAGUCCAUUUUGCAAUGAGUUCCUUCUUUAGGAUUUGAAUGAGUGUUGUGAUUUCUCACCCUAUUAGCAGUUCUGUUGAGCUACAGUCAGCAGCUAUUGAUUGUAUUGAGUUGUCACUUAAAAUAGCAAUAUGUGGGCAAUUGUCUCUGCCUUACAGUUUGUGCUUAGUGAGGGCUAGUAAGAAUGGCUGAAAUUCUACUGCCAUAAGCUGGGUUGCAUGGUUGGUCCAAGCUCUUCUGAAAAGCCGAAGUAAUCAAAUAUAUUCUUCAGUUGUGCAACAAUGCUAUGGCAGGUAAUGUCAGGCAAGGGGAGUAUCAGUACUUGAAUAGUACGUAAUCCACAAAAACCCAAUAGUGCUGAGCUCCCAGGUGCUAGCCUUUUCCAAAAUUUAUUGGUAAGGUGCAGUGAUGAAUGGUUCCUUUUCUUCUGAUGUGUCAGCAAAAUUGUUUCUAUCUUAAUCAUUGAAAAACAAGCAAACAUCAGACCAAAGGCCCAUCUACACAGGGUCAACCAGAUCGCCUCUGUUAUCUACUGUUUAACACUGUCACAGAACUCUCAGCAGUUAGUGAGACAGGACUUGCCCUCACAGAGGCCAUUUUGGUUCUCCCUCAGCAAGACUUGUGCUUAUAUGUGCUUGGUAGUUCCACCUUCUACAAUGCUUCCCACCAGUUCUUCCAGAACGGGCAUUAAGUUAACCGGCCUAUAGGUUCCAGGAUCCCCCCUACCCCGGAUCCCUUUUUAAUAAUUGGUGUUACAUUGGCUGCCUUUCCCUGACAAAUGACUCAGUAGUUUCUCUAGGCUUUUGAGCAAUUUGAUAGAAGUAGGGCCCUCUCAUAAACCACAUUCUUCUUGGGAGUUGUGUCAGAUUUGGCCAGAACGGUCUUGCCUUACAGCUGUGCUUUUGGCCCUCUGCUCCUCCCUCCUGUUGGUCUUCAAUAUAAGGAUAAUAAUAAUGGCCACCUUGGAAAUUAGUUAUAAGGAAUGUAUGUGAAGUGUUCUGAAUGGUCUAUAAAGUGCUAUUCGUGCAUGCUAAGUAAUCAUUAUACUUAAUAUAUGCAAGUAUAUAACUACCAUAAGUGUUUCUGAGGAGAGCCCAAAGAGAAGGGAGCACAUAACCACCAGUGCCUGAAGGAGCCCAUCGGUGGCCUGAGAAGACAGUUGGAGAAACCCCACCCGCCAUCUUCCCUGGGGCCAUUCAAGACCUGGGUGCCUUGAGGGAAAGCAGAAGCCAGGGAGCUGGUGUCAUAAGCCGCUGAAGGCCGGCUUGAGAAAAAUCUGUACCUUUUUUUGCUUGUGUUUAUUGUAAACCGGCCUUGGUUGCCUUUGGUGCAGAAAGGCAAUAUAUAAAUGCCAUUAAUAACCAAUUAAUAAGUAAUUGGGAGGGACGCGGGUGGCGCUGUGGGUCUAGGGCUUGCCGAUCAGAAGGUCGGUGGUUCGAAUCCCCGCGACGGGGUGAGCUCCCGUUGCUCGGUCCCUGCUCCUGCCAACCUAGCAGUUUGAAAGCACGUCAAAGUGCAAGUAGAUAAAUAGGUACCACUCCGGUGGGAAGGUAAACGGCGUUUCCAUGCAUUGCUCUGGUUCGCCAGAAGUGGCUUAGUCAUGCUGGCCACAUGACCUGGAAGCUGUACGCCGACUCCCUCGGCCAAUAAAGCGAGAUGAGUGCCGCAACCCCAGAGUCGGCCACGACUGGACCUAAUGGUCAGGGGUCCCUUUACCUUUAAUAAGUAAUUAUUUUAUCCUUAGUUCUCUCUGUCCCUGUGCAAAGAAGGAAACGUGCUUUUGUGAAGGGAGCUGUUGAAACGAAUCUUUCCCCCUUUCUUAAACGUCUUCUUAAGCUUCCUUGCUGCUCCCAAGGAAGUAGAAGGAAAAUGCGGGUGCGGACAUGAUGCGUUCAGUUUCAGCACCAUGACUUAGUGUUCCUGUCACAGACACUGUAGGAACGGUCAGGGCGAACUCUGGGCUUUCCCAGUAGGCCUAGAAAGCUUUGGUUGGCUUUUACUAGGGAACGCUCUAUCAAUAGAGGUUUGGGAGGAAUCAUCCCUCCCUUCUUUGAAACUUUUUGUUUUGUUUUGCAAAGCAUAUUGUUUAGACAGGCCUUUGAGGUAUGAAUCUUCUCUUUUUAACCAAACAGUAUUUAUUGAUCUGUUUAAAGACGUCUUCAUGAAUGAAUGGUUUUCACUGGCUUUAUACUCACAUGCUGUUUGUUUGUUUUUUGGAGUUUUUCUCCUGUCCUUCCUCCCCAAGGAUACAUUUUAACAAAAUGGCUGAUUAUAAAAAGAGAAGCAAGAUCAGCGUGCCUUCCCUAAGGAAGCUUGCUGGCACCUUGUUAGCCAUGCAGUACCUGCCGGUUAGAAGCAAAGGACAAGGACCCUGCCAGAUAUUUUUCGCUUCUGUUGAUGGCAUGAAGGAAGAAGAAGAACAAACUUUCACUCCAUGAAAUGGGAGUGGGGACCUUUUUCAGUCUUGAAGUUGUGUUCCCUCAUGUUCCCACCUUGUUCUGGGCGGACUCUUGAGGGCCAGAUACAAAGGCCUGGGGGCCUGUUUUUGGCCUGAGGUCUCCCACCCCUGUUAUAAAAAGUUCUCUGCCUACUUCCAGGAGAGGAUCCUUAUUUGCCCCAGGCAACGAAGCUAGUUAAUAAACUAAUAUUCUGACAAUAAUGUCAAGUUAACCCUGCCAUUGUAUUGUUAAAACCCCACCUUGUUUAUGGUGUUUGAGGUGCGUCAGCUGGGCAGAUAACGUCUGAAAACAGGAAUUCCUAAGCAGCAUUUCUUUUAAUUUAUUUGUUUUUUACUCUCAUUAUGUUUUCCUCUUAUCAACCAGCUCCCCACCCCAAUAAAUCUGUUCCUAGACUAGCUGUUGAAAGGACAAUUUUUUUUUAAAAAAAAUACUUUUUAUUGUCAUUUUCCAAUAAAUAAAUAAAUAAAACAAUCUUUACAUUCAUUCUUAAUGUCAUCUUAUUUACAUUGCACUAAAUCGUGCCUCGACUUCCUUCCCUCCCAGUUGCGGUUUUCAUAAUGUACAUCUCCUCUUACAGUUUCUUCUGCUUUUCUACACACGUCACAGGAAUUAUCCUAAUCCUGCUGUAGUUCUUAAACUUCUACAGUUCAAUUCUAUAUAUGUCAUAAAUUUACUCCAUUCUUUUGUGAACUUUGACCCUUUUUGGUGUCGAAUUUUAUUUGUCAUUAUUGCUAAUUCAGCAUAUUCAAAAAGUUUUACCUGCCAUUCCAUGAUUGUUGGAAUCUCUGAUGACUUCCAUUUUUGUGCUACAAGGACCCUAGCUGCCACCAUUGCAUAUUGAAAUAACUUAUGGUCUUCUUUUUUUAUUUCAUCCCCUAUUAUCCCUAAUAAGAAUGCCUCCAGGUUUUUUUGGCAGGUGUAUCUAAAAAGUUUCUUUAAUUCAUCAUAUAUCAGGUUCCAAAAUCUUUUCAUUUUCUCGCAUACCCACCACAUAUGAUAAAGGUCCCCAUCUUUAUUUUUACAUUUCCAACAAACUUUGUUUUCCGUUUUGUACAUUUUCGCCAGUUUGACCAGGGUAAUAUACCACCAGUACAUCAUCUUCUCUAGGUUUUAUCUUAGGGUGGAGCAUGCCGUGAAUUUCAUUUCUUUAUUCCAUAAAUAUAUCUAAUUGUCAUAUUCUAUAUUAUAACCGAAGUCAAUUGCCCACUUUACCAUCACUUCCUUAAUUACCUCAUCCUUGGUGUCCCACUCCAAUAAAAAGUUAUACAUCUUAGAUAAAAGUUUUGUUUUUCCUUCCAAAAUUUCUGUUUGAUAUUUAGAUUUUUUCUCACUGAAUCCCAAUUUUUUGUCCUCCUUCCAUAAAGCAUUUAUCUGGUGAUACUGUAACCAUCCUGUCAACUCAUUUUUUAAUUCCUCACGUUUUCACUUUCCAUCCUCCCUCCGUUUUUACUAAUAUAUCUUCAUAUGUUAUUCUUUCUCCUUCCAUUUUUAGUUUUUUUGUUGUUAAUAUAUCUAUCGGUGAUAGCCACCAGGGUGUGUAUCUUUCUAAUAGAUUUUUAUUUUCCCCCCAAACUUUGUAUAGGGCACCUCUAAAAAUAUGAUUUGAAAAACCCUGGUGUACCUUCACCUUAUCAUGCCAUAAAUACGAAUGCCACCCGAAUCUGUUAUUGAAUCCCUCCAAGUCCAAUAAGUCCGUGUUUUCUAAAGUGAUCCAUUCCUUAACCCAACAUAAACAGGAUGCUUCAUAAUAUAAUUUUAAAUUUGGAACAGCGAAUCCUCCUCUUUCCUUUCGAUCAGUUAGUAAUUGAAAUUUGAUUCUUGGUCUCUUCCCUUGCCAGAUGAAUUUUGAUAGGGUUUUUUGCCAAUCCUUAAACUGUGUUGAUCCCUUAAUUAGGGGGAUGGUCUGAAAAAGAAACAACAUCUUCAGAAGGAUGUUCAUUUUAAUUACUGCUAUUCUCCCGGACCAGGAUAGCGUUAUUCUAUUCCAUGUAUCCAAAUCUCUUUUGAUUUCUUUCCAUAUUGAGUUAACUCAAUAAAGUUGAGUGUCCUCAGUACGUUGGGGACAGCUACUCCAUAAAUGUGUAGGGUCUCCUAAUUGCAGAUUCAGUAUGGUCCUACACAGUGCUGGAUUUACGUAUAAGCUAACAAUCUAUAGCUUAGGGCCCCACUCUCUUGGGCCUCCUCAAAAAAUGCAAAGGGAAAAAAAACUGGAUGUACCUUUCCAAAAUAUAAGAUAAAAAACAAAUAAAAUAAAACCUACAUACAGCAACAGUGUUUUGUGUUGUGUAGGCUCCUAUGAUGUACCAUAAGUCAUGGGCCCCACCUGAUAGCCUGCUCCCUAAAAUAUCACUGGUAAUUAUUUCACUAUUAAUAAACUACUUCUUAAUUGUAUUUCACUAUUAAUAUACAGUACUUCUUCUUAAUUGUAUUUCAGUUCAACAAUUACUUUGAUAAAAUACAUAUUUUGUUAUGGGCAAAUGGCUUUAGAUACCUAUUAGGUCCAUAAGUUACCAUAUAGCAUAUAUUCAACACAAAAAACAGCAGCAAUUUGUUGUUGACAAAGGACAGCUGGACAUAUAAAGGGCCCCAUUACCUUCAGUAGCUUAAUCAAACUUAAAUCCGGCCCUGGUCCUACAAAAUUGCAGAAUAUAUCUUGCCAGGGUCCAAGGAGGAACCUGGGGCUAUUAGAAAGGAACCUGGUUGUUAAAGAACGCUGAUGGCACAAUACUGAACUUCACCCUCAGCUAAAACUCACAGCUGGGCUGAUACAAGAAUGCAACUCACUGUGUCAAAAGCCACUGAGAGAGGAGACCUGGAAGAGGCAGCAGAAGUCAAUUUCCCUUCUAGCCAAUUUCCCUUCCAGCUGAUGUCAAAAGCUGCCUUGAUUGCGCAGCCAAACUGGAAGGUGAUUUGGGGUAAAGCAGAGAGUCUGGCCUAACAGGUUAGGGCAAAACGUUGGGGUACUACAUCACAGAACACAGUGUUACUGGUGGCGUCAAUAAAGCUGCCUGUCUUGAUAGGAAAGGAUAUUUGCAUGGUCCUGGCAAGCCGUUGUGUGGCUUAGCAUGGGGUCUGAGCCAGGCCAGUGUGGAAAGGAUCCUGUGAAGUUAGAAAGUUGGAAAACAACUGCUCUAGUAUAUGUAAGUAUCCUGAAUGUAAACCCAUUUCCACAUGCACAUAGGCAUACGGUAUGCCUUCUGCAAUAUAGUAUUUAGGUAUAAUUGUACCUUUCCCGUAGGAGGGAAUUACAAGCACAGGGUAAAGUUAAAGGCAUCUAUAAAACAACUUUUGGCUUCCUCAGCCCCUGCUGUGUUUUUUGAUGACUAACGAAAUGUCUGUGCAAUACCAGUGCUUGGAGGGGAGGAGUGUUGAAUUCAUUGACGCUAAAAAUUAAAAACACAAAGGUGUGGUGGCGAGGGGAACGAGCAGUUGUGUAGGAGUAGUUCUAGUCGGUUACGCUCAAUGUAGUCUCAAUGUUCAGUAAAGCUGAAGACUUCUGAUUCAAGAUGCUUUGUCUUCCAGUGGGUGCUUCAUUUGCUUUUGGGAAAACAAACUUGGGGAGUGUCUUAGACAAGUUGAAAAUGGGUUGGAGAGGGUUGUUUGAUUUAUGCGCUCUGUGGCCUUUCAUUUCCUUCCUAACAUCAGCUGUUCUUUUGGCAUGCAGGUGGAACACCAGUAUUCGCACAUCUUUACCGUGACGAUUAAGCAAGCCAAGAAUGUCACCAAAGGGUCUUUUGGCGACAUGCGUAAGUAUCACUUCAGCUUUGUUCGUAUUGCUCUGUGGGAUAUUUUGGUGUGUGCGUGCGCUCCAAGUUACACAUGCUGGGUUCUUCCCGUAUGAGAGGGGUCUAAUCUUAAACUUGCUAUUUUUAUCUGGCUUUUAAAUUGUAAUCAGCCAGUUAGAAUCAAUGACUAAGAUAAUGCGGGUUCCUUAAACAGCAUUUUUGUUGACUGUAUUUUUUUUUUUAAUGAGAGGCUUACUUGUUAUUUUACACUUCCCAGUACAGUGGUACCUCGGGUUAAGAACUUAAUUCAUUCUGGAGGUCUGUACUUAACCUGAAACUGUUCUUAACCUGGAGCACCACUUUAGCUAAUGGGGCCUCCUGCUGCCACUGCACCCCUGCUGCAUGAUUUCUGUUCUCAUCCUGAAGCAAAGUUCUUAACCCGAGGUAAUAUUUCUGGGUUAGCAGAGUCUGUAACCUGAAGUGUAUGCAACCUGAAGCGUAUGUGACCCGAGGUACCACUGUAGCAGCAAAGUCAAUGAGUGUGUUUGCUGCCUUUGCUCUUCUUAGACUGACUUAGAAUUCAGCAAUUCACUUACUGAAACUUAGAGGUUAGCUGUGGUCAAGAAAGGGGUGUGUGCAAAAGUUCUGCUGAGUCCUUAUGGCAAAACAGAAAGUAAAGCCAAAAGUGUGCUUUUUGUUUGAAAGGCAAUCUAGUAUGAGCUCUUAGAAUAGGGGUGACCAUUGCUCAUCCUCUCGGAUGUUUCAGGCCACAAUUCCCAUCACCCCUGACUAUUGGCCAUACUGACUUGGACUGGUGACUGUUGUGGCCCACGACAUCUGCUAUAUCCCCCCUUUAGAAAUUAAUGUGUGAUCAUUUAAUGCAUCAACGUGCUGCUCUUUCCUAUGCAUUCUCACCCUUGCUCAACAAUACCAGGGGCUAUUACAAAGGAAAUAUAUAGAUGCUGAAGUUUUGAAAUUUUGGCAAAUGUUGCUUAACUUUACUACAAAUGAAUUUUCAAAUUAGUUGCAUGCAUAGGAAACCGGGUGGGUAGGCAGAGUUAUAUCCCAUCCAGAACCCUGUGCGUGUGUUUGUUGUUGUUAGUUUCUGAACUAUUUUUCCUUCCUUCCCUGCAUAUAUGAAUAUAUGUUUUUUUGAAUUCUUGUGGGUUUCGGUGGCAAAUGCUGUCUCAUAUUCCUUCGAAUGAAACUAAUUGCUUGUGAAUGGUAACAUAUUUAUAUGGCACAAAGCGCUAUUACGUGAUGAGAGUGAGUCUCUUGCCAUACAGAUUGCACAGAGGGGCAAGUUUGUUUCUCAUAUUGGUAGCUGAUAAUCUCGGGACUUUAUUGAUGAUUGUGAAGGAGGCCAGUGAUACUCUUCCAAGGAAGUGUUGAGGGCAACCUUUAAUGACACAUUUUGCAAAAAACCUUUCUGCAAAGAGAAAAAAGUAGUCAUCUAAAAUCCUUGACUGAGAGUUGCCAUUGCGUCUUGGCUACCUGCUGAAGUGAAGUUGCUGCUCACCUACAGACAUUUGCAGAUGUAAUUGGAGUCUCUGCAACGUGCAAGAUGAUAACUACGAUGAAAAGUGAUAUCUUUAUAAGUCCUGUAGGUUCUUAUAAAGGUAAGAAGCUGGGGUGGGUAUGUUUGAUAGCUUCUCCCUGGCAACUCUUUUGCCUUGGCUGGUUACUGGUAUUACCUGCUGGUGAUGGGAUGCGGGUGGCACUGUGGUCUAAACCACUAAGCUUGGGCUUGCCGAUCAGAAGGUUGCCAGUUCGAAUCCCCUGUGACAGGGUGAACUCCCAUUUCUCUGUCCCAGCUCCUGCCAACCUAGCAGUUGGAAGGCACACCAGUGCAAGUAGAAGGUGGCAGGAAGGCAAAUGGCAUUUCUGUGAGCUCUGGCUUCCAUCAUGGUGUUCUGUUGCUUCCUCUUUGGCUCGCUUCCUCAAUCACCCUUCCUCGCUCCAUAUUUUGCAGGUUUAGGCACUGGCUUUGCUAUGGACCUUGGUUGGUCGCCGUUGAGGGGCCUGGCAGGAAUUUUUCCACUUGGCAAAUUGGCACUGGCCAUUUGGUUUUCGCCUACUGCGUAGCAAUCCUCACAACUUUGUUAGGGUUGUGGUGGGGGAGGGGAGGUGUGGCCAUCACCUGCCCCUCCAAGCUUAAGGGUAUUCCGUUAAAGGAAUCCGGGGUGUUGAUCUUGUCCAAAGCCCGGGUUGGGGGUUAGGGCCAUGACACGACCUCGACGGGAACACCAGGGGGAGCUUGAGUUGGUCUGCAUUGACAGGGCUCCCCCUUCCUGUGGUUUACCCUUACUAGACUUCCUGCGCAUCGGGCAGGAGUCAGAUAUAGUCGGGUCCAUUCAGUGCCUAAGCCAAUACCGCUCACAUUCUGUAAUCAAUAAAGUUAUGGCCAAAUUUGCCCAAUAACAUUAACCUAAUAUCCGUGUCUUUGUGUGUGUUAUUUCUCAACGAGGGGGUGGCUUCUGGGUCUUGACACGCAACUCCUGCAGCCAAGCUGGUGCCAAACACGCUGCUCUAUUUCACUCCUGGAGGCAACAUUCCAUUGUCUAUCGAGACAGAUGAAUACCAACAACAACUACUGUUGUGAAAUGGUCUGCCUGCUAAAAUACGCAUUGACAUUCUACCAGCUUCUCAGAUGAGCAUUCCUUUGAUCUCCUGACCUGAACCUCCUGCUUUAAUUGCCGUAUUAGCAAUUAUGAUUUUUGAGCUCUUUUAAUAGGCUUGUUUUAUUGGAUGUUUAGGUUAAUGUUUUGAUGGACUUGUUUUAAUGUGUAUUUUAAUUAUGUGUGUUUAUAUAUAUAUAUAUUUAGGUAAUUGGUUUUAUACUUCUAAAUCACCUUGGCAAUUAAGUGGUAUAUUAAGUAAAUAACACCUGUUAUUAAAAGGCCAGUGUGGCUGUGCCCUCAGGAAGGUUCUGGCUGGGAAAGAAAAGGCUGGAGCAGAUCUGGAGCCAAGGGAGCCCGGUUUCUUCUUCCUCUGACAGUGGAGAUGCAGGGAGGUCCUCCAUGGGGGGUUUCCCGAGCUUUCCGAUGGCAGCUUUUAUCUGUGCACCAUUUUGCAUAUACAUGCUGCCCCUGGAGUGGAACCCUUGCAUGAGAGGUGCUUGCACAGCUGGUGGCGCUGUGGUCUAAACCACUGAGCCUCUUGGGCUUGCCGAUCAGAAGGUCAGCGGUUCAAAUCCCUGUGACAGGGUGAGCUCCCAUUGCUCGGUCCCAGCUCCUGCCAACCUAGCAGUUGGAAAGCACACCAGAGCAAGUAGAUAAAUAGGUACCACUGCAGCAGGUGAAUGGCGUUUCCGUGCGCUCUGGCACUCGUCAGUGUGUCCCAUUGUGCUAGAAGUGGUUUAGUCAUGCUGGCCACAUGACCUGGAAAGCUCCCUCAGCUGGCUCCCUCAGCCUGAAAGCAAGAUGAGUGCCACACCCCAUACAGUGGUACCUCGGGUUACAUACGCUUCAGGUUACAUACGCUUUCGGUUACACACUCCGCUAACCCAGAAAUAGUGCUUCAGGUUAAGAACUUUGCUUCAGGAUAAGAACAGAAAUUGGGCUCCGGCGGCACGGCGGCAGCAGGAGUCCCCAUUAGCUAAAGUGGUGCUUCAGGUUAAGAACAGUUUCAGGUUAAGAACGGACCUCCGGAACGAAUUAAGUACUUAACCUGAGGUACCACUGUAGUCGCUUUUGACUGGAAUUAACCGUCCAGGGGUCCCUUACCUUUACCUUUAUUGUACUUGUUUCACGUAUUUUAUUGAUGUUAUGUGCUACUGUAGGAGCAGGUGAGGGCUCUGAGCAAGCGAAAUAUUUGACAUUAAGUCUACUCUUUCUGUGCCAGCCUGUUCUGGCCCUUUCACUGGCAAUGGUGAUCAGUCAACACUGCAUUCUGUGCUUCAAAUCCUGUUAGAGUAGGGCCAUUGUGGGAGGUGUAUUGAAGAUGCACCAAUGGAAGGACUUCUGCCAAAUUUUAGCUCUCCCUAGCCAGCACAUCUUGGGCACAGGGCUGUGUCCUUAACUCAAUUUGUUGUCUUAUGUGCAAAAUAGCAUCUGUUCAGCCCAGGGUUUCAUAUGUCUGUGCAGAACAAACACACAAACAGAAGUGCAGUUGGUGAAGAGUCUGUUGAGUGCAAUGGCCGUUCGAUUUACCUCCAUGUUUUUGAAGAGUCUGUUACUGAUUCCUGCGUGUCUUUGUUUUAUUUCAGUGGACACUCCUGACCCCUAUGUGGAACUGUUCAUCCCAACAGCCCCAGAUAGCAGAAAGAGAACGACACACAUCAACAACAAUGUGAACCCCGAGUGGAAUGAAACCUUCGAAAUAAUUUUGGACCCCAAGCAGGAAAAUGUUUUGGAGGUACCAGCACACAUUAUAUUGGCCUUGGGGGGGUCAUAUGUGCAGGGCAGCUUAUAUCUUUCGCUGGUUUGUUCCAAAGAUAUUUAAAAUUACCUCGGGAAAACUGUAGUAUUCAGAAUAAUUUAUACAAGUUUGCAUUCUUUUAAGUCUAUCCAUCUUUUUUGCUGAAUUUGCAAAAUGGUGUCUGGAAGCAUGGUUUGAUAAAGGGAGGAAGAAUGUAGCAUUGGCAACGUGUUUGCAGAACCCUCAAGCUUCCAGUCCACAGUGUUCUAGGUAUGAAUUUCCUGAGUUUACAAGGGACUGAAGAAGGAUAUUGCUACAGGCUGGGGAGUUCAGUAAAAAGUGAGCAAAAAUAUUACUAGACUAAGGCAUUUCCUACAGAGACGGUACACCUAUGUUUGCAGUGUAGUGGGUCAUGCUGUGGUCUAAACCACAGAGCCUCUUGGGCUUGCCGAUCAGAAGGUUGGUGGUUCAAAUCCCCACGGCUGGGUGAGCUCCCGUUGCUCUGUCCCAGCUCCUGCCAACUUAGCAGUCCGAAAGCACACCAGUGCAAGUAGAUCAAUAGGUACAACUGUGGCGGGAAGGUAAACGGCACUUCCGUGUGGUCUGGUUUCCAUCACGGUGUCCCGUUUCACCAGAAGCGGUUCAGGCAUGCUGGCCACAUGACCCAGAAAGCUUUCUGUGGACAAACACCGGCUCCCUCACCCUGAAAGCGAGAUGAGCGCUGCAACCCCAUCGUCGCUUUUGCCAGAACUUAACCAUCCAGGAGUCCUUUACCUUUUUACAUCAGGUUACAGGGGAGAGCUCACAUAAUGGAACUUUCCCCCAAAAGAUAGCUUCGUGUGGGAAAUGAAUACAUCAAGCUAGGCUUGAACUCUUCCCCUUUACAUUGAGUUUUUUAUGGUCUGGGAGUUCAUUUGUAUGGAGGAACAUGUGAAUCCCCACCGGUAGUCUGAAGUGAUAUAGCCUAGCCAGGAGUCCCCCACCUCGGUGAGAUCUGGCUCACUCAGUAUGAGAAGAGAGAGCAAUCUGUGGGCUUCUUGAGAGGUUUGGAGAAGAGAAGGUCAUCUGAGAACCUGCCCUGGGCAACUAACUCUCUUACGACCUCGUUCCCCAUUUGUAAAAAGGUAAAGGUAAAGGGACCCCUGACCAUUAGGUCCAGUCAUGACCGACUCUGGGGUUGCGGCGCUCAUCUCGCUUUAUUGGCCGAGGGAGCCGGCGUACAGCUUCCAGGUCAUGUGGCCAGCAUGACUAAGCUGCUUCUGGCGAACCAGAGCAGCGCACGGAAACGCUGUUUACCUUCCCGCCGGAGCGGUACCUAUUUAUCUACUUGCGCUUUGACGUGCUUUCAAACUGCUAGGUUGGCAGGAGCAGGGACCGAGCAACGGAAGCUCACCCUGUUGCCGGGAUUCGAACCGCCGACCUUCUGAUUGGCAAGUCCUCGGCUCUGUGGUUUAACCCAUAGCGCCACCCAUUUGUAGAAUGGCUUUAAUGGCGGGGUAAAUAAGAUAAGGAAAUUUUGUGAGGCAAAGCUUUCAUAUCUCAGCAGAACUGAGCCUUUGAAUUUUUUUUUUUAAUGCUGCAACUGGAACAAACAAAACGAGUAAAGAAAUGAGCAACUCUGAGAGCAUAAUUGAGUGUUCUCUUCACUCAGCGCUGUGUAACCACAUCCAUUCACCACAUUAUCUAGGACAUUAUGAGUAGUAGCAAGGGGCCUGCAGAAGGUCUACUUGUGCUUGUGAUAGAAGGAAAUCCAAUACUCUCAUGUAUGGUAUAUGUGUGCUGAGCUUAAAUGAGUAUAUCUGUUCCAAAUAGGGGCUUUCAUUCCAGCAACAUCCUGUUUUACUUCUCUUUAUGCUGUUCUUAGUACGCAUUAUGUGAACUUCCCUUAUUCUCGGAGGCAGAAAAAAAAUAUCGAAAGGAAUUUUCUUAAGGGGCUAGCUAGUUCGCUCAUUUCUGUUGCUAUAACUAUGGUGAAUUGAAAUAAUUUCCUACUGGGCAGCUUUAAAAAGGAACAUUUAGAAACCUGCUUUUAUUGUAAUAGAUUUAAUAAUUUAAAUUGACAUGCUCAGCUGCUUGUGGAAACACAUGAUGAAAAUUCUGAAAGCUAACACUAAAGAACCAAUAAUGUUGUGUAGGCUGGAUAAGAGUGUUUAUCUGACAGUAAUGCAGUGCCAUUUGCAAAAGUGCUUUCCCUCUACUAUCACAUUUCUAUAAUGUACACAGUAUUAAAUUUAGUUUGUAAUUCGGUGCUUAGAAAUGUAUCAUUGUGGAGGCCUACCCUUCUCUGCUUAAAUUCUAUUUUUCAAGUAAAUUUGUUAACCAAUGUUGUUAGUUUGGCAAAUGAAACAAUGACACCCAUGAACUAGCUAGUGAUGGAGGAAAUGCAAAGCUGGGGGAAUUUGAAAUAAGGAUUCAAAAAGAUGGAAACUGUCCAUUCUGAGCUGGGCCCAGACCCUUCUGAAUUUGGUCUAGCUGGAAAUGGCCUUUGCCAGCCAUUCCUACUGGUCUCAUUCUUUCCCCAGCCCUAUUCCCAAGCAAAUAAACCUGGCCUUCGAGAAGAAGAGGGGGAAAUCUAACAGCAAGAAGAGCUUAAAAGUGGCAGGCAAAACCUUGUAGUUGGAAAUGAUAUUUCUGAGCAUACUUACCAGAGUUCAUGAAAUUCAGAGUUUCCUUUACCUCUUGAAUUUAAUUGCCAUUUACUUUCUCCUGCCUCUGGUGUAUGGGGCUAGACUGAAGUGGAGAUUAAGUGUUCGCUUCAGUUGGUGUUAACUACAAAAUAAUAACACAAAAUUCUGCAAAAUUAUAUGGUCAUCAGAGUAAUGUAUAUGUUUAGCAUCUCCUUUUACAUUCCCUUGCCUUUGGGGCCACUUACUGAUGAUCUCCUGAAGCUGGGGCUCCAAUACUUUGGCCACCUCAUGAGAAGAUAAGACUCCCUGGAAAAGACACUGAUGUUGGGAAAGAUGGAGGGCACAAGGAGAAGGGGACGACAGAGGACGAGAUGGUUGGAUAGUGUUCUCGAAGCUACCAGCAUGAGUUUGACCAAACUGCAGGAGGCAGUGGAAGACAAGAGUGCCUGGCGUGCUCUGGUCUAUGGGGUCAUGAAGAGUCGGACAUGACUAAACGACUAAACAACAACAACAACAACUGAUGAUCUCCAUUCUACACUAUGAGAAUGAGCAAAGGAGGGAAAAGUAAAGAAAUGGCUAUAGAUCAACAUCUUUAUGAUGUUGGAAUGUCAUACUCUGUGCAACCAUUGGCACACAUCUGCGAGUUAAUUAUUUUAAUAGCUGCAGCACCAAGCAGAGUGGCACCUUGGUAGUUGAACGGCUUAGUUGUCGAACAAAUUGGCUCCCGAACGUCGCAAACUCGGAAGUGAGUGUUCGGUUUGCGAACGUUUUUUGGAAGCCGAACGUCGGACACGGCUUCCGAUUGAGUGCAGGAAGCCUUGGUUUUCAAACCAUUUCGGGAGUCGAACCGACUCCUGGAACGGAUUAAAUUCAAGAACCAAGGUACCACUGUAGUGUGUUAUAUGCAUAAAUGGACUAUUACAACAGAUCAGACACAACAGAUAAGAUUCACAUAUCACCUCAGAAUACAACACUGUUUCAAGGGAAUCAAUUCCAACAACUCUCAAUUCAUACACUGAAUACCCAAAGAUUAAAAAUCAUAUCAUAAUAUUUCAUUUUUGAACUGGCUCCAAGAUGCAUGUCUUGAUCUCAGAAUACUUUCCAUGCCUCAUUCUAGUAUGUAGCUGAUCUGAUGUUAGAAUAGUAUGUGUCCUUGGGCAAAUUUUGUCCACUAUUUCAAAAUGUUGUUGUCUACUGAUGGUGAAUCUUCACUGAGCAUAUUUCUGCCAGAUUUUAAUAUUUUAUUUUCCUCAUUCGGGCUCUGUUUGUUGUACACUAAUGUACACAAAUGCUCGAAUUUCCCUUUUUCCUGCUUAAUUUCUGAUUUUUUUCUACAUUAGUAUUUUUAAAUAACCCAUCAUGGCUUAGAAAUGAGGUGGGCAAAUUUGCAGCUGUCCUAGACCCCUGGCAAGAUAUAUUGAAAAAUAGGUGGUGGGUGCAUAAGCAGAGUCUGCCCAUUCAUACUGAGGAACAGGAAGCUACCCUGAAACCAGAUACAGUGGUACCUCAGGUUACAUACGCUUCAGGUUACAUACACUUCAGGUUACAGACUCUGCUAACCCAGAAAUAUUACCUCGGGUUAAGAACUUUGCUUCAGGAUGAGAAAAGAAAUUGUGCUCUGGCGGCGCGGCAGCAGCAGGAGGCCCCAUUGGCUAAAGUGGUGCUUCAGGUUGAGAACAGUUUCAGGUUAAGAACGGACCUCCGGAACGAAUUAAGUACUUAACCCGAGGUACCACUGUAUCUAUACUAGUGGUCUAGAUAGAGAAUGGAACCAAAAAAUGUACAUCAGAAAUGGCAGUAGAGAAAGGCGACUGGAUGACGAAAAAGAAAAUGCUUAGAUAUAUUAAGUUUGUGCAAUUGCUUUGCCAUAUCUGACAAAUGUGUACUAAUAAUUGCUUGGCAAAUGUGUUGCCUUUAAUGAAUGUUAUCAUAAAGGCAAAUAGGUGGUUUUUUUUAAAUAAAAAAAUAAUAAUGUUUAUCUUUUGCAGGUCACUCUUAUGGAUGCAAAUUAUGUGAUGGAUGAGACAAUUGGUACAGCAACGUUCCCCAUAUCUUCUUUGAAAGUGGGAGAGAAGAAAGAGGUCUCACUCAUCAUCAAUAAAGUAGGUUUCAAAAUUCCGCUGGUAGAAUAUCCGUUCCAUUGAUGUCAGUGGCAAAACUGGCGUUGUGCAGUAUUAUGGAGGGCUAAGAGUGUUUCUAGUCAUUAAAGUAUUUCAAAUCUGCUCCGCACCUGAAGGUCCCAGGUUGGAAGUCCAUAAGCUUCAAAAUAAAACUUUUCAGUAGGAUUAACAGCAGCCUACUGUAAAAUGAAACAAAUGCAAAAUACAAGUUGAAAGACAGCAGUAGAACCCAAAACAUAUAAAUACAUUGAUUCAAUGAGUGUAUAGAAGCAGUUCUUUUGUAUAAUGUAUCCCAAGUAGCCAUGUCAAACAGUGAUAUCCUUUUUUAAUCAUGGUGGAAUUUAGUAUGAUGUGAAGGAUGCUAUAAAACAGGGCCCUUUCAAACAAUAGUAACUUGGCUUACAAGGCUGUUGUGAUUUACUUGUACAAUGAGACAACGUUAUUAAGUGUGCUGGUCAUAGGAAAAGAGCAUGAUGUGCAUUUUUUAAAAAAUGAUUAAAACUAGAUCCUUAUUGCCGUUGGAUUAGCUUGGUAAUGCUUUCUCGGGAGAGAAAGAGCUUGGGGAAAUGGCAAGCCAAUUGCAACACUUUUUAUACUAUUAGUAAUAUUACCAUUUUCCUUGGUGAAGACUUUAUUUCCCGCCCAUCUGGCUGGGUUUCCCCAGUCACUCUGGGCGGCUUCCAACUAUAUAUAUAUAUAUAUAUAUAUAUAUAUACACACACACACACACACACACACACACACACAUAUAUACACAUUAAAACAUCAGUCAUUAAAAACUUCCCUAAACAGGGCUGCCUUCAGAUGUCUUCUAAACGUCAGAUAGUUGUUAAUUUCUUUGACAACUGAUGGGAGGGCAUUCCACAGGGCGGGCGCCACUACUGAGAAGGCCCUCUGCCUGGUUCCCUGCAACUUGGCUUCUCGCAGUGAGGGAACCGCCAGAAGGCCCUUGGAGCUGGACCUCAGUGUCUGGGCUGAACAAUGGGGGUGGAGACGCUCCUUCAGGUAUACUGGACUGAGGCCGUUUAGGGCUUUAAAGGUCAGCACCAACACUUUCAAUUGUGGUUGGAAACGUACUGGGAGCCAGUGAAGAUCCUUUAUAUAUAUAUAGUCCCGGCGGCCACUUCCAGUGACCAGUCUAGCUGCUGCAUUCUGGAUUAGUUGUAGUUUCUGAGUCACCUUCAAAGGUAGCCCCACAUAGAGCACAUUGUAGUAGUCCAAGCGGGAGAUAACUAGAGCAUGCACCAUUCUGGCAAGACAGUCUGUGGGCAGGUAGGGUCCCAGCCUGCAUACCAGAUGGAGCUGAUAAACAGCUGCCCUGGACACUGAAUUGACCUGCACCUCCAUGAACAGUUGUGAGUCCAAAGUGGCUCCCAGGCUGCACACCUGGUCCUUCAGGGGCACAGUUGCCCCAUUCAGGACCAGGGAGUCCCCCAUACCCGCCUGCCCCCGGUUUCCCCAAAACGGUACUUCUGUCUUGUCAGGAUUCAACCUCAAUCUCUUAGCCGCCAUCCUAAUAACCACCACUGAGAAGGUUGAUAUGGGGGAAGGCACACUUCUAAAAUGUCAGUGGAAAGAGAGAAGGGCAAUAUUUAUUUUUAUGAUCAGCACCAUCAAUAUAUAUGGUGCUUUCAGGAGCUGGGCAGACCAGAAGAAGAAAAAAGACUUUAUCUUUGCCACCCAGGGAGAAAGAAUUGACCUGGAGCCAGGCUGCUUGUUUGGCUCACAACUUGGCAAAGAGAGCUGGAGGGGAAUCUAAGUUAAGCACACAGGAAGGGAGGAGCUGUCGGCUGGCUUUUCGUUUGUGGUUUGCCUCUAAUUAUGUCUCCUUAGUGCUAAAUAUUUUUAAGGAGUUGGGAGCAGAUGGAGCUGGGGAAGAUUAUCCACAAAGGGAAGAGGGCUGUGGACGGAGUCGGUCCAAGACACUUGGCUGCCCAAGGCGGAAGAAGUCAACCUUUUCUUCUGUAAACUGCCUUGGGGGUGUCUUGUUUAAAGGCACCAAACAAGCAAAUGACCCAACAAGAGCAGAGAAGGUUGUUCAAGUUGAGGUGGUACUGUAUUUACAGUAGUAAAUGGAUACAGUGGUGCCUUGGUUCUCAAACGCCUUGGUACUCAAACAGCUUGCAACCCAAACACUGCAAACCCAGAAGUAAGUGUUCCUGUUUGCGAACUUUUUUCGGGAGCCGAAUGUGCUCCGUUUUGAGUGUCACAUUUCCAAUUUGAGUGCCACACUUCCGUUUUGAGUGUUACGCUGAGGUCUGUCUGUUUUUGUGGUUUGUUUUGCGUUUUUGUUUUUGCAGCUCUUUUUGUUUUGUUUUUGUGACUGUGUGGAACCCAGUUCAGCUACUGGUGGAUUGAUUGUGCGACUGCAGUACACUGUUUAUUGCUUUCAUUUUAUGGAUCAAUGGUCUCGUUAGGAGGAGGAGUUUGGAUUUGAUAUCCUGCUUUAUCACUACCCGAAGGAGUCUCAAAGCGGCUAACAACCUCCUUUCCCUUCCUCCCCCACAACAAACACUCUGUGAGGUGAGUGAGGCUGAGAGACUUCAGAGAAGUGUGAGUAGCCCAAGGUCACCCAGCAGCUGCAUGUGGAGGAGCAGGGAAUCGGACCCAGUUCACCAGAUUACGAGUCCACCUCUCUUAACCACUACACCACACUGGCUCUCUUCUUUUAGAUAUCUUUACUAUCUUUUAGAUAGUAAAAUUCAUGUUAAACUGCUGUUUUAGGGUGUGUUUUUUUUAAAGUCUGGAACGGAUUAAUCCGUUUUGCAUUACUUUCUAUUGGUUUUGGAACACUUUGGUUUUGGAACGGACUUCCGGAACGGAUUAAGUUUGAGAACCAAGGUACCACUGUAUAGUAAAAGUAAGGUGAAUUGUAGAAGUUAAAGGGGGUAUUUUGCAGCAGUUUAGGAUUAAAGCACUGUCCUGAAAGUUGGAAGGCCGCUACACCAGGUGAUGGUUUCAGGAACAGGUGACAGGAAAGGUCGACAGCACAAAACCACCAGGGCGGGAAAGGUGAAGAGCAGUAGCUGGUUCAGUGCUGUACACGCACACCAAUGGAAGCAUGACAUGCACUGCCACCCCUUUUCUCUGCCCACUCCUGCAUUGUAAUAAUAAAAAUAAUAAUACCCCUCUCAUCUGCCUGGGUUUCCCCAGCCACUCUGGGCGGCUUCCAAAAGAAUACUAAAAACAUGACAGAACAUCAAACCUUAAAAACUUCCCUAAACAGGGUUGCCUUCAGAUGCCUUCUAAAAGUCGGAUAGUUGUUUAUUUCCUUGGCAUCUGAUGGGAGGGCGUUCCACAGGGCAGGCGCCACCACCGAAAAGGCCUUCUGCCUGGUUCCUUGUAACCUCACUUCUCGCAGUGAGGGAAUCGCCAGAAGGCCCUCAGAGCUGGACCUCAGUGUCUGGGCUGAACGAUGGGGGUGAAGUAACCUACAAGCUUUGGUCUGUUUCUUUAAACUUGCUGGAAUUCUCUGUCUAGCCACUGUGAGAAACAGGAUGGACCUUUGGGUCUGAUCCUAUGAGGGUUUUAUUUUUAAUCUUACUUAGUAGCCCUCUUAAGUUCUGUACUUUCUAAAAGUUUCUGUCAUUCCAUAGCUUAAUUAAUUGCAUCAUUGAGUAAACUACAUUUUUGUUGUUGUUGGUCAUCAUUUAACUACAAAGAAAGACCAUGAUCUUUCCCCACUUGUCUUGUUUAGGUCAUUACCGUUACUUUGGAGGUAUCUCUUGAAGUUUGGUAAGUCAUCUUGAUGCAAUAAAAACAGAAGUUUAGAGAUUUCAGAAGCAGUAUGGUUUUGAGAGUAGGUUUUGGUUGUUGUUGCUUUGCUAUGUUUUGUAAAUUUAAGUGUGAAGCUGUAAAAUUACCGUAUUUUUCACUCUAUAAGACGCACCAGACCACAAGACGCACCUAGUUUUUGGAGGAGGAAAACAAGAAAAAAAAUAUUCUGAAUCCCAGAAGCCAGAACAGCAAGAGUGAUCUCUGCACAGUGAAAGCAGCAAUCCCUCUUGCUGUUCUGGCUUCUGGGGUAGCUUCGCAGCCUGCAUUCACUCCAUAAGACGCACACACAUUUCCCCUUACUUUUUAGGAGGGAAAAAGUGAGUCUUAUACAGCAAAAAAUACGGUAACUGUGUAGCGCUAACUGUUAGAAUAACCUAGCAUUGAAAAUAUCAGGUAGGAAGUUGGUAUUAUCCAGCAAGCCCCAUUAAUCUUCAGAGGAGGUAUUUGACAUGUGCUUAAUUAUCCCACUUAUUUAAACUGAUGGGAUUCAAAUGUACCAUACUAGAUUCUAAGCAAUACUUGCAAUAUUCUAAAAAUGAUGCAGAUUUUGGGUACAUAAAACUAGAAAGCCUGGAAAUCUCCUGCACUAUAACCUUUCUGCAGAACACAGAAUAUGACAUCUUACGUACAGUUCAAGUUUAAAGGGCAAAUGUCCAGUUUUCAUGGCGGUUGCUGUUUUUUCUUCUUUUAAAACAGAGGGAACAAUUAAACACAGUUAAAUGCGCUUGGCCCAUUGAUUUUAAUAGGAUUAAAGAUGGUUAACUGUCUUUGUGUUGGGAAAAUAAAGUCUAAAUGAAGUCUCUUGGUGGUCGCAGAGUAGAGUAUCAGCAACUAUCAGCCACUCCCAUAUAAAAAUUUACAACAGCACUGACAUAUAAUUGCCAUUAGUUAUCAUAGUCAGUUCCACAUUGCAAGUGUCAUUACAACCCUGCCAAUGAUUUUAACUGUUUACAGUGGGUUUUUUAAAAAAUAAAUUAAGAAUUUUACUCCAAUCUUUAAAAAAGAUCUUCCUGGUUUCUGAUCUUCCCCGCCAGUUUCACCAUCUCUGCGUAUUCCAUCAGUUUCGUCUGCCAUUCUUCUUUUAUUGUUACUUCUCCUUCUUUCCUUCUCUGGACUAGUAGCAUUCUCACUGCUGUUGUUGCAUACAUAAAAAGUAUUUUAUCCUCUUUUGGUAACUCUUCAGCUGUUAAUACCUCACAAAAGGGUUUCUGGUUUCUUAACAAAUGUAUUCUUAAACAUUUUCUUUAAUUCAUUAUAUAUCAUUUCCCAGAAAGCCUUUACCUGUAUACAUGUCCACCGCAUAUGAUAAAAACAAAUUUGAACUUGUUUUAUACAUUUUUGCAAUUUUACUUGGUGUUAUACAGGCAUAGGCAAACUCCAGCCCUCCAGAUGUUUGGGACUACAAUUCCCAUCAUCCCUAGCUAACAGGACCAGUGGUCAAGGAUGAUGGGAAUUGUAGUCCCAAACAUCUGGAGGGCUGGAGUUUGCCGAUGCCUGGUGUUAAAUAUCAUCGGUACAUCAUUUUCAUAUAAUUUCAUGCUGUAAAACUUCUCUGUUUUUUGCCCGGCAGCUCAUCAACAGACCUCCGUUUCAGCAUGGCACUGUGUGAUGAGGAAAAGGCUUUCCGAGAGCAGCGGAAAACUAAAGUAAUGCACCAUCUGAACAAUUUCCUGGGGACAGACCUCACCUCUACCCGUGAUGUAAGUUUGGAAGGCUCAUGUCAGUAGCUAAGAUGGCUGUUGCUGUCACAGUCUCAGUAGUGAGUUUUUAAAAUGCAAAUACUCAUAAAACAACAAAGUUCCGCAACGAAGUUACUGAACAGGUGUGUCUGUAGUCCAGACUGUUAAAAUACCACAGCAGCAUAUCUGGUGCUGAGCAUAUUUACUCAGUUGGCUUUGUUAAUGCUUGACUUUGAGAUUUAUUCUCUGUUCCUGCUAUCUAUAGUCCUGCAGUUUCUUGUUUUAAAGUUCAACACACUCAUUUUCUAGCCUCUGCUGGCAAAAUCUGGAUGCUAGGAUUUGUUUUCUGGAAGUUCGCAUGUUUGGGACUUUAUUUUAAUCUUAAUUUUAAACAAUUAGACCAGUCUCUCUCUCCCUCCCACCCUCAUUUUUAUUUUUCCUUUAGGCUUAGGAGAGUGGGAAUCUUAGUUUAGAUGGUAUGAUAUCUAAUGUAGCGUCAGACUCUUUUGUAUAAACCUGAAAAAGUGACUGUGGACCACCAAAAAGGGCAGAACGACUGUGGGAGUUGAGGAGAAAGCAGUAUCUAAAUAGGAUCAGAUUGUUCAGUUGAGUCAGAAGCAAAACUGCUGUCAAAGGUGUACCAGUCGAAUAAUGUUGGCAGCUUGUUUUAAUUCUAAGGUAAAGGUAAAGGGACCCCUGACCAUUAGGUCCAGUCGUGACCGACUCUGGGGUUGUGGUGCUCAUCUUGCUUUAUUGGCCGAGGGAGCCGGCGUACAGCUUCUGGGUCAUGUGGCCAGCAUGACUAAGCCGCUUCUGGCAAACCAGAGCAGUGCACGGAAAUGCUGUUUACCUUCCCGCCGGAGCGGUACCUAUUUAUCUACUUGCACUUUGACGUGCUUUCGAACUGCUAGGUUGGCAGGAGCAGGGACCGAGCAACGGGAGCUCACCCCGUCACGGGGAUUCAAACCGCCGACCUUCUGAUCAGCGAGUCCUAGGCUCUGUGGUUUAACCCACAGCGCCACCUGCGUCCCUAUGUUUUAAUUCUACAGCACCAUAAAUGUAUAAUUUGAUUUACAAAGUAACAUAAAGAGGGGUUUGCUAUGUAUUUCCACUCUAAGGAGCUUACAUUGUAAAUUUUGACAGCAGGGAGGGCAACAGAAAAUGGAAGGGUGAGGCAUGGAUAGAAAAGAAGAAUGGAAGAGAAUGUUUUUAUUUGAAGCUGAGGAAUAUAGUUCUCACUGACCCACAGUCUUUCUCAGAGGUGAUUUUAUUGCCUCUAGGUGAUCCAGAAACUAACUAGGUCUGUAGGAACAAAAGAAUUUCAGUAGACAUAAUAUUUCAGUGUUAUGUUGUAAAUAAAAUUUCCAAUAAAAAUUCAUUUUAAAAAAAUUCAGUAGACAGAUAAACUAAGCCACACACAUUGAAUGUUUAAAAACCCAUCUUUAUUGUAUGCUUAUCCAGGUACCGGUGAUUGCAAUAUUGGGAUCUGGUGGUGGAUUCCGUGCCACAGUGGGGUUUGCUGGGGUGAUGAAAGCACUGUAUGAAUCUGGAAUUCUGGACUGUGCAACAUAUAUCGCUGGCUUAUCUGGAUCCACAUGGUAGGUUUCCCCACUGAACUGUCCUCAUCUCAACUUUCUUAUAUAAUAAUAACUUCCCUCAAAUCUCAUUCUUUCUAUGUAGGUCAAUGCAUGAAAAGUUGAAAUGGUUUUGAAUAGGAACAUCCUGAGUUCCUUAUCUGCAGAUCCUGUUAACCAGGUUGCAGGAAUGGAAACCAAUGCAGAAGCAAAUCCCUUUUCAGUUAAUAGUUGACGGAGCGUCUGGCUUGUGCCUCUAGGCCAGUGAUGGCCAAACGUGGCCCUCCAGCUGUUUGGGGACUACAGUUCCCAUCAUCCCUGACCACUGGUCCUGUUAGCUAGGGAUGGUGGGAGUUGUAGUCCCCAAACAGCUGGAGGGCCACGUUUGGCCAUCACCGCUCUAGGCUCUUCUGGUGCUUUGAUUCUGUGAUUUUAAAAUACUUUCUGAAUGAAUGAAAUUUUAAAAAGGGAUUUUUUUAAUGGGUUUGUGGCAGUCAUCUCGCUUUUCAGGCUGAUGGAGCUGGCGUUUGUCCGCAGACAGCUUCCCAGGUCAUGUGGCCAGCAUGACUAAACCAUUACUGGCGCAGUCCGCAAUGGGUGCCAGAGCACACGGAAACGCCAUUUACUUUCCCACUGCAGUGGUACCUAUUUAUCUACUUGCCCUGGCGUGCUUUCAAACUGCUAGGUUGGCAGGAGCUCGGACAGAGCAACAAGAGCUCCCCCCUUUGCAUGGAUUCAAACUGCCGACCUUCUGAUCGGCAAGCCCAAGAGCCUCAGUGGUUUAGACCACAGCACCAGCGGCGUCCCUACAUGAAUGAAAUAUUGCAGUGUAGGAAAUUUUGUAAUUGCAUCUUCAGAUGAAACAGAACCCCCCCCCCAAUAGGUUUGCUCCUGAUUCAUAUAUUUUACAGUAUAUCGUUUCUCUUGCCAUCUUAAAUCAUCCGGAGGGUGGAGUUAAUCAAUAUUUUUAUCCGGAGGGUGGAGUUAAUCAAUAUUCAAUAUUUUUACCUUGGUUCAUGAAACAUCUUCAGCUGCUGGUGGAAAUGAUUUCAGAUGUUCUGCUCAGUAACUCUAAACUUGGUUGUGGCCAUUUGCAGGUAUAUGUCAAGCUUGUACUCUCAUCCAGAUUUCCCAGUAAAAGGACCAAAGGAAAUAAAUGAGGAGCUGAAGAACUGUGUCAGUCACAAUCCAUUAAAACUGCUCACUCCUCAGAAAGUAAAGCGAUAUAUUGAAGCAUUAUGGAAAAAGAAGAGGUCUGGGCAGCCUGUUACAUUUACAGAUAUCUUUGGAAUGUUGAUUGGAGAAACUCUCAUCCAAAAUGUAAGUUUGCAAAUAAAACUUGGAGGCAGGCGCAGGUUUUACUGUAGCACGGUCAAAAAUCUUUUGGGCCGAUCAGUUUACUUUUUGCUUUGCAAAUCAGUACAUCUAUCUGUGGUUUUGUAUGUGUGAUGUCAAGUUUUGUAUUAUGAGCUUAUUUCUCUCUCAAACCUUCAAAAGAAUUCACAAAGUCCACAUAUUUAUUUAUCGAGACUCUCCCACAGUUUUUUUUUACGCCGUAUAAUAAUGUUACAAUUGAUAAAUAAUUUGUGUAACUUCAGUGUCCAUUGAGGCAGUGUCUGCUGGUCAAGCCCACAAGUAUGGUAUAAAAUUCUGUUAUGUUGCAGUUCUAAAACAACAUUUGUUUAUGAUGCAAACAUUUCUGUGGACAUGGAAAAAGGUGCCCCAGCAGCUCAAGUCUGCUUUGUGCAAAAUCUUUUCGCUCUUUGACACUGCUGAAAUAUUUCUAUGACGAUCUGGUGUAUAAUUGGUGCUUUAAUGCGCUCUACGUGGGGCUACCUUUGAAGGUGACCCGGAAACUGCAAUUAAUCCAGAAUGCGGCAGCUAGACUGGUGACUGGGAGUGGCCGCUGGGACCACAUAACACUGGUCCUGAGAGAUCUGCAUUGGCUCCCAGUACAUUUCGAGCACAAUUCAAAGUGUUGGUGCUGACCUUUGAAGCCCUAAACGGCCUCGGUCCUGUAUGCCUGAAGGAGCGUCUCCACCCCCAUAGUUCAGCCCAGACACUGAGAUCCAGCGCAGAGGGCCUUCUGGCGGUUCCCUUGUUGUGAGAAGUGAGGUUACAGGGAACCAGACAGAGGGCCUUCUCGGUAGUUGCGCCCACCCUGUGGAAUGCCCUCCCUUCAGAUGUGAAGGAAAUAAGCAGUUAUCUUCUUUUUAAAAGACAUCUGAAGGCAGCCCUGUUUAGGGAAGUUUUUAAUAUUUAAUGCUGUAUUGUUUUUAACACUUGAUUGGAAGCCGCCCAGAGUGGCUGGGGAAACUCAGCCAGAUGGGCGGGGUAUAAAUAAUAAAUUAUUAUUAUAAAUUAUUAUUUAAUGCAGAUAUAGGAUACCUGUGGCCUUCUAGAUGACGUUCAGCUCCGAUUCCCAUCAUUCUCAAGUAGCCACUGGUUUUAGUUGCCAUCAUUCUUAAUCCAGUAACAUCUGGAGGACCACAGGUUCUCCAUUCCUAUUUUAAUUACUGUCUUGUUGUUUUAAUUAAUUAAAACGUUAAUUAAAAUGAGCACUAGCAAUUAAUCAGCACAAUAGUUAAUUAAAAAGCCAAUUGAAAGUAUCUAUUUCCUGUUGGACUGAAUUGCACAUAUGCUGUUUUGUCGUUUUAUUACUGCUUUAAUCUUUGUAUAUUGUUCAAUAAUUGAUUCUGGGCAAGGCUUUUGAGAAUAGGGUGGGCUUGCUUGGCUUAUUAUUAUUAAUCAAAUCUCUCUAGCGCUCUUCAUCUGAAGAUCACAGGGUGGUUUGCAAUCUAAAAACACAAAAAAUCAUACCACGGUAACAAACAAAAACAAUCUCCACCCCCAGUGUAGAAGGCAAUAUAGUUAGCCUGGGGGAAGGGGAAUUUUUUUGCAUGGCGCUAUGUAAUGAAGGUGCAAGAUGAGCCUCUUGGGACAAGCAAAGAGCCACCACAGAAAAGGCCCAUUCUUGUGUCGCCACCCUCCAGAACGUUCGUGGAGAAGGCACACAAAGAAGGGACUCAGAUGAUGACUGCAAUGUCCCAUUGGUUCAUAUGGGAUGGGGUGGUUUUUGAGGUAUUGCAGUCCUGAGCCAUUAAAGAUUUUACAGGUCUUAAACCACCACUUUGAGUUGGGCCCAGAAACUAAUUGGCAGACAGUGUAAUUGAGCCAGGAUUGACGUUAUAUGCUUAAAAACCUGGUCGCUGAAUUCUGCACCAACUGGAGUUUCCAAACCAUCUUCAGAUGGUUGGUUGUUGUUGUUACUAGUUUUCUGUGAGUAGUUCUGUUGUCCUUUGCCUUCUUGAACGAUUUCACAAAAGCGACCAGAUAUUGGCUGGAUUGCUAACUCUAUUCUUUAAAUUAUUUCUGCUCUCUUUUUCCCCUGUAGAGAAUGAACAACACUUUGUCUGAUAUGAAAGAGAAAAUCAACAAAGCGCAGUCUGCUUUGCCACUCUUUACAUGCCUCCACGUUAAACCUGAUGUAUCAGAACUGAUGUUUGCAGGUAGUCAAAUCGCAUCAUUUUAUAUAUGUGUAUCUGAAUAUAGGCCAGAUAGAAGGAUCAAAACAGCCUUAUUUAAGCCACUUCAACUUGAUUAUUUGUUUCUGCAUGUGUCAUUUGGCAUAUCUGAUUUAAGCACGUCUGUGGCAUUGGCUACUUUUGCCUUCUGGCCCCUCUCAUUUUUUUGCCACUGUCUCUGCCAAAUCCUGGCAUGUGUCUCCCAAAAGUUGCCCACAAAGAAGGUUCCCUUCCCCUGAACUUAAAUAAUCCUCUCUGUCCCACUUAAGGGGACAGAGGUGUGUUUUGAAGAGCAAUAAUUAGUUCUCCUUUCAUGAGCUGAUCUGUGAAUUCUUAGGAUUAAUCUUGCAUUCCUUCUCGGUACUUUUACUAUUCGGUUUAAAAGAACGUUGCUUAGAAAAGCAAUGGAUAAAGGUAUUUGCCAGCUGAGAAGAGUUUUCACAAUUUUGGUUGAGUUCCCAUUAUCCAUAAUAUUUUUAUUCCGAGUGGGCACUGAUCACACCUACGACUGCUCGUAAUUACGAUGACUCAGACAUAAUUUAGACCUAUUUCUGGAAAGCUGUUGUGAAAUUUCAGAGUUUAAAAUGGAAACACAUGAACUGUAUAGGCUGGAACAAAAUAGAGUCUACCGUGGCACCUGUUGCAGCAAUGGGUUUUGUGGGGACUUGUUCACAGACCUAUUUCCACCUAUUAAUCUGUAAAUAUCUCCCCUCCCGCCCCAAUUUCACUCUCACUCUGUGUGGGUGUCAUGUAUAAUUUGCUGAAGGGCAUACCAUAAUAACACAGUAAAGUUCCUGGAAGAAUGCAGAAAAAGAUGAAAAGGGAGGUGCAAGGAGGUGCAAAAUGAUCUGAGGAAAAUAGCAGUGUCUGCUUGCCGUAGUGCAAGCAAGAAUUUGGCUAAAUAUAGAGGGUGGCAUGCAGUUCAAAAGCACGCCAGUUCAAGUAGAUAAAUAGGUACCACUGCGGUGGGAAAGUAAACAGCACUUCCGUGCACUCUGGCUUCAGUCAUGGUGUCCCCUUGCGCCAGAAGCGGUUUAGUCCUGCUGGCCACAUGACCCGGAAAGCUGUCUGUGGACAAACGCCAGCUCCCUGGGCCUGAAGUGAGAUGAGCGCCACAAACCCAUAGUCACCUUUGACUGGACUUAACUAUCCAGGGGUCCUUUACCUUUCCCCCUUUUUUUACACUUUACCACAUGGGUUAGUAAUUGUUGGCAUAUAUGCAGUUUGGCAAGGAAAGACAGCAGAUGGAAGUCAAGAUUCGGUUGAGCCUUGAGAAUCUUUUGCACACCACUUCUGUUCCUGUGCUGUAUUAAAGCAUUUCUUCCUCCUCCUCCUCCUCCUCCUCCUCCUCCUCCUCCUCCUCCUCCUCUUCUUCUUCUUCUUCUUCUUCUUCUUCUUCUUCUUCUUCUUCUUCUUCUGUUGUUCUCUGUUAACCAGUGUCCUUUUUAUAUUUUUCUUUACAGAUUGGGUGGAAUUCAGUCCCUAUGAAAUCGGAAUGGCUAAAUAUGGUACCUUUAUGACUCCAAAUUUGUUCGGCAGCAAAUUUUUUAUGGGAACGGUAGUGGAUAAAUAUAAAGAAAACCCUUUGCAUUUCCUAAUGGGUAAGUAAGUAAUUGAGUGGAUAUGUGAGCAUUGCCAGAAAGUGAACAAUACCUAAGCAUCUACCAAUAUCUUAACAACAAGAAGAGGGGGGACAGGAGGCGGGCAGGUGGUUGUUAUUAUGAUGGCGGCUAACAGAUUGAGGUUAAAUCCUGACAAGACAGAAGUACUGUUUUGGGGGGACAGGGGGCGGGCGAGUGUGUGGGACUCCCAGGUCCAUGGAGGUGCAGGUCAGUUCUGUGUCCAGGGCAGCUGUCUACCAUCUCCGUUUGGUACACAGGCUGAGACCCUACCUGCCUGCUGACUGUCUCGCCAGAGUGGUGCAUGCUCUAGUUAUCUCCCACUUGGACUGCUACAAUGCACUCUACGUGGGGGUACCUUUGAAGGUGACUCAGAAACUAAAACUAAUCCAGAAUGUGGCAGGUAGACUGGUGACUGGAAGUGGCCACCAGGACUAUAUAACACCAGUCCUAAAGGAUCUUCACUGAAUCCCAGUACGUUUCUGAGCACAAUUCAAAGUGUUGGUGCUGACCUUUAAAGCCCUAAACGGGCUCGGUCCAGUAUACCUAAAGGAGCGUCUCCACCUCCAUCGUUCUGCCCGGACACGGAGGUCCAGCGCCAAGGACCUUCUGGUGGUUCCCUCACUGCGAGAAGCCAAGUUGCAGGGAACCAGGCAGAGGGCCUUCUCCGUAGUGGCACCCGCCCUGUGGAAGGCCCUCCCACCAGAUGUAAAAGAGAAGAAAAACUACCAGACUUUUAGAAGACAUCUGAAGGCAGCCUUGUUUAGGGACGUUUUUAAUGUUUAAUAGACUAUUGUAUUUUAAUAUUUUGUUGGAAGCCGCCCAGAGUGGCUGGGGAAACCUAGCCUGAUGGGUGGGGUAUAAAUAAUAAAUUAUUAUUAUUAUUAUUAUUAUUAUUAUUAUUAUUAUUAUUACAACAACAACAUUGUUAUAUUUCAUUUUUUCAGGUGUCUGGGGAAGUGCAUUUGCUAUAUUAUUCAACAGAGUCCUUGGAGUUUCUAAUUCUCAAAAUAAAGGGCCUACAAUGGAAGAAGAACUAGGUAAUGUUACAAAAAUAAAUUUACAAAGACAUUAAACAAUAGGCCCAGGACAGAACCCUACAGCACCCCAUUUGCAUGUUCAGACCCAGAAACCUCCCCCCUAAAUAAAUUCACACUUGACUCAAUUUUUGGUUUUGGUUUUUUGGCAGAAUUUAGGCCACAACUUUAUUGAUUACAGAAAGUAACUGGUUGCAUAGGCUCUGGUUCGACUAGCUCCCUGCCAUGCAGGUAGUGCUGACCCAGGGUUCCAGCAUAGGUCAGCCAAGGGUGAACACCUGGAUAAGCAGAAAGCCAGGAACAGACUAACUCCACCACCCAAAUGUCCCCCUGGACUCAGGCACAGGCACAACCCCCUCUCAGGGGUUGACCAAAUCAUCGAGUCCCUCGAUUCCUUUAACGGAAUACCCUUCACAUAGGGAUGGUGAGAGUGUUCUCCCAUCCCUAUCACAUGAACCAGGGCCUAUCUGCAACCUUACAAGUUGUGACAAUUUCUACGCGGCAGGCGAAAUCCAAAUGGCCACAGCCAAUCAGCCAAGUGGGGGAAAUUCCUGCCGUGCCCCUGUCCCAACGACAGAUGACACACGACGGCAUAGCAAGGUAAAGCGCAAAGCCCUAAAAGUAGGGAGAGGUGGGCGGAUGUUCCGAAUGCAUGCGCCAAAAGAGGAAGCUCUGGGUCAUGUGCAUGGGCAUAAAUAGGUCCCUCAAACCGUUUGGACUGCGUCCCAUUGGCCAGAUUGAACCCAGCUACGAGGGACCUACCAAUCGGGUGUUGUGGCUGACCAAUCGUACCCACCCACAACACAGGGUGUCGGUUUUCAGGUCUCUCCGCAAUACGUGCCCUCUUUAACGGAGGACCCCAUUUGUCACUUUUUUCCAGGAUGACCUGGGACCAUUCAUAAGCACUCUUUUGGUUUGGUCAAUCAACCAGCUCCAAAUCCACCUCACGUUACCUCAUUCAGCCCACAUUUUACUAACUUCUCUGCAGUAAUAUCAUGGGGGACUUUGUCAGAAGCCAUACUGAAAUCAAUAUUCACUAAAUCCAUAACAUUCCCUUGAUCUUUCAAUUUUGUAACUCUGUCAUCUCCUUUAAAUGUCUGUCGCUUUUCUUUAGGUAUUAGCUUUUAGAAUGUCUUGAGUAGUGUGCGUAACUGGGAAGCUGGGAAGAUUACAUGAAAAUAUGUAAAUCUGUCAUUGAUGCUGAUCUACACAGAUGUAAAUUGCGUGAGGGCGUGACUCUCAUAAAAGUCAUUGUAAUCAAAUGUACUUGUAAAGAAACCUAUCUGUUUUUUGGGCGCAGAUCUAGUUGAGUUAAACAUUCCUUUGUGAGUUAAAAGAACCAUUUAAUAUUAAGCCUACCGAGUCUGAGACUGUUUCAUAAGGAUCUUUUGAGAUAAUGUAGGAAGAGUUUCUGAGACAAGCUGAGAUUUUUCUAGGGUCAGUAAAAAGCAACGGUCUGUUUCAGACAUUCGUUCUUGGUUUCAGAAUGAAUGUUUUUGGAGCUGGGAAUAAGAGUCAGGGCCACACAUGCCUUACUUCUCUCCUCCCCUCUUUAAUUCCUUCAGACUGGUUUGUUUUAAACCACAGUUUCCAGUUGUAUACAAAACGAGAAACCCUGGCUUAAUGUCUUUUAACCUGGCUUAAUAUCCUAGUUAUCAGAUGCCAGUACAAAUACACUAUUUCAUCUUUAUCAAAGGGGAUGCUGCUGUGGGAAAGACCCAAACCAGAGGCAGGGUUUAGGAAUCACUUCCCUCUGCUGAUGCUUUUUGAGCUUGGUCCAUUUGUUACCUCAGCAAGGUGGUUGCUUUCCAUGGCUGGCUUCUCUGUUACCAAGGUGAGAUACAAAAAUUUCUUGUUUCGUGGUCCACAUUGUGUCGGUUGCUUCUCCUAUCAUCAGCCCCUACGGAAGGGAGAAGGACUGAUAGGACGCGGCCUACUCACAUGUGAAGAUGCUUUUAUUUGUUACAGAGGGUAAUGUGGGAGCCAGACAUGGGGCAGUGGUUUUGUGGCAGGAACCACAACACCAAGGUAAUGUAGAAACUUGGCCUUGAUGUGGUUCUGAGAGGCAGGUUUGAAGAGUUCAGCAAUAGGGUGAAGUCAAGAAGAGGCUGAGAGGGGAGUCUUUGCCUUCUAGCACUUUUGUAAGAGUUCUUUUUGUAUUACAGUGGUACCUCGGGUUACAUACGCUUCAGGUUACAGACGCUUCAGGUUACAGUCUCCGCUAACCCAGAAAUAGUACCUCGGGUUAAGAACUUUGCUUCAGGAUGAGAACAGAAAUCAACAUGGCGGCGGCACAGCAGCAGCGGGAGGCCCCAUUAGCUAAAGUGGUGCUUCAGGUUAAGAACAGUUUCAGGUUAAGAAUGGACCUCUGGAACGAAUUAAGUACUUAACCUGAGGUACCACUGUAGUCUGGAAAGCCAAAAUGUUGUGCAUUAGGCUGACGACUGUCAUAUAUUGCAAGUUAACUGUUCUUCUCUGCUCAAGCUUAAAUUAGUGUUCUUCUCUGCUUAUAUAUUUUGAAUUUGGUAGUGCAGGAAGAAAAACGGAGGCCUCGUCAGUUGGUCAGGAAAAAUAGUAGUUUUGAAACAUAUUAAUCUCUUGUUUAACUUCCUUCAAAAGACAGUGCUCUGUAUUGUAGUUUUAACCCUAGAGAUCUCCAAGUGUCCUUUAGCUUGGUGAUCUGCUGGUUUUAUGGAUGUGGAAAAUCCUUUGGUCAUAAAGUUAGCUUCAGAUCGUUUAUUGUUUUAUUCCAGCGUUACUCUCUCCUUCCAAGAACUUGUGCAGCUCCUUUGAUUGCCAUUUUAACAACCCAGCCAUUUAAGGUACCAAAAUCUUCCUUUGUUUAUUUCCACAGAAAAUAUCAGGAUGCGGCACCUAGUGAGCAAUGAUUCAGACAGCGAUGAUGAGUCACAGGGACCAAAAGGUAAGAAAGGUCACCAGACAUGAUACUUCAUACAACUAUUUUUACUGGCGUGUCCCAAUAAAGCAAGACAUCAUGAAAAGGAGAAAAUUCAGGUAGUAUUUAGGACCCGAGAAAGGAAUAGUCGGCUUUUUGAUGAACUGUUUCCUGGUGCUUCAUAAAGUUAGGGAAGGUGGAGGUGGUUGGGUGGUGUGUGUGUGUGUUAAGAUGAAAUGUGAGACCUUUUUUGGUGGCAGAGCAGAGCACAGUGGCACCUUGGUUCUCAAACUUAAUCCGUUCCGGAAGAGCGUUCCAGAACCAAAGUGUUUCAGAACCAAGGUUCGCUUUCCCACAGAAAGUAAUUCAAAAUGGAUUAAUCCAUUCCGGACUUGUAAAAACAGCAAUUUAACAUGUAUUUUACUAUCUAACGAGACCAUUGUUCCGAUCCAUAUAAUGAAAGCAAUAAGCAAUGUACUGCAGUCGCACAGUCAGUCAAUCAGUAGCUGAACUGGGUUCCACACAGUCACAAAAACAAAACAAGAAAGAGCCGCAAAAAUGCAAAAUAAAUAGCAAAAACAGACAGACCUCAGCGUAACACUCAAAACGGAAGUGUGGCACUCAAUCGGAAGCAUAACACUCAAAAUGGAGCACGUUUGGCUUCCCCAAAAAAGCUCGCAAACUGGAACACUUACUUCCGGGUUUGCAGUGUUUGGGUUCCAAGUUGGUUGAGUACCAAGGCGUUUGAGAACCAAGGUACCACUGUACUGUUGAUGGAGCUGUUCUUCUGUGGAGGAGACCUGACCUCAGCCCAAUUUCCUGGGGUUUCAGGGGUGCAGUAACUAUUGACCAGCCAAGGCUCUCCAUGUUCCUAAGCCAGUCCAUUGCCAUGUGAUGCCUGGAGCUUGUGGAGCCAAAAUAGGUCUCCUCACUUUCCGUCUUGCAGGACUUUGGAUGCAGCAGUGACUCCAACUAAUUUUUGAAAUAGUCGAAGUCACUUUGUGAAUCACAUGUUCUUGUUGACGAACCAGGCUGUGGUUCAUUAGAAACGUCUGGGGUAUUUAUGAAACCUGGAAUGAGAGUUCUCUUUACGGUCAAAGGAGAGCCCACCCUUCUGAACAAUGUUGGGCGGGGACAGUAUGGCUCUGAGCGUGUUAUGCCUUCCAGGGGAACAUUAAGACUUGCGUGUGCCUCUCUCAAUUACAUCAGUAACAAAAAAGCUCAGCUGGGCAGAUAAGAUCUCUCUUUUGGCCAGACUGUUUCCCCUUCUACUUUUCCACAUGCAAUUCAGUUCCAUUUUCUCACAUCUACUCUUGUCAUGGAAGAUUUUCCCUUAUGGCGUAUCAGCAAAGUGAGGAAAAGGAGUCUUCCUUCCUUCCUUCCUUCCUUCCUUUUAAGAUGGAAGCAGAUUAAGGUAAAGGUAAAGGGACCCCUGACCAUUAGGUCCAGUCGUGGCUGACUCUGAGGUUGUGGUGUUCAUCUCGCUUUAUUGGCCGAGGGGGCCGACGUACAUGACUAAGCCGCUUCUGGCGAACCAGAGCAGUGCACGGAAACGCCGUUUACCUUCCCGCCGGAGCGGUACCUAUUUAUCUACUUGCACUUUGACGUGCUUUUGAACUGCUAGGUUGGCAGGAGCAGGGACCGAGCGACGGGAGCACACUCCGUUGCGUGAAUUCGAACUGCCGACCUUCUGAUCGGCAAGCCCUAGGCUCUGUGGUUUAACCCACAGUGCCACCCGCGUCCCUCCCAAUUACUUACUGGUAUUAAUUGGUUAUUAAUGGCAUUUAUAUAUUGCCUUUCUGCACCAAAGGCAAUCAACGGCGGUUUACAAUGCAAAGCAUUAACACAAGCAAAAAAAGGUAGAAUUUUUUCUCACGCCGGCCUUCAGCGGCUUAUGACACCAGCUCCCUGGCUUCUGCUUUCCCUCAAGGCACCCAGGUCUUGAAUGGCCCCAGGGAAGAUGGCGGAUGGGGUUUCUCCAACUGUCUUCUCAGGCCACCGAUGGGCUCCUUCAGGCACUGGUGGUUAUGUGCUCCCUUCUCUUUGGGCUCUCCUCAGAAACACUUAUGGUAGUUAUAUACUUGCAUAUAUUAAGUAUAAUGAUUACUUAGCAUGCACGAAUAGCACUUUAUAGACCAUUCAGAACACUUCACAUACAUUCCUUAUAACUAAUUUCCAAAGUAGGCCACCAUUAUUAUCCUUAUAUUGAAGACCAACAGGAGGGAGGAGCAGAGGGCCAAAAGCACAGCUGUAAGGCAAGACCGUUCUGGCCAAUUCUGACACAACUCCCAAGAAGAAUGUGGUUUAUGAGAGGGCCCUACUUCUAUCAAAUUGCUCAAAAGCCUAGAGAAACUACUGAGUCAUUUGUCAGGGAAAGGCAGCCAAUGUAACACCAAUUAUUAAAAAGGGAUCCGGGGUAGGGGGGAUCCUGGAAACUAUAGGCCGGUUAACUUAACGGCCGUUCUGGAAGAACUGCUGAGAAGCAUUGUCACCCUGUCACGGGGAUUUGAACCGCCGACUUUCUGAUCAGCAAGUCCUAAGCUCUGUGGUUUAACCCACAGCGCCACCCGCGUCCCUGGAAGCAGAUUAGUACGUCCUUUUUUUUAUUUGUUUGUUACACAAUAAAAUCUUUAAUAAAAACAUUUUUUUUAAAAAAAAUGUAGUACUUAUUGCUAGAAGCCCUUUGGGUUUGUUUGUUUUAUUGUUUGCUUGCUUUCUUGUUUGUUAAGGUAUGUAUUUGUAUUUUGCCGCACCGAGGGGCUUUUCAGAGUGACUCACAAUAGAAAAUAAUAAAUGAUUAAUCAAAACAUUCGAUCAGUACCUUUAUUGGCAAAUAACAGCCAGGAAGAGAAAGGUUUUCAUUAGGAAAUUGUCACAGCCCCGCUGUCAUGGCAUAUGGACCUCACAGCUGCUUUCUUGUCAGAAUAAAAGUGGCCAGUUUAAGUAAACAUCUUGCUUAUCGCAGCACAUAAUUUAACAUAUAGCAAAUAUUUUUUUUAAAAUAGAAACAGUAGCAUCAGAUUUCAGCCCAAAUACUUUGCAUCCUUAAAAUUAUUGUGGGUGUUUUUCAGAAAUUACAGCUGGAGUCCUAGGCAUACUUACCUGGGAGUAACUUCUGUUUAACUUGAUGUGACUUCUAAGUAAACAUAUAUAGGAUUGAGCUAAGGGGUCCAUAAUUUUUGGGUGCCCUUGAGAUAGGCCAAAGACUGGUCACACAGACUCUUCCACUCCCUUUGUCCUUCUUCUUUGGUUUGGACCUUGCUUGUUUUCCAUUUUGGGUCCAACAAAACACUGGCUGCAGUAGUGGCAUGCAUAAAUAACAUUUUGACACCUGGGAAUUUCAGUCUGAAUUAUCCCCAACAGAAAGGCCUUUGGGUUUUUUUUUGGGGGGGGGGAGAAAGUACUUUUAAACAUUUCCCCCCCAAUUCAUUAUGAAUCAUUUCCCAAUACCCUUUUACAAGUCCACCACAUGUGAAAGAACGUUCCCUUAACCUCUUUGCAUCUCCAGCACUUAUCUGAUUCAGUCUUAUACAAGCCUACUUGGAGUUAAACACCAUCUGUAAAUCGUUUUCAAGUAGUUCUCCUUCAAAGAAUGGCACGCUGUGAACUUCAAAUUACUUUUCCAGAGUUUCCCCCAUAUGCUGAAGUUCUUUCUGCUCCUACAGGCUCAGAAAACCCUAAUGCUGAGAAAGAACGUGAACAGAGCAACCAGGAGAGCUGGGUUCAGCGGAUGUUUAUGGCUCUGGUGGGGGACAGCGCUCUUUUCACCACCCGGGAAGGACGUGCAGGCAAAGUACACAACUUCAUGCUGGGCCUGAAUCUCAAUACUUGCUACCCGUAUUCUCCUUUGGCCAGCUACGGUGCUCAAGAAUCUGUGGACGAGGAUGAAAUGGAUACUGCUGUCGCAGGUAAGCGCAUACACUUUGAUUUAUUCUUCCUCUCUCGUGAAAGCGUCCGUGUAUGUGUAUGUGUAUGUGUAUGUGAAUGGCAAGUGUGUAUGUGAAUGGCAAAUGUGAAACCUGGUGUGGGACUUGCUUCCCAAUAGGUAAAGGUAAAGGACCCCCGGACGGUUAAGCCCAGUCAAAGGUGACUAUGGGGUUGCGGCGCUCAUCUCGCUUUCAGGCCAAGGGAGCCGGUGUUUGUCCACAGACAGCUUCCUGAGUCAUGUGGCCCGCAGGACUAAACCACGAAGCACCGUGACAGAAACCAGAGUGCACGGAAAUGCUGUUUACCUUCCCGCCACAGCGGCACCUAUUUAUCUGCUUGCACUAGUGUGCUUUCGAACUGCUAGGUUGGCAGGAGCUGGGACAGAGCAAUGGGAGCUCACCCUGUCGCGGGGAUUCGAACCACCAGCCUUCUGAUUGGCAACCCCAAGAGGCUCAGUGGUUUAGACCACAGCACCACCCACGUCCCUGGAAAGGCCUUCUGCAUGGCCGGUAGACAAGCCAAUGUGCUUGGUGGUGGAGGAGGAGCGUUCUGCUUUGCCAUCCUGGCUGGCUGUCUAUUCUGUUUUGCAUGCAGCAAUAGGGAGCCACUUUCACAUCUCAUACCGUGGAUGCAACAAGGUGAAUUUCCUGUGUGUGUUUGGGUAUGUGUGAAAGAGAGAGAUCAGUGUUUUGUCUAGGCCUUGGACCUGCCCAUUUUGGGCCAUGUCUCCACUCACCAGCAGAAUGCAACCCUGAACAGUUUUCCUGUGGCAAUGCAGCCCUUUGGUAGGGGAUAUUCCCCACCCUGGUCUAGGGAUAUAAUUCUCACUUCAGCUGGCGCAACUCCCAAGCAACCCCCUGCAAUUGGAGAAAGAGUGCCUUACUUUUCUAUCAAUAGCUAUUAUCCAUUGUAAAUACAUGGAGCCAGUGUGGUGUAGUGGUUAAGAGCAGUAGAUUCGUAAUCUGGUGAACCGGGUUCGCUUCCCUGCUCCUCCAGAUGCAGCUGCUGGGUGACCUUGGGCCAGUCACACUUCUCUGAAGUCUCUCAGCCUCACUCACCUCACAGAGUUUGUUGUGGGGGAGGAAGGGAAAGGAGAAUGUUAGCUGCUUUGAGACUCCUUCAGGUAGUGAUAAAGCGGGAUAUCAAAUCCAAACUCCUUUUCUUCUUCACAGGGAAUAUGCCUAAUCGAGACAUGAGGGAGUGGCCACUGCUUCUGAGCUCCACAGAUGCAUGUGGCUGGUCCCUGUUGGCAAUAAUGCAUUAUUUUUUUACCAAAUAGUAAAAGAAAUUGCUCUCUUUUAAAUGGUUAAGAGUCCAUUUUCAGUGAAUGUACGAACUGCCCCCAGGUCACUGGAAAUAGAACUAGACAUUCUGUGGCACAGUGUUUACCAGUUUUCACCGCUAAGACUUACCACAUUAAGAUAAUUGAAGUCUGAAUGGGGAACUAAGCCAUUUAGGUGCAUAACUUAGGAAGUUUGUAGUCACGGAUCUCCAUAUUACAUCAUUCAUGCUUAGAGCCACAUCACUGCAGAGUAUCUCAAAAUAACAACCAUUAUGCCUUCUUUUAAAAGUCAUUAGGUAAGAUGGAAUUUCCCUCCAUCGUGCAAUUGUGCUCAGAUUUUGCAACAGUGCAACCUUUUAUAUCUCUGUUCAGUGGGACAUUCGCCCAAGUGAGCCUAAACAUUCAAAUAACUCAGGAACAUGCAGAAAAGCACAUGCUUCUUUUAAGUGGCUGUCUCAUCAUUUCCAUCUGUGCUCUGCUAAAUAUUUUUUUAAACUUAUUACAGAUGUUUAUAACUAUCUAAUCCUAAUAUUUGAAGAAAUAAUAAAAGUGGACAUCCAUCUUAAACAGUAGAAUGCUGAAAAAUAGUAGGGAAAAUAUACUGGAUGGCAGCUUUAGGCUUUGAGUAGAUCUUUACACAAUUUUCUAGCUACACACAUGAGGUCAGUAUGUGCUUUUGGGUGGCCUGUUGACUGUGGCGUGGUUCAGAAGGCUCAAGUUUCAAGGCUCUAUAAACAUAUUAGAAAUGAAAACGUGAUAGUCUGUUUCAGACAAUCACCCAAAGCUUCAUAAACCAUAUUUGCUUGAAUAACCCCAUAGAGGGUUUUUCAAUAUUUGCUUAGCAUUAGAAGAUAGCUCAUACCAUGCAUUUAAUAUAGUUAAAUUAUUUUAAAUUAGCAUUUCAAAUAUUUUGAGAUCUGAGAUACAGAUAUAGAUGAGAAUUCUGUUUUGAGAUUGGAGGAAAUUUAAAGACUAUUUGAAUAAAUAUUGUAAUAUUAAAGAUAUGUAAUCACUUGAAAGAACAAAUUAGGCCUAGGAUAAAAUUAGGAUUAAAUAAAUAAUAAAGAAAAUGUACAAUAAGAAGAGUCUGGAAAUUUGAUCAUGACCGGAAUAUUGUUAUAUGAAAUAAUGAUAUUGGAAACUGCUACAUUUAAUUACAAGGAAAUUCAGAUGGAAGAGAUUAGACGAAGUCAAGUAAUAUGUUUAUGAAGAUGGAUCUUAAUUAACUAAUUAAGUUUUAGUGUAUGUGGUAGUAUAUGGGAUGUGGGAAGUAUUUUAUGUUCUUUACUUUUUCUUUUUCUUUUAUUAUUGUUUAUUCUUUUUUUUGUUAUGUUAUGCUUUUGUAUGAAAAUUAAUAAACAUUAUUGUGGGGAGGGAAAAUAAUUCUGUUUUGAAUUGUGUUUGUCAACAAAUGGCAUUGUCUGUCUCAUUCUGCCCAGAUCCUGAUGAGUUUGACAGGAUAAUGGAGCCAUUGGAUGUGAAGAGCAAAAAGAUUCACAUUGUGGAUAGCGGGCUUACAUUUAAUCUGCCAUACCCAAUUAUCCUAAGACCACAACGAGGAGUUGACCUUAUCAUCUCAUUUGAUUUUUCGGCACGUCCCAGUGAUUCUAGCCCUCCUUUCAAGGUGAGAAAUCCUGGAUAUUGCAAUUCAUGCAGAGGAAGUGCUAAAUAAGAAUUUUUUCCCCCUCACACAAAUGAUGAUAGGUUGUUUUACAUGAAGUCCUUGUGCAAAUGGAACAGCUUCUGCUCACGCAAUGGAAUUUUCUCUCCCUCUACUCCCCUCCCACCUUGCGCCCCCACCAACUGUACACACCCAAAUAUGCCCUACAGCAUGGGUAGGCAAACUAAGGCCCGGGGGAUGGAUCCGGCCCAAUCGCCUUCUAAAUCCUGCCCAUGGGUGGUCCAGGAAUCAGUGUGUUUUAACAUGAGUAGAAUGUGUCCUUUUAUUUCAAAUGCAUCUCUGGGUUAUUUGUGGGGCCUGCCUGGUGUUUUUACACAAGUAGAAUGUGUGCUUUUAUUUAAAAUGCACCUCUGGGUGAUUUGUGGGGCAUAGGAAUUCGUUCAACCGCCUCCCUCAAAAAAAAUAUAGUCUGGCCCCACACAAGGUCUGAGGGACAAGGUCUGCUGAAAAAGUUUGCUGACCCCUGCUCUACAGAUUAGGGAGGAGCUGAGGGAGGAGCAGUCCUGUUGCACAAUCAGAAAUCAUCCCCCCCUUGUGCAACUACAUAGAAUCAUAGAAUUGUAGAGUUGGAGGGGACCACGAGGGUCAUCUAGUCCAACCCCCUGCAAUGCCAAAAUCUUUUGCCCAACCAGGGGCUCGAACCCACGAACCUGAGAUUGAGAGUCUCAUGCUCUACCAAUAUCCUUGGACUCAACCCAAUAUGUGAACAUGGAGCUGCCAUUUUUGGUGACAGUUCAACAACGCCAUGAGUCUGCCAGGCAAACAUGGGAACUGGUCCAUUAUCUUGCUGCCAGCAUGCUUACAUGGUAUUCUUGUAUAAAUAUAAAUGGCAACUCUAAAUUGGUGUGCAUUUGAUGCAUGCAGAACCAUGCACGCAUGUGUCAUGCUUGGCACCGGAAGAGAGCAGAACAGGCUGAAGGAGCAUCUCCACCCCCAUCAUUCUGCCCGGACGCUGAGGUCCAGUGCCGAGGGCCUUCUUGCGGUUCCUUCACUGCAAGAAGCAAAGCUACAGGGAACCAGGCAGAGGGCUUUCUCGGUAGUGGCACCCGCCCUGUGGAACGCCCUCCCAUCAGAUAUCAAAGAGAUAAAUAACUACCUGACAUUUAGAAAACAUCUGAAGGCAGCCCUGUUCAGGGAAGUUUUUAAUGUGUGACAUUUUGAUGUAUUUUUAAUCUUUGUUGGAAGCCGCCCAGAGUGGCUGGGGAAACCCAGCCAGACAGGCGGGGUACAAAUAAUAAAUUAUUAUUAUGCAUGCUCCGCCGAUGCGCAGUGACUUGGAACAUAACCCUCCACCUAAAUGGAGGUUUGCCUGUAUUCUCUUUCCAUUAUUUAUAACUAAGGUGUCCACAUAUAAUGUCAUUUCUGCCUGUCCCAGCCUUCCUUUUCUCAUUGUUUUGUUUUGUUUUGGUUUUUUUGCUUUCUUCUAGGAAAUUUUACUUGCUGAAAAAUGGGCGAAAAUGAACAACCUUCCUUUCCCCAAAAUAGACCCAAAUGUUUUUGAUCGCGAAGGCUUAAAGGAGUGCUACGUCUUCAAACCCAAGAAUCCUUCUUCUGACAUAGACUGUCCAACAAUUAUCCACUUUGUUUUAGCCAAUAUAAAUUUUAGAGAAUACAAAGCGCCAGGUCAGUAGGCUAAAAUGACAACACAAAAUUAAUCCUAUGUUAUCUAAGGAUACAGUUACAGUACAGUUUAAUCUUUCUCUGUGUGUGUCUUUUCUCUUAAUCAUGUGCAUGGUUUUUUCUCACCUCAUCAUCAUAAUCAACAACACCAUUAUUUCUCAUUUCCCCCAGACUGGGACUCAAAUUGGCUUACUUACUAACUUACUUUUACUAAAUAGAUAUUAAACUGUGGUAUAUCAACUGAACAGUUUGCCCUUUAAAAUGCCUACUUCCAUUGUGGUCUACUUAACAGGUGUUCCAAGGGAAACUCAAGAAGAGAAAGAUUUUGCUGAGUUUGAUGUUUUUGAUGAUCCUGAUACACCGUUCUCCACCUUCAACUUCCAGUACCCAAAUGAGGCCUUCUGCAGACUGCACGAUCUAAUGGAGUUUAAUACCCUGAACAACUUAAAUGUAUGUUUAAUGCACAACUUGCUUCAAUUCAAAGAUGCUUCGGUUGCUUUGUGGAAGUGAAGUGGUGGUUCUUAAUGACUUUUCCACUCUCUGCGUGCAGAUGUUUAUGGGUGUGGUGCCACAAUCCUCUGAUUUCUGUUUAUUCUUAAGAGGGCUGCUUAUCGCUUUCAAGAGCUGUUUUUUUUAUUAUUUGUAUUUCACAAAGAAAACACAGCCAAUGAAUGUGAUACAAAGGAAUUGCCAGAAUACUUUUAAGAGCGGGGUUAUGCCUUAGCUGUGUUCAAAGGGUUCCUGGAAUCCGCUCUGUACACCGGGUUCUGCAGGCAGAUUUGGGUAUUGAAGACUCAAAUGACAGGUUUCUAUUUGGCAUCACCGUGUAAAGUAUCUCAUGUGGGGGGGGGGGGAAGCCAAAUUUGGUUUGAAAGGCUAGCAGUCAUUCCUUCUCACAGUAAAAUGUGUGAUCUGAUGGAGUAUGGCAGCACAAUGGAACUGUUGUGAAAGAAAAGGGGUUUUUCUGAUCAUAUGGAAGAGACUCUGCCCUAUGAAAAGGUGUCGAGAGACAAAACUAAAUUAGAAUCUGAGGACUGUACAUACUUCCUACUUUUGUGAUACCAUGAAGCUCUCUUGGCAGAAAGUAGAGGCACUGUGUGUUGGGCGGUUUGUUACGCUGAUGGGAAAUAAGUUUGCUGCAGUCCUAAUUAAUCCCGCACAGUGUAGCAAUCACACUAUAGAUCCUGUGAUCCUAAGAAGAAGGGCAGCAUACAAAAUUAAUAAAGAAAGUAGAUAAAUAAAAAUAAAUAGAGCUUCCUAUCAGCCGUGUUUAUGGGGUAGGAAAAAUAUUUAAGCACUCCUUAAUAAUAUUUAAGUAUAAUAUCACAACUUAAAUGAUUGCUGUACUUCCGGUAUUAUAUUAAAGACUGAAUGGGUAUUACUAUGCAGAAGACUAGAGUUUAAUAUUAGAUGUAUGGUUUGUUUCUUGUUUUUGCUAACAACUUAAUUAAAUGAACGUAGUGGUGUUUUUUUUCUGCUGUAGAUGCCCAAAUGGACAGUUAGAAUGUGAUCAAAAUAUGCCACCUACUGGCUAAAUUUAAUUCUGUAUUUCUUCUGUGAAAAUACAAAUAAGGAUCAAAAUUGCUUGGUUGCAUUAAGAGCAAGAGAUCCAUUCCAAGUUUAAAUGGAUAAAAUUUUCAUCAGAAACAUCAACAUAGUUUGUCUAUGCUAAUGCAAAUAUUUUUUUCCUAUUGUAUACAAUCAGGUAUACAAUCUACCUGUAUGUAGGUAUGCAUGCUCACGUGUGUGUGUGUGUGUGUGUGUGUGUGUGUGUGUGUGUAAAUUGCUAUCCUGAGAAUACAUAUUUCCAGUGGUGAAACCCUUACAGUUACAUAGGGUCGGCUUACUUUCAGAACCUAAUUACUAGUGAGUCUUGUGCAGCUGCUGUCUGGAGAAUAAAUCUCUCCCAUGAGUUCACCAGCUCUGCUGCAGGAUGAUAAUUUCAGGCUAAUAAUAAUAAUUUUAUUAUUUAUAUGCCACCCAUCUGACUGGGUUUCCCCAGCCACUCUGGGUGGCUUCCAGCAUAUACAGAAACAUAAUAAAAUAUCAAACAUUAAAAACUGAAGGGUUGCCUUCAGAUGUCUUCUAAAAGUCAGAUAGUUGUUUAUUUCCUUGACAUCUGAUGGGCGGGUGUCACUACUGAGAAGGCCCUCUGCCUGGUUUCCUGUAACUUCACUUCUUGCAUUGAGGAAACCACCAGAAGGUCCUCAGAGCUGGACCUCCAUGUCUAAGCUGAAUGAUGCGGGUGGAGACGCUCCUUCAGGUAUAAAGGACCAGGCUGUUUAGGGCUUUAAAGGUCAUCACCAACACUUUGAAUUGUGUUUGGAAAUGUACUGGGAGCCAAUGCAGGUCUUUCAGGACCAGUGUUAUAUGGUCCUGGCACUGCUCCCAGUCACCAGUUUAGAGAAGACUUGCUUUAAAACAUUUAAACAGUUUUCAUGGAUAAAAAUGUACCGAAGGCAUGCAAAUCCACCUGCCAUUUGAAGAAAGGGGAGGGAAUGCAUGUUUAUUACCUGGUUUUCCAGGUUAUGCAAAGAAGACAAAUAGCAUCUGCAUCUGAUGACCUUUGGUUGUUAGUUAGUUUCUUCUGUGGCAUGUUUACACGCUUUGAAGUGCGUAAACAAGCACUUCACAUCCACUUCGCAUGUGGGGACUUGCGGAAGAAGUGGCUACUAAUGAGUUCAAUGUUGUUUUGCUUCUGUUUUGCAGAUAGUCAAGCAAGCAAUAGCGGACAGUAUUGAGUACAGAAGACAGAACCCGUCGCGCUGCUCUGUGUCCCUCAGCAGCGUCGAGGCGAGGAGAUACUUCAACAAGACACAAAGCAACAACCACACAUAGGGAUAACACAUUGCAGGCUUAUCACCCAAAGCAGAGUCUUCCUGGAUUGGUCGGACAGACAUCAUGAUGAAGAAAAUUGCUUCUGGUAUAAACAGUGCAGAAACACAAUGUGGGCAUUUUAUAGACUUUAAAAUGGCACGGAGUUAUCUUACAGUCAUGACAAUAUCCUAAGCUCAUGUUACUACACAAAUGUGCAGCAAUAAGCGCUAGAAAAUUUUGAUACCGUUGUCUGACGAUGAGUUCAUGCUAAUGUGCUCUGUGUACAAAAUGCCAGUUCACUCGUACAUUAGCACCAGUGGGAAUAUAAUUGGCUUCUUUAAAAUGUUACUGUUUAUUUUUUAUUACAUAUACAUAUAUGUAGAUACGGCUGAAUAUUGUUUCUUGUUACUCUUUAACUUGGUUGGUAAACGAGCUAGACUUUUUCUUUUCUUUUUUCAAGCAAGGUUGAAAAUUCUGGGAUGGGGUCUGAAAUGUCACUCAGAUGGGGGCACAGAAAGCACUUUAUCUACAACCCUUUCGCUUGUCUUCUGCGGUAAUAUUGUAGCGUGCAAAAGAGCAACAAAAAGAAAAUCUCCAUAAAGUGAUUUCUUCCUACUUGCUAACUGCCUCAAUUUGCUACAUGAAACCAUUUCGUGCAUCCUUCCUUCAUGGGAUUAGAACAGGCAUGGGCAAACUCGGCCCUCCAGAUGUUUUGGGACUACAGCUCCCAUCAUCCCUAGCUAACAGGACCAGUGGCUAGGGGUAAUGGGAAUUGUAGUCCCAAAACAUCUGGAGAGCCGGGUUUGCCCAUGCCUGGAUUAGAAUCACAUGAGGGGGAAACCAGGGCCCAGAUGACUGGACCCACUCCAUCGCAUUGGACCCCUGUCACCCCUGUAACUGUCCACAGGUUUUAGGGGAUAGUCUGCAGUGGGGAGCCUGUUCCAUUCAUGCUGGCUUCUGACAUAAUUUUGAACUUUGGUCGCAAAGGGUUCUAAACCUUAGAGGGAUCGUACACAUGUGGAGCAGGCUGGCCACUUCAGACCUUCUCCUCAAUGUGUGGACAGGGUGGAGGAAUGCAGAUUGGGCCAGUAACCAUGACCCCCAUUCCUCCCUCACACUGUGGGGCAUAACAUCUGAAUGGCACUAUAGUCUUCCCCCCUUCUAUCAUACUGAACGCGGGUGGCGCUGUGGUCUAAACCACUGAGCCUCUUGGGCUUGCCGAUCAGAAGGUCAGCGGUUCAAAUCCCCAUGAUGGGGUGAGCUCCCAUUGCUCUGUCCCAGCUCCUGCCAACCUAGCAGUUCGAAAGCACACUGGCGCAAGUAGAUAAAUAGGUACCACUGCGGCAGGAAGGUAAACAGUGUUUCCGUGCGCUCUGGUUUCCGUUGUACCAGAAGUGGUUUAGUUCUGCUGGCCACAUGACCUGGAAAGCUGUCUGUGGACAAACGCCAGCUCCCUCAGCCUGAAAGCGAGAUGAGCGCCGCAACCCCAUAGUCGCCUUUGACUGGACUUAACCAUCCAGGGGUCCUUUAUACUACCAUUUCUAUGUAGCCCCAUGCCACUGUUGGAAUAUGCAAGUCUUUUAUUUGUAUCUGAUUGGUUGAAUGUUUAGGUUGUUCUAAGGCUGUGUGUGUAAGGCACUGCUCAUGCAUACCUAGAAUGAGACACUUGCUGCUGAAAGCUUCUCUCUUUUUUCACUACUUGAAGCUUUGAAGAGUUAACUACAUGGCUCUGCCAUUAGCACCUUGGAUGUCGUGAGGCAAUGUGAUGCUAGUAUUUGCCUGGAGUUGGAUGAUACACGUUCUGGAAGGGCCACAGAGCCCUUUCGCAUGCUGAAGAUGUUUUCAGUAUCAACGGCAGGUAAUACAUUGGGCAGCAAUAAGGUUAUACUGCAAGCAAAAGAGAUGUUCCUUCCUGGUUACUUACAAAGCCUUGUUUCAAACCUCGGAAAACAAAGAAACAGUGCCUUUGAGAAAAGGACUAAGGGCUAAUUAAAGUGUCAUAUUUUAGAACUUUGUUUUCAGGAUAGGUUGAAAUAUGGUGGACCAGUUCUCUGCAGUUGACCACGAGUCCUCUUCACCAGAGAGCUCACAGUGAUCUAUGAGCAAAAUCAUAGAAUCAUAGAGUUGGAAGAGACCACAAGGGCCAUCGAAUCCAACCCCCUGCCAAGCAGGAAACACCAUCAGAGCACUCCUGACAUAUGGUUGUCAAGCCUCUGCUUAAAGACCUCCAAAGAAGGAGACUCCACCACACUCCUUGGCAGCAAAUUCCACUGUCGAACAGCUCUUACUGUCAGGAAGUUCUUCCUAAUGUUUAGGUGGAAUCUUCUUUCUAGUAGUUUGGAUCCAUUGCUCCGUGUCCGCUUCUCUGGAGCAGCAGAAAACAACCUUUCUCCCUCCUCUAUGUGACAUCCUUUUAUAUGUGCAUGAUCUAGCUGAUUUGCUCUUCGCAGUGGGCUGACUUUCCCAGACAUUCCCAUAACUACUGUAAAUAAGGUUUUUCAUUAUGCUUUGGUUGGAUAUUUUAUGUCUAGCUGUCUCCUUUGUUUUCCCACAAAGAUGCAUAAUGCAGUGUCCAUAGGCAUCAAUUAAUAGCACUGCACCCCAGUUCUGCAAAACGAGGGUGAAUUCAUAUACACCUUCCCCCCCACACUUGAUGAUUGUACAGUGGUACCUCGGGUUAAGUACUUAAUUCGUUCUGGAGGUCUGUUCUUAACCUGAAACUGUUCUUAACCUGAAGCACCACUUUAGCUAAUGGGGCCUCCUGUUGCUGCCGUGCCACCGGAGCACGAUUUCUGUUCUCAUCCUGAAGCAAAGUUCUUAACCGGAGGUAAUAUUUCUGGGUUAGCGGAGUCUGUAACCUGAAGCGUAUGUAACCUGAGGUACCACUGUAGUUAUUUCACGCAAGCCCGAUUGUUGGCAUAAAUCAACACAUUCAAGAAAUUCUGUCAGUAAAGGUAAAUUUUACCCAUGAUGACUUUAUCACCAUAUCCAUAACUUCUUAAUUGUUUGUCUGAAUUCAACCGUGGUCUUUUGUGUUAAUUUGCUUUUACUGUCAGAAUUUCAGCUAAUGGCUAAUGAUUCUGGUUCGUCUCCCAAGGUGCCACUGGGCUGUUAAAUCUCAGCCGAACAAUGUUAUUGUGUCAUAAGCUUUCAUGGCCAGAGCACACUUUUUGCAUAGAUACCCGGAGUUCGGAGAGGCAGCACUUUAUCGAAGCCAAAAGGCCAAGCAAUCAAAGAGACAAAAGGCUUGUCAUCGAGCAGAACAUAUUUGAAUUGCUCUGUCGUGUUCCUUGUUUUUAUUUAUUUAUUUAAGACUGUAAGCUGCUUUGUGGAAGUCAGAAUCAAAUGAAUCCAGUCCAAAUGAAUGCAAGGUCCAAACGUCUGGGUGCGACCCAUUCCUGAUGUCAGCCACGUUGAUGUGGUCUUCCAUUGAGACCCCCCAAACCAAGUCCCUCACCAGCAACCCUGCUCUGCGUUCUCUUUGAGUGCUUUUCCCUACCUGGAAUUUAACUUUCAACCAUGAUAAUGGCUACUGUUAGUUUGUGAGAGCCCUUUGGUAGCAACUACCUGCUAAUUUCAAGCAUUGAUCCUGAAAAACAAAUGACUUAAGCCUUCCAUGGUGAGAAGUCUAAUAUAACCCCUUUCUAUGAUUUAGAAGAAGAAGAAGCGUUUGGAUUUGAUAUCCCGCUUUAUCACUACCCGAAGGAGUCUCAAAGCAGCUAACAAUCUCCUUUCCCUUCCUCCCCCACAACAAACACUCUGUGAGGUGAGUGGGGCUGAGAGACUUCAAGAAGUGUGACUGGCCCAAGGUCACCCAGCAGCUGCAUGUGGAGGAGCGGGGACGUGAACCCGGUUCCCCAGAUUACGAGUCUACUGCUCUUAACCACUACACCACACCACACUGGCUCUUUAGUUGGGGAUGGAUGCGUUCUGAUCUGGCAGGUGUACCGGAUAGCUCAGUUGGUAGAGCAUGAGACUAUUAAUCUCAGGGACGUGGGUUUGAGCCCGACAUUGGGUGAAAGAUUCCUGUAUUGCAGGGAGUUGGGUUAAAUGACCCUCCUGGUCCCUUCCAACUCUACGAUCCUUUUGAGAAUCGUUUUGAUAGCCAAACUUUCUGUGCUUAGGUGCCAUAUUGGGAUUUCUUCUUGCAUCUGCUGGGUCAGAAAUUUCGAAGCAUCUAGUCUCUUGAAUUCUCAACUCUGGUCCAAAUUGUCUAAUUGCUUUCCUUGUUUCUGUCAAAACUAUAAAUAACCAUCAUUGCUAUAAUGAGUUAAAGCAGUUUUCACAGUGGAUUAGUAGGAGCUAAACUAAAUUUGUAUAUGAUUCUGUUUGCAGUAAUUUUUUUCAACAGCUUUUCGUUUAUCAGAGAGAUUACUUAUCCAAUGGUGGCUGCAUCUAUAAUAAACAAGUCCAUUUUUCAAUUGUCUACAAUAUGUGAAACCUACAAGUGAGAACCUAGUAGAGCUGCUUUCUUUCUUAAUAGCUACUUCACAACCCACCUUCAAAUGUUUGUAUAAUACUAAGGGAUUACUAAAACUCCUAUCCUUGAUUAAUCAAGUUUUAUGUUAGUUUUAAUUAGUACUUGUUUAAAACUGCGUGAGUAAAAUAAGCACAAUGUAUUUUACAAUUGUAUUUUAAAAGUAUUUACAAUGAAGCAAAAAGAAGCCGGUACUAUAUUUUUAGAUAUAUCUUUUUAAAUAUUUUGUUCAUAAAUACAAUAGCACUGGCUUAUUCAGUUUUAUACAGAAAGCAAUUUUGUAUGCGUCUUUUCUGAUACUUGGAGAAUCUCCUCUGGAUCUGUGUUGUAAUAUGAAAAUAUUUGUUAUUGUCUUGUUACUGGGUACUUAAAACAAUAAAAUAUGAACUUCAAUAUAUUACUUUCA